UCCCAGCCUCGCCUCGGGUGUAGGGAUUGCAUAAAGCAAAACUACACUGUUUCGACUGUGUAGUUUUGUUUUUAGGUUUAGAGGCUCAACGAUUCAUGUCUGGGAUUGUCUAAAAAACCAACUCUGGAUAAGGACGUCGUUUCAGAAGGAACACUGGGCUUUGCCCACCCUUUUUAGGCACUCUUGAGAAAUCAGAGUGCCUAAAAAGAUGGCGACUCAAGCCCCUACGUUCACACAGCCAUUACAAAGUGUUGUGGCACUGGAGGGUAGUGCCGCAACCUUUGAGGCUCAUAUUAGUGGUUUUCCAGUUCCCGAGGUGAGCUGGUUUAGGGAUGGCCAGGUUCUUUCCGCUGCGACGCUGCCCGGCGUGCAGAUCUCUUUUAGCGAUGGCCGCGCUAAAUUGACGAUCCCCGCCGUGACAAAAGACAACAGUGGAAGAUAUUCCCUGCGAGCCACCAAUGGAUCUGGACAAGCGACUAGUACUGCUGAACUCCUCGUUACAGCAGAAACAGCGCCCCCCAACUUCGUACAAAGACUACAGAGCAUGACCGUGAGACAAGGAAGCCAAGUCCGCCUGGAAGUUAGAGUGACUGGAAUCCCUACACCUGUGGUGAAGUUCUAUCGGGACGGAGCAGAAAUCCAAAGCUCCUUUGAUUUUCAGAUUUCACAAGAAGGCAACCUCUACAGCUUAUUAAUUGCAGAAGCUUAUCCCGAAGACUCUGGAACCUAUUCAGUAAAUGCUACAAAUAGUGUUGGAAGAGCUACUUCAACUGCAGAAUUACUGGUUCAAGGCGAAGAAGUAAUACCCGCUAAAAAGACAAAAACAAUUGUUUCGACUGCUCAGAUUUCCCAAACAAGACAAACUCGAAUUGAAAAGAAAAUUGAAGCCCACUUUGAUGCCAGAUCAAUUGCGUCUGUUGAAAUGGUCAUAGAUGGUGCCACUGGACAACAGCUGCCCCACAAAACACCUCCAAGGAUACCUCCUAAGCCUAAGUCAAGAUCUCCAACUCCACCGUCCAUUGCUGCAAAAGUUCAGCUGAGCCGCCAGCAGUCUCCAUCCCCAGUUAGACAGUCACCAUCUCCCGUCAGACAUGUUCGGGCACCAACCCCAUCUCCUGUCAGGUCUGUGUCUCCAGCUGGAAGGAUUUCCACAUCACCCAUUAGACCUGUGAAGUCCCCAUUACUGAUGCGGAAGACACAGACCACCAUAGCUACUGGUCCUGAGGUGCCUCCCCCUUGGAAGCAAGAGGGCUAUGUAGCUACCUCCGAAUCACAAAUGAGGGAAACCACAGUGACAAGUUCAACACAGAUUAGAACUGAAGAAAGAUGGGAAGGCAAAUAUGGUAUCCAAGAGCAAGUGACCAUCAGUGGAGCUGCCGGGGCUGAAGUCAGUGCUGCAAGUGCAGCCUUUGCUGCUGGAGUUGCAGCCACUGGUGCUAAAGAGGUGAGACAAGAAGCCGACAAGAGCGCAGCUGUUGCGACCGUUGUUGCCGCAGUUGAUAUGGCCAGAGUGAGAGAACCAGUAACGAGUGCUGUAGAACAGACUGCAAUGAGGACAACCACGACUGCAGUGCAUGUACAACCUGUUCAAGAGCAGACAAGAAAAGAAGCAAAGACUGCUACAACCAAGGUAGUAGUUGCUACUGAUAAAGCCAAGGAACAGGAAUUAAAAUUGAAAACCAGAGAAGAAAUUACUACCAAGAAAGAACAAAUACACAUAACUCAAGAAAAGAUGAGAAAAGAAACCGAGAAAGCCUUUGUACCGAAGGUAGUAAUUACCGCUGCUAAAGCUAAAGAACAAGAAACUAAAACUGCUGAAGGAAUAAGACAGCAACAAGUACAAGUAACUCAAGAGACGAUGAGGAAGGAAGCCGAGAGCACUGCAGUAGCUAUGGUGGUAGCUGCCUCUGACAAACUUGAAGAACAAGAAACAGUGCUGAGAGCUAGAGAAGAGCUUGUCUCAAUACAAGAACAAAUGCAUAUAACUCAUGGAGAGAUGAGAAAAGAAACUAGGAAAACAGUGGUACCUAAAGUCAUAGUUGCCACUCCUAAAGUCAAAGAACAAGAAACAAUAUCAAGAACUAGAGAAGAAAUCGCUACUAAGCAGGAACAAUUACACAUAACACAAGAAAAGAUGAGGAAGGAAGCUGAGAAACUUGCUCAUUCUACAAUAGCAAUUGCAGCUGCUAAAGCCAAAGCUCAAGAAACUACACUGAGAAGUAGAGAAGGAAUGGCCGUCAGACAUGAACAAUUUCAUGUUACUCAUGAAAAGAUGAGAAAAGAAGCUGAGAAAACCACAGCACCUACUGUUGUAGUUGCUACCACUAAAUCCAAACAGGAUGCAAUAUCAAGAACUAGAGAAGGAAUUUCUACCCAACAAGAACAAGUACACAUAACCCAUGAAAAGGUGGGAGCUGGGAAAAAGGCCGAAGCCGUGGCCACCGUUGUUGCUGCAGUCGAUCAAGCCCGUGUGAGAGAGCCCCGAGAGCCAGGGCAUUUCGAAGAAUCUUACGGGCAACAGACAACUUUGGAGUAUGGCUAUAAGGAGCAGAUCUCCGAAACCAGAGUCAUUGAGCAUCCCCAGCGUCCGGUUUCAGAACCUCAUGUUGUCCCUAAAGCAGUCAAGCCCGCAGUGGUACCAGUGCCUUCUGAAACGCAUAUCUCAACAACAGAUCAAAUGGGAAUGCACAUAUCAUCACAGAUCAAGAAAACGUCAGAUCUGACAACCGAAAGAUUAGUCCAUGUGGAACACAAACGUCCUCGUACAGCAAGUCCUCACUUUACCGUUUCAAAAAUUUCUGUUCCUAAAACGGAACAUGGACAUGAGGUAUCAAUAGCAGGCAGUGCUAUUGCUACGCUACAAAAAGAAUUGUCGACCACUUCUGUUCAGAAGAUUACCAAGCCAGUGAAGGCUCCUACCGUCAAGCCAGUUGAUACUAGAGUAAGGGUGGAGCCCACCCCUUCACCACAAUUUCCCUUUGCUGACACACCUGAGACAUACAAAAGUCAUGCUGGAAUUGAAGUGAAGAAGGAGGUAGGAAUGAACAUCACUGGUGAGACAGUCCGUGAAGAGCAUUAUGAAGUACUGAAAGGACGAGAAACAAAGGUUACAGAGACAGCUAGAGUGCCUGCACCAGCAGAAGUUCCUGUAACUCCACCAACAUUAGUCUCAGGCCUAAAGAAUGUGACAGUCAUAGAAGGUGAAUCUGUUACUUUGGAAUGCCAUAUCUCUGGCCACCCAUCGCCGACGGUGAUGUGGUACAGAGAAGAUUACCAAAUCGAAAGUUCCAUUGAUUUCCAGAUUACUUUCCAGUCCGGCAUUGCUCGACUGAUGAUUCGAGAAGCCUUUGCAGAAGACAGUGGGAGGUUUACUUGUACUGCUGUCAAUGAGGCUGGAACUGUCAGUACUUCAUGCUAUUUAGCAGUACAAGUUUCAGAAGAGUUUGAAAGCAGAGAAACAACUGCUGUUACUGAAAAAUUAACUACAGACACAAAACGCUUUGUGGAGUCAAAAGAUGUGGUAAUGGUGGAGACUAGCAUCGCAGAAGAGCAAGCUGGUCCUGGAGAACCUGCUGCUCCUUUCUUUAUAAGAAAGCCAAUAGUACAGAAAUUAGUUGAAGGUGGGAGCAUCGUUUUUGAGUGCGUGAUUGGAGGCAACCCAAAACCCCAUGUGUACUGGAAAAAAGCAGGUGUUCCUCUCACCACUGGAUACAGGUACAAAGUAAGUUACAAUAAGCAAACUGGUGAAUGCAGGCUGGUGAUUUCCAUGACUUUUGCUGACGAUGCUGGUGAAUAUACUGUCGUUAUUCGUAAUAAGCAUGGGGAAACUUCCGCAUCCGCCUCCUUACUAGAAGAAGCUGAUUACGAGUUGUUGAUGAAGUCACAGCAUGAAAUGCUUUACCAGACACAAAUGACUGCAUUUGUUCAAGAGCCCAAGGUUGGGGAGAUGGCACCUGGGUCCCCCUACCCUGAAUAUGAAAAAGAAUAUGAAAAAGAACAAGCCUUGAUUAGGAAGAAAAUGGCUAAAGAUACGGUUCUGGUCAGAUCUUUUGUAGAGGACCAGGAAUUCCAUAUUUCUUCCUUUGAAGAGAGACUUAUUAAAGAAAUUGAAUACAGAAUUAUAAAGACUACAUUAGAAGAACUUCUUGAAGAAGAUGGUGAAGAAAAGAUGUCAGUUGACAUUUCUGAGUCUGAAACUAUUGAAGCAGGAUUUGACUUACGAAUAAAGAAUUACAGAGUAGUUGAGGGAAUGAGUGCUACUUUCCAUUGCAAGAUGUCUGGAUAUCCAUUACCCAAGAUUGCAUGGUACAAAGAUGGCAAGCGCAUCAAACAUGGUGAACGAUACCAAAUGGACUUUCUUCAGGAUGGCAGGGCUAGUCUGCGCUUACCUGUUGUUCUUCCAGAAGAUGAAGGAAUCUAUACAGCAUUUGCCAGCAAUAUCAAAGGGAAUGCAAUUUGCUCAGGCAAACUUUAUGUGGAACCUUCUGCACCAUUUGGAGCUCCAUCUUAUCUGCCAACACCAGAUACAAUGAGCAGAAUUCGAUCAGUCUCUCCCCGUUCUUUAAGCCGUUCUCCUGCACGAAUGUCUCCUGCUUAUAUGUCUCCUGCCCGUAUGUCUCCUGUCCGAAUGUCUCCUGCCCGAAUGUCUCCUGCCCGCAUGUCACCUGCACGCAUUUCUCCGGGACGUCGUCUGGAUGAAACAGAUGAGUCACAACUGGAAAGACUUUAUAAACCCGUCUUCGUAUUAAAACCCACCUCAUUCAAAUGUUUAGAAGGACAGACUGCCAGAUUUGACUUAAAAGUUGUUGGCAGACCUAUGCCAGAGACUCUCUGGUUUCAUAAUGGCCAGCAGAUUGUCAAUGAUUAUACUCAUAAAGUAGUAAUUAAAGAAGAUGGCACACAAUCACUGAUCAUUGUUCCUGCCACACCUGAGGAUUCAGGAGAGUGGACGGUGGUUGCCCAGAACAGAGCAGGGAAAUCAUCCAUCUCGAUGACUUUAACUGUUGAAGCUGUGGAACACCAGGUGAAACCGAUGUUUGUGGAAAAACUGAAAAAUGUCAAUGUAAAGGAAGGUUCUAGACUCGAGAUGAAAGUCAGGGCUACUGGCAAUCCAAAUCCUGACAUCGUUUGGUUGAAAAACAGUGACAUUAUUGUACCUCAUAAAUAUCCAAAAAUCAAAAUUGAAGGAACCAAGGGAGAAGCUUUCCUAAAAAUUGAUUCCGCUGUCAGCCAUGAUUCUGCGUGGUAUACUGCAACAGCUAUCAACAAGGCUGGUCGAGACACCACAAGGUGUAAAGUCAAUGUUGAAGUUGACUUUGCAGAACCUGAACCAGAAAGAAAACUAAUUAUUCCACGUGGGACAUAUCGUGCCAAAGAGAUUGCAGCACCAGAACUGGAGCCUCUCCAUUUACGAUAUGGUCAAGAACAAUGGGAAGAGGGUGACCUCUAUGACAAGGAGAAACAACAGAAACCAUUCUUCAAGAAAAAACUCACCUCUUUAAGGCUCAAGCGCUUUGGACCUGCUCACUUUGAAUGCAGACUCACACCAAUUGGUGAUCCAACCAUGGUGGUGGAAUGGCUCCAUGAUGGCAAGCCACUGGAAGCAGCCAACAGGCUUCGCAUGAUCAAUGAAUUUGGAUAUUGCAGCCUUGACUAUGGAGUCGCCUACUCCAGGGACAGUGGUGUUAUCACUUGCAGAGCCAGUAAUAAAUAUGGAACUGAUCAUACAUCAGCCACCCUUAUUGUUAAAGAUGAGAAAAGUCUUGUUGAAGAAUCUCAAUUACCUGAAGGGAGGAAAGGGUUGCAGAGAAUUGAGGAACUAGAGAGGAUGGCCCAUGAGGGUGCACUUACUGGAGUAACAACUGAUCAAAAAGAGAAGCAAAAACCUGACAUCGUUUUGUUUCCAGAGCCAGUCAGAGUACUUGAAGGAGAAACUGCUCGGUUUCGCUGCCGUGUGACAGGCUACCCACAGCCCAAGGUGAACUGGUACCUCAACGGACAGCUCAUCCGCAAAAGCAAGAGGUUUAGAGUGCGUUAUGAUGGCAUCCAUUACCUUGAUAUAGUAGAUUGCAAGUCCUAUGACACGGGAGAAGUGAAGGUCACUGCUGAAAACCCUGAAGGGGUGACCGAACAUAAAGUAAAACUAGAGAUUGAACAGAGGGAAGACUUCCGGUCCGUCCUUCGUCGAGCCCCUGAACACAAGCCUGAAAUUCAUUAUCAUGAGCCUGGAAAACUUCAGUUUGAGGUACAGAAGGUAGAUAGGCCUGUUGAUGCCAAAGAAACCAAAGAAGUGGUAAAACUGAAAAGGGCUGAACGAAUUACCCACGAGAAAGUGUCCGAAGAAUCAGAAGAGUUACGCAGUAAAUUCAAACGCAGAACAGAGGAGGGAUACUAUGAAGCCAUUACAGCAGUAGAGCUCAAAUCUCGGAAGAAAGAUGAGUCCUAUGAAGAGCUGCUAAAGAAGACCAAGGAAGAACUUCUCCACUGGACCAAGGAGUUAACUGAGGAAGAGAAGAAAGCCCUCAUGGAAGAAGGCAAAAUCACAAUCCCAACCUUUAAACCAGAAAGAAUUGAACUUAGUCCAAGUAUGGAGGCUCCCAAAAUCUUACAACGAAUUCAAAGCCAAACAAUAGGCCAAGGAACUGAUGCCCAUUUCCGAGUGAGAGUAGUAGGGAAACCAGACCCUGAAUGCGAAUGGUAUAAAAAUGGAGUCAAGAUUGAGCGAUCUGACCGGAUCUACUGGUACUGGCCUGAAGAUAAUGUUUGUGAAUUGGUUAUAAGAGAUGUGACAGCUGAGGACUCAGCCAGCAUCAUGGUGAAAGCCGUCAACAUAGCUGGGGAAACCUCAAGCCAUGCUUUCUUGCUUGUCCAAGCCAAACAGUUGGUCACUUUCACACAGGAACUGCAAGAUGUUGUUGCUAAGGAAAAAGACACCAUGGCAACCUUUGAAUGUGAAACUUCAGAGCCAUUUGUCAAAGUGAAAUGGUUUAAGGAUGGUGUGGAGGUUCAUUCUGGAGAUAAAUAUAGAAUGCACUCUGAUAGAAAGGUCCACUUCCUUUCUGUACUGACAAUUGACAUGUCUGAUGCUGAGGACUACAGCUGUGUACUUGAAGAAGAUGAAAACAUAAAAACAACAGCUAAGCUUCUUGUUGAAGGUGCAGUUGUUGAGUUUGUGAAAGAACUUCAGGAUAUCGAAGUGCCAGAGUCUUUUUCAGGGGAGCUAGAAUGCAUCAUUUCCCCUGAAAAUGUGGAAGGCAAAUGGUAUCAUGGUGAUGUUGAACUCAAAUCCAACGGAAAAUACACCAUUACAUCUCGCCGUGGGCGUCAAAAUCUCACCGUCAAGGAUGUAACCAAGGAAGACCAGGGUGAAUAUAGCUUCAUUGUAGAUGGGAAAAAGACCAGCUGCCAUCUAAAGAUGAAACCCCGCCCCAUAGCUAUUCUCCAAGGACUCAGUGAUCAAAAAGUCUGUGAAGGUGACAUUGUUCAGCUCGAAGUUAAGGUUUCUUUGGAAAAUGUGGAAGGUGUCUGGAUGAAAGAUGGACAGGAAGUAGAGCCCAAUGAUCGGAUCCACAUCGUGAUAGAUAAACAAUCACACAUGUUACUCAUUGAGGACAUGACCAAGGAAGAUGCUGGUCAUUAUUCCUUCACCAUCCCUGCUCUAGGACUUUCAACUAGCGGACGAGUCUCUGUUUACAGUGUGGAUAUAAUAACACCUCUAAAAGAUGUCAAUGUUAUCGAGGGCACAAAGGCCAUCCUGGAAUGCAAAGUCUCUGUUCCCGACGUGUCUUCUGCUAAAUGGUACCUAAAUGAUGAACAAAUCAAACCUGAUGACCGUGUCCAAGCAAUCAUCAAAGGAACUAAGCAGCGGUUGGUGCUUAAUCGAACUCAUGCUUCUGAUGAAGGACCUUACAAGUUGAUGGUUGGCAGAGUUGAAACCAGUUGCAAUCUCACUGUAGAAAAAAUCAAAAUCAUCAAAGGUCUUCGUGACCUGACCUGCACAGAGACCCAAAAUGUGGUCUUUGAGGUGGAGCUCUCUCAUGCUGGAAUUGAUGUCUUAUGGAAUUUUAAAGAUAAGGAGAUCAAACCUAGCUCUAAAUACAAAAUUGAAGCUCAUGGGAAAAUAUAUAAGUUGACAGUCCUAAAUAUGAUGAAAGAUGAUGAAGGACAAUAUACAUUUUAUGCAGGAGAAAAUACGACAUCUGGAAAACUUACAGUAGCAGGAGGUGCUAUUUCCAAGCCACUCACUGAUCAAACUGUAGCUGAAUCCCAGGAAGCUGUGUUUGAAUGCGAAGUCGCCAACCCAGAUUCAGAAGGCGAAUGGCUCAAAGACGGCAAACCUUUAGCAAUGAGUAACAACAUCAAAAGUGAAGCUGAACAUCAUAAGAGAAGACUUAUUAUUGUGGCCACCAAAUUAGAUGAUAUUGCAGAAUACACUUACAAAGUGGCUACCUCCAAGACAUCUGCCAAACUCAAAGUUGAAGUUGUCAAAAUAAAGAAGACACUAAAGAACUUGACCGUGACAGAAACACAAGAUGCCGUUUUUACUGUUGAGCUGACCCACCCUGAUGUGAAAGGAGUUCAGUGGAUUAAAAAUGGUGUUGUGUUGCAGUCAAAUGACAAAUAUGAAAUCUCAGUGAAGGGAAACAUUUACACACUAAAAAUUAAAAACUGUGCUAUUGUUGACGAGUCUGUUUAUGGCUUUAAGCUUGGGAGGCUGGCAGCCAGUGCCAGACUUCACGUGGAAACUGUCAAGAUCAUCAAAAAGCCGAAGGAUGUGACCGCCUUGGAAAAUGCCACUGUUGCCUUUGAAGUGAGUGUUUCCCAUGACACUGUGCCUGUCAAAUGGUUCCAUAAGAAUGUGGAGAUUAAGCCAAGUGACAAACACAGGCUCGUCUCUGAACGAAAGGUCCACAAGCUGAUGCUGCAGAACAUUGCCCCCUCGGAUGCUGGCGAAUACACAGCGGUGGUUGGACAACUUGAGUGCAAAGCUAAACUCUUUGUGGAGACUUUACACAUUACAAAGACCAUGAAAAGCAUCCAAGUGCCUGAAACCAAGACAGCUUCUUUUGAGUGUGAAGUGUCCCAUUUCAAUGUCCCUUCCAUGUGGCUGAAGAAUGGUGUGGAGAUUGAAAUGAGUGAGAAGUUUAAGAUAGUUGUGCAAGGAAAGCUUCACCAGCUGAUCAUCAUGAACACAAGCACUGAGGAUUCUGCUGAAUAUACUUUUGUCUGUGGAAAUGAUCAAGUCAGUGCCACUCUGAAAGUGACACCAAUCUUGAUCACAUCCAUGUUGAAAGAUAUCAAUGCUGAAGAAAAGGACACUAUUACCUUUGAAGUAACUGUGAAUUACGAAGGCAUUACUUACAAAUGGUUAAAGAAUGGUGUCGAGAUCAAAUCAACCGACAGGUGCCAGAUGAGAAGCAAAAAGCUCACACACUCCCUGAACAUUAGGAACGUCCACUUUGGGGAUGCCGCCGAGUACACUUUUGUUGCUGGCAAAGCCACAUCAACAGCUACCCUUUACGUGGAAGCUCGUCACAUUGAAUUUAGGAAACAUAUUAAGGAUAUUAAGGUUCUUGAGAAGAAAAGAGCCGUGUUUGAAUGUGAAAUUUCUGAACCUGACAUCACUGUACAAUGGAUGAAAGAUGGACAAGAACUACAAGUUGCUGACAGAAUGAAGAUACAGAAGGAGAAAUACGUUCACCGCCUUCUCAUUCCUUCUACACGCAUGUCUGAUGCUGGACAGUACACUGUUGUGGCUGGAGGCAACAUGUCCACUGCUAACCUCUUUGUUGAGGGACGAGAUGUUCGCAUCCGUAGCAUUCGCAGGGAGGUUCAGGUCAUUGAGAAGCAGCGUGCCAUGGUUGAGUUCGAGGUCAAUGAAGAUGAUGUUGAUGCCCAUUGGUAUAAGGAUGGCAUUGAAAUCAACUUUCAGAUUCAAGAACGACACCAAUAUGUAGUGGAGAGAAGAAUCCAUCGGAUGUUUAUUAGUGAGACCAGACAAAGUGAUGCCGGAGAAUACACUUUUGUGGCAGGAAGAAACAGGAGCUCUGUAACUCUCUACGUCAAUGCUCCAGAGCCACCCCAAAUCUUACAGGAACUCCAGCCCACCACGGUGCAGUCUGGCAAGCCUGCCCGUUUCUGCGCUGUGAUAUCAGGCCGACCUCAGCCCAAAAUUUCCUGGUACAAAGAGGAACAGUUGCUGUCCACUGGAUUCAAGUGCAAAUUUCUCCACGAUGGGCAAGAAUACACUCUCUUGUUGAUUGAGGCCUUCCCAGAAGAUGCUGCUGUUUACACCUGCGAAGCCAAGAAUGACUAUGGAAUUGCUACUACUUCUGCUUCCCUCACAGUGGAAGUUCCAGAAAUUGUAUCUCCUGACCAGGAAAUGCCUGUCUAUCCACCUGCCAUCAUCAGCCCACUUAGAGAUAUCGUGACUUCUGAAGGAAGGACAGCCCGCUUUCAGUGCCGAGUGUCUGGAACAGAUCUGAAGAUUACUUGGUACAGCAAAGACAAGGCAAUUAAACCUUCUCGCUUCUUUAAAAUGACUCAGUUUGAAGACACAUACCAGCUGGAGAUUGUGGAAGCUUAUCCGGAGGAUGAAGGAAUUUAUACAUUUGUCGCUAGUAAUGCUGUAGGCCAAGUGUCAAGUACAGCAAACCUGAGACUAGAAGAAUCAAUUCUUCAAGAGAGGAUGGAACAGCAGAUGGAGAUGGAAGUGAAAGAGUAUUCUAGUUCUGUUCUAUCUGCUGAGGAAGAAAGCCUCCAGACUUACAACAUUGCUCUUCAGUUGUCUGAUAGAGAUAAAACAAUUGAACUUGUACCAGAAUCUUCCACUUGUUCAAGUAAAUUUGAUUUGCAAAAGGAGGGGAGUGCCCCAGAGUUCACCAAAAAAGUAUCUGAUGUUGAAAUAAGCUUAGGGGAUGUAACUAAAUUUUCUGUGACAGCCAUUGGCACGCCAAAACCUAAAAUUCAGUGGUUCUUUGAUGGAAUACAGUUAACAACGUCUACUGCCUACAAAUUUGUAUUUGACGGAAAUGAUUACAGUUUGAUCAUUAUAGAUACCACAUUUGAGGAUGAAGGAGAUUAUACUUGCAUUGCCAGCAAUGAAUAUGGAAAGGCAGUAUGCAGGGCCCAUUUAAAGGUAAAGGCAAAAGUGAAGGACUGCAAAGAUAAUGAAGCAGAACCCACAGUGGAGAAAACUUUGGAACAGCUUGGAGGUCCAGGUCCCCCUUGGUUCAUUAAGAAGUUGGAACCAGUUCAGUGUAUUGAAGGUCUUCCUGCUGUCUUUGAGUACAUAGUGCUUGGAGAACCAGCUCCUAAAAUUCAGUGGUUCAAAGGAGACAAACAGCUUUCUACCAACAUAUAUUUUACUAUCAUUCAUAAUCCAGAUGGCUCAGGAACAUUUAUUGUCAAUGACCCUCAAAGCCAAGACAGUGGUAUGUAUGUCUGUAAAGCCAUAAAUCCAUGGGGGGAAUGCAUAUCUACUGCUGAACUUCUUGUACUUUCAGAAGACCUUGAUCUAGCUGGUUCACCUGUGAUAACGAAGUCGACACAAGCAGGUCCUGAAGAUCUGAACCUUCCUGAAACAGACAUAUCAGCCUCAGAAGCAGAAACUGAGUCAUUUGUAAAAGACAUCAUUUUGAAAGCUGCUUUAAUCACUGAAGAAAAGCAGCAGUUUUCAUAUGAGCACUAUGUGAGUAUACAUGCAGUAAACACUGAUGUAACUUCAGAGACCCAAGAAGACAAGGAAUUGUGUAAUUUGCAGAUUGUACAGGAGCAAAUAGCAUUACCAAAGGUUGAUUCACCAUCAGAUGACCAACCAAUCUUCCCCCAAAGCCCAGCUUUACUGCAAUCCAGUGUCACAGAAGACCAAAAUAGCCCCUCUUUUGAAAGUACCAGUAAACUCCCCUCCACUGACCAGUCAAUGGGUAUUCCACCUAUCAAAGAAGUCUUUCCUACACUGCAACAGCAAACUGGACAACCCAACAAAACCCACCCCAAAGAAGAUGUUCUAACUUUUCAAAAGCCUCCAUCAAAAGCUGUCUCAUCAUGCACCGACCAAAUGUUUCAAGGUGUUGUGACCACAGAAGACAGUGGCGUGUUCACAGAAGAGCAACUCAGAACUAUGCCAACCAGCCCUGAAAUGAGUUAUCCACAAUCUACAAGUGAACCCCAGCCUUGCUUGUAUUCCAGCAAUGUGACUGAAGAAAUGCCUCUCCCAAAAGAGACUGUGAUCCCUGUGUCAGAUCAAGAGAGAAGAGGAACUGUCCAAGAUCAAGAAACACAAGCUAUUCUGCAGUUACCCACUGUAACUGAGAAUCAGAGUCUAAAUGAAGGGUCUAUAGACAGUUUCAAGGGUAUUGAAACUGUGGUCCCUGAGAUGAGCCAGGAACCACAAUUUCUUUCAGAAAAUAUGUGCACCAAAGAACAUGAUAUCCUUGUAGUGAGUACAGGUCAAUUAGAAACUGUGGUUCAAGAUUUUGCAGUCAGAAUUCAGGAAGGGCAGUCCAUAAGGCUUCCUCUAUCACUAGAGGAAAAGCAACUACUCAGAAAAGAGCAUGCGUAUGAGUGGUCAAGGUCAGAAACCCAAAUUACUAAGUACAAAAAGCAACCUAAAGGAAUACAGAGGGUACAUGAGGUUCAGGGAAGUGACAUCCUUUCCAAGGAAAAGCAGUUUUCUCCUGUUGUUCUAGAUCAGUAUAAACUUGACAUGAAGGUUCAGCUCCGAAGGGCUCUGCAAGCUGCCGUGGCCAGUGAACAGCCAAGCAUCUUCUCUGAAUGGCUCAAAAACAUCGAUAAGGUUGAAGUCAAGACUGUAGCACCCACCACAGAGCCUAAACAAAUAAUGUGCACCUAUCUCAUAACCACAGUGAAUUCUGUUAUAGAAGAAAUCACUGUUGUCAUUGAAGGGAUUGACUUUCAGAGGACUAACUUGGAAAUGGAACUUAAGGAUGCUUUAUGGUCUGUCGUCUAUGAGGAGAGAAACAUACUAGUAGCAGACCAAACCAGCCCUCUGUUAGUUACUACAACAGGCUUACAGGAAGAAGCUGAUUUUUCCUCAUAUGCACAACAGGUUGAGGUAACCACGGCACCAGAAGUAAGGCCUGACAAUCUUAUUUCAAUGGAAGAAGUCAUUUCUUUUCUUGUAGAAAGUCAGGUCAAAGAAAUAGAGACCACAGCAGAGGUGCCACUAGUUUCUGAACCCACUGAAAAGCAAGAUGAUGAAAUAAAAUUGGCAGAGGAAAAGGAGGACCUCUCUGUUGAUAACAGCAUGGAAAAUAACAUGGCUGCAACCAGAAAACCAGAAGAGUGUCCAGCUGGAAAGGAAUGUCCAGUUAUACAAAAGCAUUUGGUAGACUCCGUUGCAGAAGAAGGCGAUAUUGUACACUUCACAUUGCAAAUUACCAAUUCCAAAGAGGUAAACUGGUAUUUUGGGAGUAAACUGAUUUCUCCAGAUGAAAGAUUCAAGUGUGUACAAGAUCAUGACACAUACACGCUAGUGAUCGAUAAAGUGAGCAAGGAGCUACACCAAGGAGAUUAUAGCUGUGAGGCACUAAAUGAAAGUGGAAAGACCUCAACUUCUGCAAAACUCACAAUAAUAAAAAGAGUUGCCCCAGUCAUCAAGAGGAGAAUUGAACCCUUGGAGGUAGCUCUUGGGCACCUCGCUAAGUUCACUUGUGAAAUCGAAAGCGCACCCAACGUUCGUUUCCAGUGGUUUAAAGCUGGCCGAGAAAUUUAUGACAGUGAAAAGUAUUCAAUAAGAUCUGCACAUUACAUGUCCACCCUGGAAAUCCCGAGAACUCAAGUCGUUGACUGUGGAGAGUACGGCUGUAAAGCUUCUAAUGAAUAUGGCAGCGUAAGCUGUACGGCAACCUUAACUGUAACAGAGGCAUUUCCUCCAACCUUUCUAUCCAGACCUAAGUCAGUUACAACUUUUGUUGGGAAGGCAACCAAAUUCAUUUGUACGGUGUCAGGGACUCCUGUCAUUGACACUAUUUGGCAGAAAGAUGGCAUUGCCAUAUCACCUUCACCUAAAUGCAAGAUUUCAGAUGCAGACAACAAGCACUUUUUAGAACUUUCAAAUCUUACAGCACAAGACAGAGGAGUCUACUCUUGCAAGGCCUCUAACAAGUUCGGGGCAGACAUCUGCCAAGCAGAGUUGAUCAUAAUUGAUAAGCCACAUUUCAUUAAAGAAUUAGAAUCUGUACAAUCUGCUGUCAAUAAGAAGGUGCAUCUUGAAUGCCAAGUGGAUGAAGAUCGAAAAGUGACAAUAACAUGGAGCAAAGAUGGGCAAAAAAUCCCUGCUGGAAAAGAUUUUAAGAUCUAUUUUGAGGAUAAAAUAGCAUCCCUUGAGAUUCCUCUGGCCAAACUGAAGGAUUCAGGGAAUUAUGUCUGUACGGCCUCCAAUGAGGCUGGAAGCAGCUCUUCUUCUGCCACUGUCUCUAUCCGAGAACCACCAAAGUUUGUUAAGAAACUAGAAGCAAUCAGAAUAGUGAAAGCAGGGGAUUCAACACGACUUGAGUGCAAACUGAGCGGAUCUCCUGAAAUAAGAGUCAGAUGGUACAGGAAUGACCAUGAACUGCCAGCCAGUGAAAAAUACACAAUGUCAUUCAUUGAGUCAGUGGCCGUGAUACAGAUGAACAACCUUGGCACUGAGGACAGUGGUGAUUUCAUAUGCGAAGCUCACAAUCCUGCUGGUAGCACAAGCUGUAGCACAAAGGUCAUAGUAAAAGAACCACCUGUUUUUAGCAGUACGCCCCCUCUUGUAGAUACACUUAAGGGUGCUGAAGUUAGCCUUGAAUGUGAACUUUCUGGAACACCACCAUUCGAGGUGGUUUGGUAUAAAGAUAAGAGGCAACUCCGAAGUAGCAAAAAAUACAAGAUUACAUCUAAAAAUUUCCAUGCAAGCAUUCAUAUCUUAAACAUCGAAACUUCAGACAUUGGUGAAUAUCACUGCAAAGCACAAAACGAGGUGGGAAGUGACACGUGCGUUUGUACUGUAAAGUUAAAAGAACCACCCAGAUUUGCCACAAAACUUAACAGCCUCACUGUUGUGGUUGGUGAGCCUGCUGAGUUACAAGCAACCAUUGAAGGUGUCCAGCCAAUUUAUGUUGAAUGGCUUAAAGACAAAGAAGUGAUUCGAGAAAGUGAAAAUACCAGAAUCACAUAUGUGGAAAAUGUUGCAACUCUACAGUUUGCAAAAACGGAACCAGCCCAUGCUGGGAAGUACAUCUGUCAGAUCAGAAAUGAUGGUGGAAUGAGGGAGAACCUGGCCACACUCACUGUUUUAGAACCUGCAGUCAUUGUAGAGAAAGCAGGAUCAAUGAUGGUGACUGUAGGAGAAACUUGUACCCUGGAAUGUAAGGUGGCUGGCACCCCUGAACUCUCAGUUGAAUGGUAUAAGGAUGGAAAGUUGUUGACCAGCAGCCAAAAACACAAAUUUAGCUUUUUCAACAAAGUAUCUACACUGAAGAUUCUUUCUGUAGAAAAGCAAGAUACUGGAACAUACACUUUUCAGGUUCAAAAUAAUGUUGGGAAAAGCAGCUGCACAGCUAUGGUUGAGGUUUCAGACCGGAUUGUCGCUCCCUCUUUUAUAAGAAGACUGAAAGACACUAAUGGGAUCUUGGGCUCUUCUUGUAUCUUGGAAUGCAAAGUGUCUGGAUCUCCACCCAUUUCUGUUGCCUGGUUUCAAGAACAAAAUAAGAUUGUUAGUGGAGCAAAAUACCAAACAACAUUUUCAGAUAAUGUCUGCACUUUACAGCUGAAUUCAUUGGAUUCAUCUGAUACGGGAAAUUACACAUGUGUAGCUGCUAAUGUAGCUGGAUCUGAUGAAUGCAGGGCAGUAUUAACUAUCCAAGAACCACCUUCAUUUGUGAAGGAACCCGAUCCCUUGGAGGUUCUACCAGGCAAAAAUGUGACUUUCACAAGUGUUAUUAGAGGAACCCCUCCAUUCAAGGUGGGCUGGUUCAGAGGUGCCAGAGAGCUUGUGAAAGGAGACUCCUGCAAUAUCUAUUUUGAAGACACAGUGGCAGAAAUGGAAUUGUUUAAUGUUGACAUAUCCCAGAGUGGGGAGUAUACUUGUGUGGUUUCUAAUGAUGCUGGUAAAGCCUUUUGUACAACUCACCUCUUUGUAAAAGAACCUGCUGUAUUUGUGAAGAAAUUAAGUGAUCACUGGGUAGAACCGGGAAAAUCCAUCAUCCUGGAGGGCACAUACACCGGGACCCUUCCUAUUUCAGUGACCUGGAAAAAGAAUGGCGUUCAUAUAACUCAGUCGGAAAAAUGCAGCAUUGUCACAACAGAAAGAUCUUGCAUCUUAGAAAUUGUCAACAGUACCAAAAAUGAUGCUGGGAAGUACACAUGUGAGGUGGUGAAUGAGGCUGGAAGGGAUAUCUGCGAAGCUAGAGUAUCCACAUUAGAACCACCUUAUUUUGUUACGGAACUGGAACCUUUGGAAGCUGCAGUUGGAGAUUCGGCUUCUUUACAAUGCCAGGUUGCCGGGACACCAGAAAUUACAGUGUCUUGGUACAAAGGAGACACCAAAUUAAGGCCAACUCCUGAAUACAGGACAUACUUCACCAACAACGUUGCCACACUUGUUUUUAAUAAAGUGAAUAUCAGUGACAGUGGAGAGUAUGCUUGUGUAGCAGAAAAUAAUGUAGGAACUGCUGUUUCUAAGACAGUCUUCAGAAUUCAAGAGCGUCAGCUUCCACCUUCCUUUGCGAGACAAUUAAAGGACAUUGAGCAAACUGUUGGGUUACCAGUUACUCUAACCUGCCGUUUAAAUGGCUCAGCACCUAUCCAAGUUUCUUGGUAUAGAGAUGGGGUACUUUUAAGAGAUGAUGAAAAUUUGCAGACAUCAUUUGUUGAUAAUGUAGCAACUCUCAAAAUUUUGCAAACUGACUUGAGUCACUCUGGACAAUACUCUUGUUCAGCAUCCAAUCCUCUUGGAACUGCUUCUUCUAGUGCUAGGAUGACAGCAAGAGAACCCAAGAAAUCUCCCUUCUUUGACAUUAAGCCUGUAUCGAUAGAUGUCAUUGCUGGAGAAAGUGCUGAUUUUGAGUGCCACGUCACUGGUGCUCAACCAAUGAGAAUCACUUGGUCAAAGGAUAACAAAGAGAUUCGCCCUGGAGGAAACUAUACAAUCACAUGUGUGGGAAAUACACCACAUUUGAGAAUCCUUAAAGUAGGCAAAGGAGACUCUGGCCAGUAUACUUGUCAAGCAACUAAUGACGUUGGGAAAGACAUGUGCUCAGCUCAACUUAGCGUAAAAGAACCUCCCAAAUUUGUUAAGAAAUUAGAAGCUUCAAAAAUUGGGAAGCAGGGAACAUCCAUUCAGUUGGAAUGCAAGAUCAGUGGCUCCCCAGAAAUCAAAGUUAUGUGGUUCAAAAACGACAGUGAACUUCAUGAAAGCUGGAAAUACAACAUGUCUUUCAUGGAUUCUGUGGCACUCCUCACUAUUAAUGAAGCCAGCACUGAAGAUAGUGGAGAUUAUAUUUGUGAAGCUCAUAAUGGCGUUGGUGAUGCAAGUUGCAGUACAGCUCUCACAGUUAAAGCGCCUCCUGUGUUCACCCAGAAACCUGCUCCAGUAGGUGCUCUUAAAGGUUCUGAUGUAGUCUUCCAAUGUGAAAUUUCGGGGACACCUCCAUUUGAAGUGGUAUGGGUCAAAGACAGGAAACAAGUACGAAGCAGCAAGAAAUUCAAAAUUACUUCGAAAAACUUCGAUACUAGUCUUCAUAUCCUUAAUCUGGAAGCUGCAGACACUGGGGAAUAUCAUUGUAAAGCCACCAAUGAGGUGGGAAGUGAUACUUGUGUAUGCACUCUAAAGUUCAAAGAACCUCCACGAUUUGUGAAGAAGCUAAGUGAUACUUCAACCCUUGUAGGAGACCCUGUUCAAUUGCAGGCCUUGGUUGAAGGUUUCCAGCCUCUUUCUGUUGUCUGGCUGAAAGACAAAGGUGAAGUCAUCAGAGAAAGUGAAAAUGUUAACAUCACCUUUGUGGAUAAUGUGGCUACCCUCCAGUUUAUGAGGCCUGAGGCUGCCAAUUCUGGAAAAUACAUAUGCCAAGUCAAAAAUGAUGCUGGCAUGCGGGAGUGUUCAGCAGCCUUAUCUGUACUAGAACCAGCCAGAAUCUUAGAGAAGCCAGAACCUAUGACUGUCACUACUGGAAAUCCUUUUGCCCUCGAGUGCCUGGUAACGGGAACUCCAGAACUUACUACUAAGUGGUACAAAGAUGGAAAAGAAUUAGCUGCUGACCGCAAACACCAAAUUACCUUCCUCAACAAGGUCGCUUCCCUUAAAAUCCCCUGUGCAGAGAUGAGUGACAAGGGCUUAUACAGUUUUGAAGUGAAAAACAGUGUGGGUAAAAGCAACUGCACAGUCUCCGUUCACGUUUCAGAUCGUGUUGUACCACCUUCUUUCAUAAGAAAAUUGAAAGAUACUAAUGGGAUUCUGGGUUCCUCCAUUCGUUUGGAGUGCAGAGUCGCUGGAUCAUCACCUAUUUCAGUUGCCUGGUUUCAGAAUGGAAACGAGAUUGUUAGUGGAGCAAAACACCAAUCCACAUUUUCAGAAAAUGUCUGUACUUUGAGUUUGAAGCUGUUGGAGCCUUCAGACACAGGGACUUACACUUGUGUGGCCAAUAACGUAGCUGGAUCUGAUGAAUGUUCAGCAGUUCUGAUCGUGCAAGAACCACCAUCUUUCGAACAGACCCCUGAGUCUGUGGAAGUUUUACCUGGAAUGAGUGUCACUUUCACUAGUGUAAUAAGAGGAACCCCUCCAUUUAAUGUCAAGUGGUUUAGAGGUAGCAGGGAACUUGUACAAGGAGAUUCCUGCAAUAUCUCUAUAGAUGAGUCAGUUACAGAACUGGAGCUGUUUGAUGUCGAACCAUUACAGAGUGGAGACUAUUCUUGCCUCGUUAUCAAUGAUGCAGGCAGUGCCUCAUGUACCACCCAUCUUUUUGUGAAAGAACCAGCAGCAUUUGUGAAAAGAUUAACUGACUUCAGCGUCGAGGCUGGAUUCCCCAUAGUUCUUGAGUGUACCUUUGCGGGGACCCCUCCAAUUUCAGUGACCUGGAUAAAGGACGGCUACUCUCUUUCUCAGUCUCCGAACUGUAGUAUUACUAUGACAGAAAAAUCUUCCAUUCUGGAGAUUCUUGAUAGUACAACAGAGGAUUAUGGACAAUAUGGUUGUCUGAUUGAGAACGAGGCUGGACAGGAUAUUUGUGAAGCCUUGGUCUCUGUCUUAGAACCACCUUACUUUCUUGAACCACUGGAACACAUUGAAGUGGUCCUUGGAGAGUCAGCCACUUUGCAAUGCCAAGUAGCUGGAACCCCAGAAAUCAAAAUAUCUUGGUAUAAAGAAGAUACAAAACUAAGAUCAGCUCCUGCAUAUAAAAUGUCCUUCAAAAAUAAUGUUGCCUCCCUUGUAAUCAACAAAGUGGACCAUAGUGAUGUAGGAGAAUAUACCUGCAAGGCAGAAAACAGCGUCGGGGCUAUUGUUUCAUCAGCCGUGCUUGUUAUUCAAGAGCGUAAACUUCCACCUUCCUUUGCAAGGAAACUGAAGGAUAUUCAGGAAACCCUUGGCUUUCCCGUUGCAUUUGAGUGCCGCAUCAAUGGUUCAGAACCCAUUCAGGUGUCUUGGUACAAAGAUGGGGUGCUCAUAAAAGAUGACCCUAACAUGCAAACAUCUUUUGUCCACAAUGUUGCAACUCUUCAGAUCUUGCAAACUGAGAAGAGUCACAUGGGUCAGUAUAAUUGCUCAGCUUCUAAUCCUCUUGGAACUGCUUCAUCCAGUGCCAAGCUCAUUCUCUCAGAGCAUGAAGUACCUCCCUUCUUUGAUCUAAAACCUGUAUCAGUAGAUCUCGCUCUUGGAGGAAGUGUCUUUAAGUGCCAUGUAACGGGCACAGCACCAAUCAAAAUCACUUGGGCCAAAGAUAACAGGGAGAUCCGUCCUGGAGGCAACUACAAGAUGACUUUGGUUGAAAACACAGCCACUUUGACAGUUCUCAAAGUAGCCAAAGGAGAUGCUGGACAAUACACUUGCUAUGCAAGCAAUAUUGCUGGAAAAGACUCUUGUUCAGCCCAACUGGGUGUACAAGAACCACCCCGGUUCAUUAAGAAGCUAGAACCUUCAAGAAUCCUGAAAGAGAAUGACUCUACCAGAUAUGAAUGCAAAAUAGGUGGGUCUCCAGAAAUCAAAGUACUGUGGUAUAAAAAUGAAACUGAAAUCCAAGCCAGUGAAAAAUACAGAAUGUCUUUCGUGGAUUCCGUGGCAGUAAUUGAAAUGCACAACCUCAGUGUUGAAGACAGUGGGGACUACACAUGUGAGGCCCAUAAUGCCGCUGGCAGUGCAAGUAGCAGUACAUCAUUGAAAGUGAAAGAACCCCCAGUCUUCAGCAAAAAGCCUCAUGCCAUUGAGACGCUGAAAGGUUCUGACGUUCAUCUUGAAUGUGAGCUUCGAGGAACUCCCCCGUUCCAAGUUUCAUGGCAUAAAGACAAAAGAGAACUUAGAAGUGGCAAGAAGUACAAGAUAAUGUCUGAGAACUUUCUUACUAGCAUUCACAUUCUUAACGUUGACGCUUCUGAUGUUGGGGAAUACCAAUGUAAAGCUGCCAAUGAUGUGGGGAGUGACGCCUGUGUUGUCUCUGUUGUAUUAAAAGCACCACCAAGAUUUGUAAAGAAGCUAAGUGACUUUUCUGCCAUAGUUGGAGACCAAGUUCAAUUGCAGGCUGUCAUAGAAGGCCCUGAGCCAAUUUCGGUGGUAUGGUUCAAAGACAAGGGGGAAAUCGUUCGAGAGAGUGACAAUGUCUGGCUCUCCUAUUCAGACCACACUGCAACUCUACAAGUGACAAACGCUGAACCAGCCAAUGCUGGAAAGUAUACCUGUCAGAUCAAAAAUGAUGCUGGAAUGCAGGAAUGCUUUGCAACACUCUCAGUUCUAGAACCAGCAGUCAUUGUAGAGAAGCCAGAAUCAGUCACCGUUACAUCGGGAGAUACUUGUACCCUCGAAUGCAUAGUAGCUGGUACUCCAGAACUCAUUACCAAGUGGUUUAAGAAUGGAAAAGAACUGACUAGUGACAACAAGUACAAAUUAAGUUUUUUCAACAGAGUGUCCGGUCUUAAGAUUAUUAAUGCAGCACCGAGUGACAGUGGUGUGUACACUUUUGAGGUGCAAAACAGUGUUGGGAAAGAUAGCUGUACAGCUUCAAUUCAAGUUUCAGACCGAAUUGUGCCUCCAUCUUUCACAAGAAGAUUGAAAGAGACGAAUGGUUUAUAUGGCUCCUCUGUUGUAAUGGAAUGCAAAGUCUAUGGAUCACCUCCAAUUUCUGUCACCUGGUACCAUGAGGGAAAUGAGAUCCCCAGUGGAAGAAAGUACCAGACUACCCUAACAGAUAAUACUUGUUCUCUGACUGUGAAUGCUCUUGAAGAGUCAGAUGAAGGAGAUUACACCUGUAUAGCUACAAAUGUUGCUGGAUCUGAUGAAUGUAGUGCAGCCUUGACUGUAAGAGAACCACCCUCCUUUGUGCAGAAGCCAGAUCCCAUGGAUGUUCUCACUGGAACAAAUGUAACUUUCACGAGCAUCAUUCGAGGAACUCCUCCUUUCAAUGUUAGCUGGUUUAAAGGUAGCACUGAACUACUACCAGGAGACAGAUGUAAUGUUUCUUUUGAUGAGUCAGUGGCUGAACUGGAGCUGUUUGAGGUAGAUACAUCACAAAGUGGAGAUUACACCUGCAUAGUUAGUAAUGAGGCUGGCAAGGCUUCUUGUACAACGCAUCUUUAUGUAAAAGCUCCAGCCAAAUUUGUGAAGAGACUAAAUGAUUACAGCAUAGAGAAAGGGAAGCCGUUGAUUCUGGAGGGGACAUACACUGGAACCCCACCCAUUGCAGUGACAUGGAAGAAGAAUGGCUUGAAUAUAACCCAAUCUCAAAGAUGUAGCCUGACUGCUACAGACAAAUCUGCUAUCCUAGAAAUUCCCAGCAGCACAGUGGAAGAUGCAGGACAGUAUAACUGCUACAUUGAGAAUGCCUCUGGGAAGGAUUCUUGUUCUGCACAAAUAUUGAUAUUAGAACCACCCUAUUUUGUAAAACAAAUGGAGCCUGUUAAAGUGACCGUGGGAGAUUCUGCCUCUUUGCAAUGCCAGGUUGCUGGCACCCCUGAAAUCGCAGUAUCUUGGUACAAAGGAGAUACAAAAUUAAGAGCCACCUCUACCCUCAAGAUGCAUUUCAGGAAUAAUGUUGCUACACUGGUGUUCAACCAGGUUGACAUUAAUGACAGUGGAGAAUACAUCUGCAAAGCUGAAAACACUGUGGGAGAAGUGUCAUCAUCAACUUUCCUUACUGUUCAAGAGCAAAAGCUUCCACCUUCAUUUUCUCGACAAUUGCGAGACAUUCAAGAAACCAUUGGUCUACCAGUUAUAUUUGAAUGUGCAAUAAGUGGCUCAGAACCCAUUCAGGUGUCUUGGUUUAAAGAUGGUAAACCUUUGAGAGAUGGCCAAAAUGUGCAGACUUCAUUUUUAGAUAACGUAGCGACAUUGAAUAUUUUCAAAACAGAUAGGAGCCUUGGGGGUCAGUACACCUGUACAGCUACAAAUCCUAUUGGAUCUGCCAAUUCCAGUGCCAGGCUCAUCCUCACAGAGGGAAAGAAUCCACCUUUCUUCGACUUACCAGUUGUCCCAAUUGAUGCUGUUGUGGGAGAAAGUGCUGACUUCGAAUGCCACGUUACUGGAACUCAACCAAUUAAGGUCACCUGGGCCAAAGACAACAAAGAAAUACGGAGUGGAGGAAACUAUCAAAUUAGUUACCUGGAGAAUACUGCCCAUUUGACUAUUGUAAAAGUUGAUAAAGGGGACUCCGGACAGUAUACUUGUUAUGCUGUGAAUGAAGUUGGAAAGGAUUCAUGUACAGCCCAACUUAACAUAAAAGAACGGCUGAUACCACCAAGUUUCACUAAAAAACUCUCUGAAACAGUGGAAGAAAUAGAAGGGAACUCUUUCAGACUUGAAGGCCGGGUUGCUGGUUCCCAACCUAUAACUGUUGCUUGGUAUAAAAAUAACGUGGAGAUCCACCCAAGUGCUAACUGUGAAAUAUCAUUCAAGAACAAUGCCAUAUUUCUACAAAUUAAGAAAGCAGGGAUGUCUGAUGCUGGUUUAUAUACAUGCAAAGUGUCCAAUGAUGCUGGAUCUGCUCUGUGUACCUCUUCAAUUGUUGUCAAAGAGCCUAAAAAACCACCAGUGUUUGAUCAGCCUCUGGCUCCAGUGACAGUAAAUGAAGGAGAAUUUUUGCAACUCAGCUGCCAUGUUCAAGGAUCAGAGCCCAUCAGGAUUCAGUGGCUGAAGGGAGGCAGAGAAGUAAAACCUUCUGACAAAUGCAGUUUCAGCUUUGCUAAUGGAACAGCUGUUCUGGAACUAAAGGAAGUAACUAAAACCGAAUCAGGAGAUUAUGUAUGCAAAGCUUCCAAUGUGGCUGGAAGUGACUCUUGCAAAUCCAAAGUGACUGUUAAAGAUAAACCAGCCGCCGUACCAACAGCUAAGAAAGCAGCAGUGGAUGGAAAACUCUUCUUUGUUUCAGAACCCCAGAGUAUCAGAGUCAUCGAAAAAACCACUGCAACAUUCAUUGCCAAAGUUGGAGGUGAUCCAAUCCCAAAUGUUAAGUGGACAAAGGGAAAGUGGAGACAGCUGAACCAAGGAGGCCGAGUCUUUAUUCAGCAGAAAGGCGACGAAGCAAAACUGGAAAUCAGGGAUACUACAAAAACUGAUUCUGGAUUGUAUAGAUGUGUAGCAUUCAAUAAACAUGGUGAAAUCGAAAGUAAUGUUAACCUACAGGUGGAUGAAAGAAAGAAACAAGAGAAAAUUGAAGGAGAUCUUAGGGCAAUGCUGAAAAGGACUCCAAUCCAAACAAAAGGAGAAGAGGAGACAAUUGAUAUCAUGGAACUUCUCAAAAAUGUUGAUCCUAAAGAAUAUGAAAAAUAUGCCCGUAUGUAUGGAAUUACAGAUUUCCGGGGCCUACUCCAAGCCUUUGAAUUGUUAAAGCAAAGCCAAGAAGAAGAAACACACAGAUUGGAAAUUGAAGAAGUAGAGAAGUCUGAAAAAGAUGAAAAAGAAUUUGAAGAAUUAGUAGCCUUUAUCCAGCAAAGGCUGUCACAGACAGAGCCAGUCACCCUUAUCAAGGAUAUUGAAAAUCAAACUGUUAUAAAAGACAAUGAUGCUGUCUUUGAAAUUGACAUUAAAAUCAAUUAUCCAGAGAUCAAGCUCUCCUGGUACAAAGGCACCGAAAAAUUGGACCCCAGUCCUAAGUAUGAAAUAAGCAUUGACGGUGAUCGACAUAUACUUAGAGUCAAAGACUGUCAACUGAAAGAUCAGGGCAAUUAUAGGUUGGUUUGUGGUCCACACAUCGCUAGCGCAAAGCUAACUGUAAUUGAACCUGCUUGGGAGAGGCAUCUUCAAGAUGUUACUGUAAAAGAAGGUCAGACCUGUACAAUGAGCUGUCAGUUCUCUGUGCCAAAUGUUAAAUCUGAAUGGUUCAGAAACGGAAAGAUUCUCAAACCCCAACCUCGAUAUAAAACUGAAGUGGAACACAAAGUUCAUAAACUGUCCAUUGCCGAUGUUAAAGCAGAAGACCAGGGCCAGUACACUUGUAAAUAUGAAGGUCUUGAAACAUCUGCAGAGCUAAAAAUUGAAGCUGAGCCCAUUCAGUUCACAAGACGCAUACAGAAUAUUGUGGUGAGCGAGCAUCAGUCCGCAACCUUUGAAUGUGAAGUGUCCUUUGACGACGCCAUUGUUACCUGGUACAAAGGGCCCACAGAGCUCAUCGAGAGUCAGAAAUACAAUUUUAGGAAUGAUGGCCGUUGCCAUUAUAUGACCAUCCACAAUGUCACUCCGGAUGAUGAAGGUGUCUAUUCAGUAAUUGCUCGCCUAGAGCCAAGAGGUGAAGCUAGAAGCACUGCAGAGCUUUACUUAACAACUAAAGAAAUUAAACUGGAAUUGAAGCCACCUGAUAUCCCUGAUUCUAGAGUUCCCAUUCCAACUAUGCCUAUAAGAGCAGUCCCACCAGAAGAAAUUCCUCCAGUUGUAGGUCUUCCUCUUCCCAUUUCUCUACCAUCACCAGAAGAAAAGAAGCCACCAGGAAAACGUGUUGAAGUGACCAAAAAGGCUGUGAAGAAAGAUGCCAAAAAAGUUGUUCCAAAGCCUAAGGAAGAGGCACCACCACCACCUAAAGUUCCAGAGGCAGUUAAGAAGCCCUCACCCCCAACUAUACUAAUCCCAGCAGAAGUUCCAGAAAUGAUCGAUGUCACCUCAAAGGCUGAAGAAGUGAAAAUAUCCACCAUCAGCAGAAAGAAAGAGGUUCAUAAAGAAAAAGAGGUUGUGCACGAGAGAAAGCAAGCAAUCUAUGAGGAAAAGAAAGUUUACAUUGAAUCUUUUGAAGAACAUUUUGACGAUUUAGAUGUGGAACCUUAUGAAGAGCCUUCUGAGGGACCUUAUGUAGAACUUUAUGAAGAACCAGAAGACUGGUAUGAAGAGACCAAGGAAGUUCAUAAAGUUAAAAAGGAACAAUUUGAAGAAUGGGAAGAAGAUUUGGAAGAAGAGCAGGAAUACUAUGAAAGGGAAGAGGGUUAUGAUGAAGGGGAAGAAGAAUGGGAAGAAAGAAAACAAAUUUAUGAACAAAAAGAAGUUUAUGAAGAAUCACUAGAAAAGAAAAUUCCAGCAAAAGUACCAGAAAAGAAAGAAGUGGCACUUCCUAAAGUUGUUAAGAAGCCCGUAGUUGAAAAAAUUGAAAAGACUUCUCGGAGAAUGGAAGAGGAGAAAGUCAAAGUUACCAAAGUGCCAGAAGUUUCAAAGAAGAUUGUUCCACAAAAACCUUCCCGGGUGCCAGUACAAGAAGAAGUUAUUGAAGUAAAAGUACCAGCAGUGCACACAAAGAAGGUUAUUUCAGAAGAAAAGAUGUUCUUUGCUUCUCAUACAGAGGAAGAGGUUUCAGUUACAGUCCCUGAGGUACACAAGAAAACUGUCAUAGAAGAGAAAGUUCAUGUUGCUGUUUCGAAAAAAGCUGAACCCCCACCUAAAGUGACUGAAGUUUACAAGAAACCUCCUCCUGAGGAAGAGGUUCCUGUACCUGUUCCCAAGAAAGUGGAAGCUCCUCCAGCUAAAGUCCCCGAGGCACGUAAGAAACCUGUUCCAGAAGAAAAAGUUCCAGUUCCUGUUCCCAAAAAAGUGGAGCCCCCACCAGCCAAAGUGCCUGAGGUUCCCAAGAAACCUGUCCCAGAAGAGAAAAAGCCCACUCCUAUACCCAAGGAAGAAGUGGCCCCUCCACCUAAAGCACCAGAGCCACCUAAAAGACAUAUCCCUGAAGAAGAAAUCCCUGCUCCUGUUGUUAGAAGAGAGGAAGUCCCUCCAGCUAAAGUUCCUGAGGUGCAUAAGAGAGUGGUCACAGAGGAAAAAAUAACCAUCAUUACUCAAAGAGAAGAGUCUCCACCCACACCAGAACCCGAAGUACCAAGGAAAAAGAAAGUUCCUGAAGAAAGGAGACCCGUUCCUCCAAAGAGAGAGGAGGCACCACCAGCCAAAGUACCCCCAGUCCAUAAGAAGGUGGUAACUGAAGAGAAGGUUCAAGUGAUUGUCCCUGUUCCUAAGAAAGAAAAGGCAGUUCCCCCACCCAAAGUAGCUGAGGUCUCUAAGAAAACUGUUACAGAAGAGAAAAGAUUUUUUGCAGAAGAAAAAGUAUCAAUGGCAGUUCCCCACAGAGUGGAAGUCACCCACCAUGAAGUAUCAGCAGAGGAAGAAUGGGGUUAUGAAGAAGAAGAAGAAGAAGAAGUAUCCGUUUCAGUUUAUAGAGAAGAGGAAAGAGAAGAGGAGGAGGAGGAACGAGUGGAGGUUACAGCAUAUGAAGUGAUGGAAGAGCCAGAAGAAUAUGUCAUGGAAGAAAAGCUACAUGUUAUUUCUAAAAGGGUCGAAAUGGAACCUGCUGAAGUGCCCGAGAUGCCUCGGAGAGUGGUCCAGAAACAAAAAGUACCUGCUGCUGUUCCUCCAAAAGAGGAGGCUCCUCCUGUAAAAGUUCCUGAAGCACCAAAGAAAACUGUCCCUGAGAAGAAAGUUCCUGUACCUGUUCCUAAAAAAGAAAAACCGCCACCUGCUAAAGUGCCUGAAGUGCCAAAGAAACCAGUACCAGAAAAACGUGCCCCUCCAGCUCCUAAGAUAGAAGAGCCUCCUCCCACUAAAGUGACUGAGACGCGUAUGCAAAUUACCCAAGAAGAAAAAAUUCAAGUUGCUGUAACUAAAAAAGAGGAGCCUCCAAGAGCCAGAGUGCCGAAAGAGCCCCAGAGAGCUGAGCCUGAAGAAAAAGUACCCAAACUCAAACCUAAAAAAGUGGAGGCCCCACCAAUCAAAGUGGCAGAAGCCCAAAAGAAGAUCAUCCAUGAGGAAAAAGUCACUGUCGCUGUUCCAAAACGAGUGGUACCUCCUCCCACUAAAGAAGUGACAAUCUCAGCUGAAGAAGAAUGGACUUACACUCAAGAAGAAGAAAGAGUGUCUGAAGCAGUGCAAGAGGAGGAGGAGUAUGAGGAGUAUGAGAAAUAUGAAUAUGGAGAAUAUGAAGCAUAUGAGCCAACAAAAGAAUAUGAUGAAUAUGAUGAAUAUGAGUAUGAACGCCGUGAGGCUGUCCAUGAAGAAUACAUUUCAGUCACAGAACCUGAGAAACCUGUUCCUGAAGAGAAAGUUCCUGUUCCCAGGAAACCAAAGGCUCCACCAGCUAAAGUGCCUAAGAGAACCAUCCCUGAAGAAAAAGUACCUGUUCCUGCUCCUGUGAAACUCAAACCUCCACCACCCAAAGUGCCUGCGGCGCCUAAGAAAGUUGUUGAAGAAAAAAUACAUAUUGCAGUGACCAAACGAGAAAAAGAAAGGGUGAUUGCACCCCCUGUCAAAGUGCCCAAAGUACCUAAGAUACCAGAACCAGAACCAGAACCAGAACCAGAGAUAGAACCAGAAGAAGAAGUUGUGCCUGAGGAAGAGGAAUAUGUCCCUGAGGAAGAGGAAUAUGUCCCUGAGGAGGAAGAAGAAUUUAUUCCUGAGGAAGAAGUUGUAUCUGAGGAAGAAGUGAUACCAGAAGUACCAGUCAAAGUGCCUGAAGUACCAAAGAAACCUGUGGUUCAGGAGAAGAAACCUGUCCCUGUUCCCAAAAAGAAGGAAGCUCCACCAGCCAAAGUGCCUGAGGUCCCUAAGAAACCAGAGGAGAAAGUGCCUGUGCCUAAAAAAGAGAAGGCUCCACCUGCUAAAGUGCCUGAAGUACCCAAGAAACCUGUACCAGAAGAGAAAGUCCCGGUACCUGUCCCUAAAAAGGUGGAACCUCCCCCAGCCAAAGUGCCUGAAGUACCUAAAAAACCUGUACCAGAGAAGAGGGCAGUACCAGAGAAGAAAGAGGUACCAGAGAAGAAGGUGCCUACCCCAGUCCCGAAGAAAGUGGAGCCUCCACCAGCCAAAGUGCCAGAGGUGCCCAAGAAAGUUGUCCCUGAGGAAAAACCGGUACCUGUUAUGAAAAAAGUGGAAGCUCCUCCAGUCAAAGUGCCAAAGAAACCCGAGCCAGUCCCUGUUCCUGUGAUUGUCCCUGAAGAAGAGGAAAUUCCCUUUGAGGAGGAGGAGGAAGAAGUUCCAUUCGUAGAGGAAGAAAUUCCCCCAGAGGAGGAAGAACUUCCCCCUGAGGAAGAGGAGGAGGAGGAAGUUCCAUUUGAAGAAGAAGAAAUUGCACCUGAGGAAGAAGUUAAACCAGAAAUACCUGUGCAUGUACCAGUGCCUGAGGUGCCUAAGAAACCUGUACCAGAGAAGAAAGUCCCUGUCCCUGCCCCUAAAAAAGUGGAAGCUCCACCAGCCAAAGUGCCUGAGGUGCCAAAGAAGAAAGUGGCUGAGAAAAAGGUGUCCAUUCCCAAGAAAGAAGAGGUCCCUCCACCCAAAGUACCAGAGGUGCUUAAGAAAGCUGUGCCUGAGAAGAAAGUCCCCACGCCUGUUCCUAAGAAGGUGGAGCCUCCCCCAGCCAAAGUGCCAGAAGUGACUAAGAAACCAGUUCCUGAAGCACGUGUUCCCAAAAAAGUAGAGGUCCCCGCACCAAAAGUCCCUGAGGUACCUAAGAAAGUGGAAGAAAGAUUACCACCUGCUCUCCCUCAAGAGGAAGAAGCCCCACCAGUUGAAGUGCCUGAAGAACCUGAGGAAAUUCUUUCAGAGGAAGAAAUACCUGAAGAAGUUCCUAUCAUAGAGGAGGUUGAGGAAGUUGCACCACCCAUAGUGCCUGAGGUGGUUAAGAAAGCCAUCCCUGAAGCCCCUGCUGUUGCUCCUAAAAAAGAGAAGCCUCCACCAGUUAAAGUGCCAAAGAAACCUGUACCUGAAGAAAAAGUACCUGUUAUUCAGAAAAAAGAGCCUCCUCCAGCUAAAGUGCCUGAAGUACCCAAGAAAGUCCCAGAAAAGAAGGUUCUUCUACCUAAAAAGGAGGUGGUUGCCCCUACCAAAGUGGAGACAAUUGCAAAGAAAACCCUCCAAGAAGAAAAAGUAUCAGUCGUCUUCCACAGACAAGAAAUAGUCCAAGAAGUGCUGGAAAUAGAACACGAAGUUGAAGAAGUGGUUGAGGCUAAAGAAGUGGAGGAGUUCUUUGAGGAGGAGGAAGAGGAGGAACAGGAGGAGUUCUUUGACAUUGAAGAAGAACGUAGAGAGGAAGAAGUCCUGGAAGCUGAAGAAGUCUAUAGAGUCAAAGAAGUAAUUGAAGUCGAAGACGUGGAAGUGACUGUCAAGCCCACACCUCCUGAGAAAGGGCCUAAAAUUGCUGAGAAAGUCAUCCCUCCCAAAAAACAACCUACCGUUGUACCUCGAAAAGAGCCACCAGCAAAAGUGCCCGAAGUGACCAAGAAAGUUAUCAUAGAAGAGAAAGUACAAAUUACUCCACCAAAAAAGCCAGAAGUACCACCUCCUAAAGUGCCUGAGGUGCCCAAGAAAGUCAUUCCAGAAAAGAAGAUACCUGUUCCAGAGGAACCUGAAGCCCCUCCUCCAGCUAAAGUACCUGAAGUACCAAAGAAAGUUGUUCCAGAAGCGAAAGUUCCAGUUGCUGUUCCUAAAAAACCAGAGGCACCACCUGCUAAAGUGUAUGAAGAACCAGAGGAAAUUACUCCAGAGGUAACUCCAGAGGAGGUAUAUGAAGAGCCAGAGCCAGAGCCAGAACCAGAGCCUGAGCCUCUCCCUCCACCACCCAAAGUGCUGAAACCACCCCAGAAAGUGGUCCCAGAAAAGAAAGCCCCUCCACCUGUUGUCAAAAAACCCGAGCGACCACCUGCAAAAGUGCCUGAGGUACCAAAGGAAGUAGUACCAGAAAAGAAAAUACCCCCACCUGUUUCCAAAAAGAUAGAAACCCCACCUGCCAAAGUGCCUGAACCUCCCAAAGAAGUUGUUCCUGAAAAGAAAGUACCAGUGGCUGUCCCCAAAAAGCCAGAAGCCCCGCCUGCUAAAGUGCCAGAGGUACCAAAGAAACCUGUGCCUGAAGAAAAACCUGUUCCUGUUCCUGUUCCUGUUCCUGUUCCCGAGAAAGUGGAGUCUCCUCCACCAGAAGUAUAUGAAGAGCCUGAAGAAGUUGUUCCUGAAGUAGAAGAACCUGAAGAGGAAAUCCCAGCUCCUGAAGAGGAAGCACCUGCUCCCAUUCCUGAAGAGCCAGCCCCACCACCACCACCUAAAGUGCCUGAGGUACCCAAGGUCAUCCCAGAAAAGAAAGUGCCUGUUGUCAAAAAACCAGAACCUCCACCUGCUAAAGAACCUGAGGCACCAAAGAAAAUUGUCCCAGUGAAGAAAGUUCCUGUUCCUAAGGAGCCAGAAGCACCACCCGCUAAAGUGCCUGGAUUACUCAAGAAAGUUGUCCCACCAAAGAAGGAACCUGUCAAUGUUACCAGAAAACCUGAAGUUCCACCAGCUAAAGUGCCUGAAGUACCCAAGAUAAGUGUCCCAGAGAAGAAAGUCCCUAUUGCUGUUCCUGAAGAACCAGAAGUUCCACCAGUCCAAGUGGAAGAGUCUCCUGAAGAGGUUAUUUAUGAAGAAAAAGCAUCCAUAACCAUUGGUAGGAAGGAGAUUCCUCCUGUUGAAGAACGUGAAAUCACAAAGCAGAUUGAGCCUGUGGCACCAGAGCCUGAGCCAGAACCUGAAGAAAUACCCGUGAAAGAACCUGAACCAGAAAAGAAGAUUCCUGAGAAACCCAAAUUCAAACCACCACCCCGGGCUCCUCUUCCACCAAAGGAAGAAAUCAAAGAACAAAUGGCCCAGCUUAAAGCCGUUGUAAAGAAAAAGCCUCCUGAAAAACCUCCAGAAAAAGUUCCAGAAAAGGUGGAAUUUGCUCCUCUAAAAGCACCUGGUGAAAAGAAAAUUCGAAAAUUACUUCCUGAACCUGAACCUAAGCCAAAGGAAGAAGUUAUUUUGAAAAGCGUUCUUAGGAAGAGGCCUGAAGAAGAAGAACCUAAAGUAGAGCCUAAAAAAGUAGAAAAGAUUAAAAAACCUACAGUACCAGAACCACCAAAGAAGGCUGUUGAUGAAGUUGAGGCACCUCCGCCUGUCACCAAAAAAGAAAGGAAAAUUCCAGAACCAACAAAAGUGCCUGAAAUCAAACCAGCAAUACCUCUUCCUGCACCACCCGAACCAAAACCUCCACCAGAAGUAAAAGUUGCUAAGCCUAUCGAACCACCGCCAGCACCAGUACCAGCUCCUACCCCUGUGACCAUUCCAGUUGUUGGAAAGAAAGCAGAAGCCAAAGCACCUAAAGAGGAAGCUGCCAAACCUAAAGGGCCUAUCAAAGGUGUGGCCAAAAAGACACCUUCUCCAACUGAGAUAGAAAAGAGAAAGCUAAGACCAGGAAGCGGGGGCGAGAAACCUCCUGAUGAGGCCCCUUUCACCUACCAACUCAAGGCCGUGCCCUUGAAGUUCGUGAAAGAAAUCAAAGACAUCGUGCUGAAAGAAGCAGAGUCUGUAGGUUCUUCUGCCAUCUUUGAAUGUCUUGUUUCCCCUUCCACUGCCGUCACAAGCUGGAUGAAGGAUGGGAACAAUAUUCGUGAAAGUCCCAAGCACAGGUUCAUUGCAGACGGCAAAGACAGAAAGCUGCACAUCAUCGAUGUCCAGCUUUCAGAUGCUGGCGAAUACACUUGCGUUCUGCGUCUGGGAAAUAAAGAAAAGACCUCCACAGCAAAACUGGUUGUUGAAGAACUGCCUGUCCGUUUUGUAAAAACACUAGAAGAAGAGGUGACUGUGGUUAAAGGACAGCCUCUAUACUUGAACUGUGAAUUAAACAAAGAGCGAGAUGUGGUCUGGAGGAAGGAUGGAAAGAUCGUCGUGGAGAAACCUGGCAAAAUUAUACCAGGUGUCAUUGGUUUGCUUCGUGCCCUCACGAUCAAUGAUGCCGAUGAUUUUGAUGCUGGAACAUACACCGUCACUGUAGAAAAUGCCAACAAUCUCGAGUGCUCAUCUUGUGUAAAAGUAGUAGAAGUCAUAAGGGAUUGGUUGGUAAAACCUAUAAGAGAUCAGCACGUGAAACCCAAGGGUACAGCUGUUUUCACCUGUCACAUUGCUAAAGAUACACCCAAUGUUAAAUGGUUCAAAGGAUAUGAUGAAAUUCCUAUGGAACCAACUGAUAAGACUGAGAUUCUGAAAGAGGGAAACAAACUUUUCCUCAAAAUCAAGAAUGCCAUGCCAGAAGAUAUUGAUGAAUACGCAGUGGAAAUUGAAGGGAAAAGAUACCCUGCCAAGCUGACACUUGGAGAUCGUGAGGUUGAGCUCCUGAAACCAAUAGAGGACGUGACAAUUUAUGAGAAAGAAAGUGCAAGCUUUGAUGCAGAAAUUUCCGAGGCAGAUGUUCCUGGAGCAUGGAAGCUGAAAGGAGAAGUUCUGAGACCAUCUCCUACUUGCGAAAUCAAAACAGAUGGAGGGAAACGUUUCCUAACUUUACACAAAGUCAAAUUGGACCAAGCCGGGGAAGUGUCUUAUCAGGCAUUCAAUGCAUUUACAUCUGCCAUUUUGACCGUGAAAGAAAUUGAACUUGACUUUGCUGUGCCCCUGAAGGAUGUCACUGUUCCAGAAAGGCGGCAGGCUCGAUUUGAAUGUGUCCUCACAAGAGAGGCAAAUGUUAUAUGGUCUAAAGGACCUGAUAUUAUCAAAGCCAGCGACAAAUUUGAUAUCAUUGCAGAUGGAAAGAAACAUAUCCUUGUCAUCAAUGAUUCUCAAUUUGACGAUGAAGGAGUCUACACAGCUGAAGUUGAUGGCAAGAAGACCUCUGCUAGGUUAUUUGUGGAAGGUGUAAGGUUGAAAUUCAUGUCACCUCUGGAAGACCAAACCGUCAAAGAAGGAGAAACAGCUACUUUUGUUUGUGAGCUCUCUCAUGAAAAGAUGCACGUAACCUGGUUUAAAAAUGAUGUCAAACUCCACACAACCAGAACAGUGCUCAUGUCUUCUGAGGGCAAGACCCACAAGUUAGAAAUGAGAGAAGUGACACUCGAUGACAUAUCCCAGAUAAAGGCUCAAGUCAAGAAUCUGAGUUCCACUGCCAAUCUAAAGGUCUUAGAGGCUGAUCCAUACUUCACUGUGAAGUUACAUGAUUACACCGGAACUGAAAAAGAUGAGAUUGUCCUCAAAUGUGAAGUUAGCAAAGAUGUGCCUGUAAAAUGGUUCAAGGAUGGAGAAGAAAUUACCCCUUCAACCAAAUACUCCAUCAAGACAGAUGGCCUGCGCCGCAUAUUAAAAAUCAAGAAGACAGAGCUUAAAGAUAAGGGAGAAUAUUCUUGUGAUUGUGGGACAGACAAAACAACAGCCAAUGUCAAUGUUGAGGCUCGAUUAAUAAAAGUGGAAAAACCUCUCUAUGGAGUGGAAGUGUUUGUUGGAGAAACAGCACGCUUUGAAAUUGAGCUUUCUGAACCUGACGUUCAUGGUCAGUGGAAAUUAAAAGGAGAACCUCUGACCGCUUCCCCGAACUGUGAAAUCAUUGAAGAUGGAAAGAAACAUGUCCUGGUCCUUUAUAACUGCCAAUUGGAUAUGACUGGGGAGGUUUCCUUCCAGGCUGCCAAUGCUAAAUCUGCAGCUAAUCUUAAAGUCAAAGAACUCCCACUCAUCUUUAUUACACCACUCAGUGAUGUCAAAGUCUUUGAGAAAGAUGAGGCCAAAUUUGAGUGUGAAGUAUCCAGGGAGCCCAAAACAUUCCGCUGGUUGAAAGGCACCCAGGAAAUCACAAGUGAUGACAAAGUCGAACUUAUAAAGGAUGGAACCAGGCACUCAAUGGUGAUUAAGUCAGCUGCUUUUGAAGAUGAGGGAAAAUAUAUGUUUGAGGCUGAAGACAAGCGGACAAGCGGCAAACUAAUCAUUGAAGGAAUUCGUCUUAAAUUCCUCACUCCACUCAAGGAUGUGACAGCCAAGGAACGGGAAAGUGCUGUGUUUACAGUAGAACUAUCCCAUGACAAUAUCCCAGUUAGCUGGUUCAAAAAUGAUCAACGGCUGCAUACCAGCAAGUUGGUUUCAAUGCAUGACGAAGGCAAGAUUCAUUCCAUCACAUUCAAAGACCUCACUAUUGAUGAUACAUCCCAAAUCAAAGUGGAAGCCAUGGGGAUAGCUUCUGAAGCUAAACUUACUGUGCUUGAGGGAGAUCCCUAUUUUACAGGAAAACUUCAAGAUUAUACUGGAGUAGAGAAAGAUGAAGUAGUUCUCCAGUGUGAAAUUAGCAAGGCAGAUGCGCCAGUGAAAUGGUUUAAGGAUGGGAAGGAAAUAAAGCCAUCUAAAAAUGUUGCCAUCAAGGCAGAUGGCAGGAAGAGAAUGUUAAUAUUAAAGAAAGCCCUGAAGUCAGAUAUUGGACAAUACACCUGUGACUGUGGGACAGAUAAGACCUCUGCCAAACUUGACAUUGAAGAUCGGGAAAUUAAGUUGGUUCGCCCUCUGUACAGUGUGGAGGUGAUAGAAACAGAGACCGCUCGCUUUGAAACAGAAAUCUCAGAGGACGAUAUCCAUGCCAACUGGAAACUGAAAGGAGAGCCUUUACUUCAGACACCAGAUUGUGAAAUUAAGGAAGAAGGCAAAAUGCACUUCCUCAUUCUUCAUAAUUGCCGCCUGGAUCAAACUGGUGGAGUAGAUUUUCAAGCUGCCAAUGUCAAAUCUAGUGCACAUCUUCGAGUUAAACCCCGUGUGAUUGGACUACUGAGGCCUCUAAAGGAUGUAACAGUGACUGCAGGUGAAACAGCCACCUUUGAUUGUGAGCUGUCUUAUGAGGAUAUCCCAGUGGAGUGGUACCUACAGGGAAAGAAGCUAGAGCCUAGUGAUAAGGUUGUCCCACGCUCAGAAGGAAGAGUUCACACACUUACCUUGAGGGAUGUGAAGUUAACAGAUGCUGGGGAAGUCCAACUGACUGCAAAGGAUUUCAAAACACAAGCCAAUCUCUUUGUAAAAGAACCCCCAGUUGAAUUCACUAAACCUCUUGAGGACCAGACGGUCGAAGAGGAAGCCACUGCAGUAUUGGAGUGUGAAGUGUCCAGAGAAAAUGCUAAGGUGAAAUGGUUCAAAAAUGGAACUGAAAUCCUUAAAAGCAAGAAGUAUGAAAUUGUUGCUGAUGGUAGAGUCAGAAAACUUAUUAUACAUAACUGUACCCCAGAAGAUAUUAAAACAUACACUUGUGAUGCUAAGGAUUUCAAGACUUCCUGUAACCUGAAUGUAGUGCCUCCUCAUGUUGAAUUCUUAAGACCUCUCACUGAUCAACAAGUUAAAGAAAAAGAAAUGGCUCGGUUUGAAUGUGAACUUUCUCGGGAAAAUGCCAAGGUUCACUGGUUCAGAGAUGGAGCUGAAAUUAAAAAGGGCAAAAAGUAUGACAUCAUUUCCAAAGGUGCUGUGCGCAUUCUUGUCAUCAACAAAUGUCUCUUGGAUGAUGAGGCAGAAUACUCCUGUGAAGUCAGGACAGCUAGAACAUCUGGCAUGCUGACAGUGUUAGAGGAGGAAGCUGUCUUUACUAAAAACCUUGCCAACAUUGAUGCAAGUGAAACUGAUACAGUGAAAUUUAUUUGUGAAGUCUCCAAGCCUGGAGCAGAAGUUACUUGGUAUAAAGGUGAUGAAGAAAUCAUCGAAACAGGAAGAUAUGAAAUACUUGCUGAUGGGCGAAAGAGGAUUCUGAUCAUUCAGAAUGCUCACCUUGAAGAUGCUGGUAACUUCAACUGCAGACUCCCAAGCUCCCGCACAGAUGGCAAACUCAAAGUACAUGAACUUGCAGCUGAAUUUAUAUCUAAACCCCAAAAUCUGGAAGUCCUAGAGGGAGAAAAGGCUGAGUUUGUAUGCUCCAUAUCAAAAGAGAGCUUUGCAGUGGAGUGGAAAAGGGAUGAUGAGAAACUUGAAUCUGGGGAUAAAUACGAUGUUAUUGCUGAUGGGAAAAAGAGAAUCCUGGUUGUCAAGGAUUCCACCCUACAAGAUAUGGGCACCUAUGUAGUCAUGGUUGGUGCAGCUAGAGCUGCAGCUCACUUGACAGUCAUUGAAAAACUCAGGAUCAUCGUUCCACUUAAGGACAAACGUGUUAAAGAACAACAAGAGGUUGUUUUCAACUGUGAAGUCAACACAGAAGGAGCCAAGGCAAAGUGGUUCAGAAAUGAUGAGGCCAUAUUUGACAGCUCAAAAUAUAUUAUCCUCCAGAAGGAUUUGGUUUACACUCUAAGAAUUAGAGAUGCACGUUUGGAUGACCAGGCCACCUAUAGUGUAUCACUGACUAAUCACAGAGGUGAAAACGUCAAGAGUGCAGCUCAGUUAAUCGUAGAAGAGGAAGACCUUAGGAUUGUUGAACCUCUAAAAGACAUUGAAACAAUGGAGAAGAAGUCUGUCACUUUCUGGUGCAAGGUGAAUCGACUCAAUGUAACUCUGAAAUGGUUCAAAAAUGGAGAAGAAAUUCCUCUUGAUAACCGUGUUUUGUACCGAGUAGACAAAUAUAAGCAUUCUCUCAUUAUUAAAGACUGUGGAUUUCCAGAUGAAGGAGAAUACACAGUCGUUGCUGGACAAGAUAAAUCCGUUGCUGAGCUUCUAAUUAUAGAAGCACCUACAGAAUUUGUGGAGCACCUAGAGGACCAGACCGUCACUGAAUUCGACGAUGCUGUCUUCUCUUGUCAGCUUUCCAGAGAGAAAGCAAAUGUUAAAUGGUACAGAAAUGGACGAGAAAUCAAAGAAGGCAAAAAAUAUACAUUUGAAAAAGAUGGAAGCAUUCACAGACUCAUCAUAAAGGACUGCAGAUUGGAUGAUGAGUGUGAAUAUGCUUGUGGGGUAGAAGACAGAAAAUCCAGGGCUAGGCUUUUUGUUGAAGAAAUCCCUGUUGAAAUCAUCAGACCUCCCCAAGAUAUUCUGGAAGCUCCUGGAGCUGAUGUUGUCUUUUUUGCGGAACUCAACAAAGAUAAGGUGGAAGUUCAAUGGCUGAGAAAUAAUAUGAUUGUGGUCCAAGGUGAUAAACACCAGAUGAUGAGUGAAGGAAAGAUCCAUAGAUUACAGAUAUGUGAUAUUAGACCUCGUGACCAAGGCGAAUAUAGAUUUGUCGCUAAAGAUAAAGAAGCUAGAGCCAAACUUGAACUGGCAGCUGCACCUAAAAUCAAGACUGGAGACCAGGAUCUUGUAGUUGAUGUUGGGAAGCCUUUGACAAUGAUUGUACCCUAUGAUGCCUACCCGAAAGCAGAAGCUGAAUGGUUUAAAGAAAAUGAAGCUUUACCUUCAAAAACAGUUGAUACCACAGCUGAACAGACCUCCUUCAGGAUCUUGGAAGCCAAGAAUUCAGACAAAGGAAGGUACAAGGUUGUGUUACAGAACAAACACGGAAAAGCAGAAGGAUUUAUCAAUGUGAAAGUUAUCGAUGUGCCAGGGCCAGUCAGAAACUUAGAAGUGACAGAAACAUUUGAUGGUGAAGUGAGCCUAGCCUGGGAGGAGCCACUAACUGAUGGUGGCAGCAAAAUCAUCGGUUAUGUUGUUGAAAGACGAGACGUCAAGAGGAAGACAUGGGUGUUAGCCACUGAUCGUGCAGAUAGUUGUGAAUUUACUGUCACUGGACUUCAAAAAGGAGGGGUUGAGUAUCUGUUCCGUGUAAGUGCAAGAAACAGAGUUGGGACUGGUGAACCAGUUGAAACAGACAACCCUGUGGAAGCAAGGAGUAAAUAUGAUGUUCCAGGUCCUCCUCUGAAUGUAGCCAUCACUGACGUAAACAGAUUUGGUGUCUCACUUACAUGGGAACCACCAGAAUAUGAUGGCGGUUGUGAAAUUACAAACUAUGUCAUUGAAUUAAGAGACAAGACUUCUAUUAGAUGGGACACAGCUAUGACUGUUAGAGCUGAAGACCUCUCUGCUACUGUCACUGAUGUGGUAGAAGGAAAUGAAUACAGCUUCCGAGUCAGAGCCCAAAAUCGCAUUGGAGUUGGAAAGCCAAGUGCUGCUACACCCUUCGUGAAAGUUGCAGAUCCAAUUGAGAGGCCAAGCCCUCCUAUCAACCUUGGUUAUUCUAACCAAACUCAGUCAUCUGUUCAGCUUUCAUGGGAACCUCCAUUAAAAGAUGGUGGAAGUCCUAUACUGGGCUAUAUUAUUGAGCGCUGUGAGGAAGGAACAGACAAUUGGAUUCGUUGUAAUGUGAAACUUGUCCCUGAGCUAACUUACAAGGUUACUGGAUUAAAACAAGGCAAUAAGUAUUUAUAUAGGGUCUUUGCAGAAAAUGAGGCUGGAAUUUCAGAUCCAACUGACGUUCUUGGUCCACUAACUGCAGAUGAUGCAUUUGUUGAACCAACAAUGGAUUUAAGUCAAUUCAAAGAUGGCCUGGAAGUUAUAGUCCCAAACCCAAUCAAGAUCCUCGUGCCAAGUACUGGUUACCCAAGACCAACUGCAACCUGGUCCUUUGGAGAGCAGGUCUUAGAAGCCAGUGACCGGGUGAAGAUGAAGACCCUCUCUGCUUAUGCUGAGCUUGUCAUUUCUCCAAGUGAACGUCCAGAUAAGGGCAUUUAUACGUUAAGACUGGAAAAUCGUGUGAAAGCAAUUUCUGGAGAAAUCAAUGUUAAUGUGAUCGCUCGCCCAAGUGCACCAAAAGAACUGAAAUAUGGAGACAUCACCAGGGACUCGGUACAUUUGACAUGGGAACCACCAGAUGAUGAUGGGGGAAGCCCACUGACUGGAUAUCUUGUUGAAAAACGAGAAGUCAGUCGUAAAACAUGGACCAAAGUUUUGGACUUUAUAACUGACCUAGAAUUCACUGUUCCUGAUCUUGUCCAAGGAAAAGAAUACAUAUUUAAAGUUUGUGCACGCAACAAGUGUGGUCCUGGAGAACCUGCAUAUACUGAUGAGCCUGUAAAUAUGUCAGCUCCUGCAACUGUGCCUGACCCACCAGAAAAUCUGAAAUGGAGGGAUCGAACAGCCAAAAGCAUUUUUCUAACAUGGGAACCACCGAAACAUGAUGGUGGUUCACGUAUCAAAGGAUAUAUAGUGGAAAAAUGUCCUCGUGGUUCUGAUAAGUGGGUGGCCUGUGGAGAACCAGUUGCUGAAACCAAAAUGGAAGUAACAGGUCUUGAUGAAGGUCAAUGGUAUGCCUACCGUGUAAAGGCUCUGAACAAGCUAGGAGCUAGCAAACCAAGCAGACCAACAGAGGACAUUCAGGCUGUGGAUUCACAGGAGGCCCCAGAAAUCUUCUUAGAUGUAAAGUUGCUUGCUGGCCUCACGGUGAAAGCUGGCACAAAGAUAGAAUUGCCUGCUACAGUAACUGGCAAACCUGAACCUAAGAUUACCUGGACAAAGGCUGAUGUCAUUUUGAAACAAGACAAAAGAAUUACCAUUGAAAAUGUUCCCAAAAAAUCAACAGUGACCAUUGUGGACAGCAAGAGAAGUGACACGGGCACCUACAUCAUUGAAGCCGUCAAUGUCUGUGGACGUGCUACUGCCGUAGUGGAAGUCAAUGUUUUAGAUAAACCUGGACCUCCAGCUGCAUUUGACAUCUCAGAAGUUACCAGCGAAUCAUGUCUUCUAACAUGGAAUCCUCCAAGGGACGAUGGUGGUUCCAAGAUCACAAACUAUAUAGUAGAAAGAAGAGCAACAGACAGUGAAGUGUGGCAUAAGCUGUCAUCAACAGUAAAAGAAACAAAGUUCCAGGCUACUAAAUUAAUACCUAAUAAAGAAUAUAUCUUCAGAGUUGCAGCAGAAAACAUGUAUGGUAUUGGUGAGCCAGUCCAGGCUAGCCCAAUAAUAGCCAAAUAUCCAUUUGAUCCACCAGGACCUCCAACACGCCUUGAACCUUCUGAUAUAACUAAAGAUGCCGUAACUCUAACGUGGUGUGAGCCAGAUGAUGAUGGUGGAAGCCCAAUCACUGGAUACUGGGUUGAAAGAUUAGAUCCUGAUACUGAUAAGUGGGUUAAAUGCAAUAAGAUGCCAAUAAAGGAUACAACAUACAGGGUGAAAGGUCUCACCAAUAAGAAAAAAUACAGAUUCCGUGUGUUAGCUGAAAAUCUUGCUGGACCUGGCAAACCAAGCCGAUCAACUGAACCAAUCUUAAUAAAGGAUCCCAUUGAUCCUCCAUGGCCCCCUGGCAAGCCAACCGUAAAAGAUAUAGGCAAAACAUCACUCUCGUUGAAAUGGACAAAGCCUGAACAUGAUGGAGGGGCAAAGAUUGAAUCUUAUGUAAUUGAAAUGCUAAAAACUGGAACAGAUGAGUGGGUUCGAGUAGCUGAAGGUGUUCCUACCACUGAACACUUCCUCCGAGGACUCAUGGAAGGGCAAGAAUAUUCAUUCCGAGUUAGAGCGGUGAACAAGGCAGGGGAGAGUGAACCCAGUGAACCAAGUGAUCCUGUACUUUGCAGGGAAAAACUAUAUCCCCCAUCACCACCUCGGUGGCUGGAGGUCAUUAACAUCACUAAAAACACAGCAGACCUAAAAUGGACAGUUCCUGAGAAAGAUGGAGGCUCCCCUAUCACCAACUACAUUGUUGAAAAGAGAGAUGUGAGGCGCAAAGGCUGGCAAACAGUGGAUACAACAGUAAAGGAUACUAAAUGCACAGUUACACCACUGACAGAGGGUUCUUUGUAUGUAUUUCGGGUUGCUGCAGAAAAUGCCAUAGGACAGAGUGAUUAUUGUGAAGUUGAAGACUCUGUCCUAGCCAGAGACACCUUUACCACUCCUGGACCACCCUAUGCCCUAGCAGUGGUUGGUGUGACCAAAAGAUAUGUUGACCUAAAAUGGGAGCCACCGAAAAAUGAUGGUGGGAGACCAAUUCAGAGAUAUAUUAUCGAGAAGAAAGAAAAAUUAGGAACUCGUUGGGUCAAGGCUGGAAAGACUUCAGGACCUGACUGUAAUUUCAGAGUAACUGAUGUUAUUGAAGGAACAGAAGUUCAAUUCCAAGUGCGUGCAGAAAAUGAAGCUGGAAUUGGUCAUCCAAGUGAACCCACUGAAAUCCUCACUAUUGAAGAUGCAAAAAGUGUUCCUUCACCUCCCCUUGACUUGCAUGUAACUGAUGCUGGCAGAAAGCACAUUGCCAUUGCUUGGAAGCCGCCAGAGAAAAAUGGGGGAAGUCCUAUUAUAGGAUACCAUGUUGAAAUGUGCCCGGUUGGCACUGAAAAAUGGAUGCGAGUCAAUUCUCGUCCAGUGAAAGACCUGAAAUUCAAAGUAGAAGAAGGUGUUGUUCCUGACAAGGAGUAUGUUCUGAGAGUGAGAGCUGUCAAUGCUGUUGGAGUCAGUGAACCAUCUGAAAUCUCUGAGAAUGUUGUUGCCAAAGACCCAGAUUGCAGGCCAACCAUUGAUCUGGAGACUCACGACAUUGUUGUCAUUGAAGGUGAAAAGCUGCAUAUUCCUGUUCCCUUCAGAGCAGUGCCAGCCCCAACCAUUACUUGGCAUAAAGAUGGCAAAGAACUCAAAGCAAGUGACAGAUUAACAAUGAAGAGUGAUCACACUUCUGCACACAUUGAAGUGCCCAAGAGUGUCCAUGCUGAUGCUGGCACUUACACCAUUACACUUGAAAAUAAACUGGGCUCAACAACUGGGUCUAUCAACGUCAAAGUCAUAGGCCUUCCUGGACCAUGCAAAGAUAUUAAAGCAAGUGAUAUAACCAAAAGUUCAUGCAAGUUAACAUGGGAGCCUCCAGAAUAUGAUGGUGGCAGUCCAAUUCUUCACUACGUCCUGGAACGUAGAGAAGCUGGUAGAAGAACAUAUAUACCUGUGAUGUCUGGUGAAAACAAACUCUCUUGGACUGUAAAGGAUCUUAUACCAAAUGGUGAAUACUUCUUCCGAGUGAAGGCUGUGAACAAAAUUGGUGGAGGCGAAUAUAUUGAACUGAAAAAUCCAGUCAUUGCUCAAGAUCCAAAGCAGCCCCCAGAUCCACCUGUUGAUGUUGAGGUUCAUAACCCCACGGCAAAGGCAAUGACUCUUACGUGGAAACCACCUUUGUAUGAUGGAGGAAGCAAGAUAAUGGGUUAUAUCAUAGAGAAAAUAGCUAAGGGUGAAGAGACAUGGAAGAGAUGCAAUGACUUUUUGGUCCCCAUUUUAACCUACACAGUGAAAGACCUUGAAGAAGGAAAGGAAUAUCAAUUCCGUGUACGGGCAGAAAAUGCUGCUGGCAUCAGUGAGCCUUCUCGUGCCACUCCUCCAGUCAAAGCUGUGGAUCCCAUUGAUGCUCCAAAAGUUAUCAUGAGGACAAGCCUGGAAGUUAAAAGAGGUGAUGAAAUCGCACUUGAUGCAACUGUUUCUGGGUCACCUUAUCCAACAAUCACAUGGUUAAAGGAUGAGGAAGUUAUUAGACCAGAGGAAAUUAAAAAGCGCCCCAUGACAGUGGUUAGAAGGAAGAGAGGUGAAGUUCAAGAAGAAGAACCAUUCGUCCUGCCUCUGACAGAACGCCUGAGCAUUGACAAUAGCAGACAAGGAGAAUCUCAGCUACGUGUCCGUGAUUCUCUUCGACCUGAUCAUGGCAUGUAUAUGAUCAAAGUGGAAAAUGACCAUGGCAUCGCCAAAGCUCCCUGUGCUGUCACUGUGCUAGAUACACCUGGACCUCCAAUCAACUUUGUAUUUGAAGAUGUUAGAAAGAAUUCAGUCACCUGUAAAUGGGAACCUCCACUUGAUGAUGGUGGCAGUGAAAUCAUAAACUACACUUUGGAAAAGAAAGAAAAGACAAAAUCAGAUGCGGACUGGACAGUAGUUACCUCAACACUCCGGCACUGCAAAUAUAAUGUGCCUAAACUGAUUGAAGGAAAGGAAUAUGUCUUCCGUGUGAGGGCUGAAAAUAGAUUUGGACCUGGACCACCAUGUGUUUCAAAACCACUUUUAGCUAAAGAUCCAUUUGAACCACCUGAUGCACCUGACAAGCCCCUUGUUGAAGAUGUUACCAGUAAUAGCAUGCUAGUAAAAUGGAAUGAACCUAAAGAUAAUGGAAGCCCCAUCUUAGGCUACUGGCUUGAAAAACGUGAGGUCAAUAGUACUCACUGGUCUCGUGUCAAUAGAAGUCUUCUAAAUGCUUUGAAAACAAAAGUGGAUGGCCUUCUGGAAGGACUAACCUAUGUCUUCAGAGUAUGUGCUGAAAAUGCAGCUGGUCCUGGAAAGUUUAGUCCACCAUCUGAUCCCCAAACAGCAAGGGAUCCAAUUUCACCACCUGGACCACCUGUUCCAAGAGUGACUGACACAAGUACUACUACUAUUGAAUUAGAAUGGGAACCCCCAGCUUACAAUGGCGGUGGGGAAAUCAUCGGCUAUUUUGUUGAUAAGCAGUUGGUUGGCACAAAUGAAUGGUCACGUUGUACAGAGAAAAUGAUCAAGCUCCGCCAGUACACAGUCAGAGAAAUCCGAGAAGGUGCUGACUACAAACUUCGCGUGAGUGCUGUCAAUAUUGCAGGUGAAGGACCACCUGGGGAAACUGAACCUGUCACAGUAGCCGAACCUCAAGAGCCUCCACAUGUGGAACUGGAUGUUUCUGUCAAGGCUGGAAUCCAGAUAAUGGCUGGGCAAACUCUGAAAAUUCCAGCUAUUGUCACUGGUCGCCCCGUUCCCACCAGAGUAUGGACCGUAGAAGAAGGAGAACUAGAUAAAGAGCGUGUUGUCAUAGAUAAUGUGGGAACCAAAUCUGAGCUAAUUAUCAAGAAUGCAUUGAGAAAAGAUCAUGGCAGAUAUGUGAUCACUGCUACCAACAGCUGUGGUUCCAAAUUUGCAGCAGCCAGGGUUGAAGUUUUCGAUGUUCCUGGUCCAGUUCUUGACCUUAAACCUGUUGUAACAAACAGAAAGAUGUGUCUACUUAACUGGUCUGAUCCAGCAGAUGAUGGAGGAAGUGAAAUCACAGGCUUCAUUAUAGAAAGAAAAGAUGCCAAAAUGCAUACUUGGAGACAACCAAUAGAGACCGAGCGAUCUAAAUGUGACAUCACAGGUCUUCUUGAAGGACAAGAAUAUAUGUUCCGUGUUAUAGCUAAGAACAAGUUUGGUUGUGGCCCACCUGUUGAAAUAGGACCAAUCCUUGCAGUUGAUCCACUAGGUCCUCCAACAUCACCUGAGAGACUCACCUACACAGAGAGGACUAAGUCUACGAUCACCCUUGACUGGAAGCCUCCUCGAACUGAUAAUGGUAGUCCUAUUCAAGGAUACAUUAUUGAAAAGAGACGACAUGACAAACCUGAUUUUGAAAGAGUUAACCAACGACUCUGCCCAACAACAUCUUUCCUGGUGGAAAAUCUGGAUGAACACCAAAUGUAUGAAUUCCGUGUCAAAGCAGUCAAUGGUAUUGGAGAAAGUGAACCAUCUCUGCCUCUUAAUGUAGUCAUACAAGAUGAUGAAGUUCCUCCAACUAUUAAAUUGCGUCUCAAGGUCAGAGGAGAUACUAUCAAAGUGAAGGCUGGAGAGCCUGUUAAUAUUCCUGCAGAUGUAACAGGCCUUCCAAUGCCUAAUAUUGAAUGGUCCAAGGAUGAAAAAGUAAUAGAAAAACCAACAGACGUGCUUCAGAUUACCAAGGAAGAAAUAUCUAGAAGUGAGGCUAAGACAGAACUUAGUAUUCCCAAGGCUGCCCGACAAGACAAAGGCACUUAUACUGUUACUGCCUCUAAUCGUCUGGGCACAGUAUUCCGCAAUGUUCACGUUGAAGUAUAUGAUCGUCCAUCUCCACCAAGAAACCUUGCUGUGGUUGAUAUCAAAGCUGAAUCUUGCUACUUGACAUGGGAUACCCCACUAGAUAAUGGCGGCAGUGAAAUCACCCAUUAUGUGAUUGACAAGCGUGAUGCAAGUAGGAAGAAAAGUGAAUGGGAGGAGGUCACCAAUACUGCUGUGGAAAGAAGAUAUGGGAUCUGGAAGCUUAUUCCAAAUGGUCAAUAUGAGUUCAGAGUAAGAGCAGUGAAUAAAUAUGGAACUAGUGACGAAUGCAAAUCUGAUAAAGUGGUCAUUCAGGAUCCCUAUCGCACUCCUGGACCUCCAGGAAAACCCAAAGUCUUAGAGCGCACUAAAGGAUCAAUGCUAGUGAGCUGGACACCUCCUUUGGACAAUGGCGGGUCUCCAAUCACUGGCUAUUGGCUGGAGAAGAGAGAAGAGGGAGGCUCUUAUUGGUCACGUGUUAGCAGAGCUCCAAUAACAAAAACAGGAUUGAAAAGCGUGGAAUUCAAUGUUCCACGUUUGAUUGAAGGUGUUAAAUAUCAAUUCAGAGCACUGGCGAUAAAUGCAGCUGGAGUUGGCCCUCCCAGUGAACCAUCAGACCCUGCUGUAGCAGGGGAUCCUAUAUUCCCACCUGGUCCACCUUCAUGCCCAGAAGUCAAAGACAAAACUAAGUCAAGCAUAACCCUAGCAUGGAAACCUCCAGCCAAGGAUGGUGGUAGUCCAAUCAAGGGAUAUAUUGUUGAAAUGCAAGAAGAAGGCACUUCUGACUGGAAAAGAGUAAAUGAACCAGACAAACUUCUGACUACCUGUGAAUGUGUUGUACCUAAUUUGAAAGAACUCAGAAAAUACCGAUUCCGAGUGAAAGCUGUAAAUGAUGCAGGAGAAUCUGAACCCAGUGGAACAACUGGAGAGAUACCUGCCAGUGAUAUUCAAGAGGUUCCAGAGGUUUUCAUUGACAUUGGAGCCCAAGAUAGUUUGAUUUGCCUUGCUGGAUCACAGAUCAAGAUUCCAGCUAUUAUUAAGGGACGCCCAACACCAAAAUCAUCUUGGGAGUUUGAGGGAAAAGCAAAGAAGACAGUAAAGGAUGGCAUUCACAAUAUACCUGAAGAUGCCCAGCUUGAAACUGCUGAAAACUCUUCAGUGAUUAUUAUUAAUAAUUGCAAACGAGAACACACAGGAAAAUAUAGCAUUACUGCCAAGAACAAAGCAGGACAAAAAACUGCGAAUUGCAGAGUUAAAGUCAUGGAUGUGCCCGGACCACCCAAAGACCUGAAAGUCAGUGACAUUACAAGGAGCAGUUGCAAACUUUCAUGGAAGAUGCCAGAUGAUGAUGGUGGAGACAGAAUCAAAGGCUAUGUUAUAGAGAAAAGGACUGUUGAUGGGAAAGCCUGGACAACAGUUAAUCCAAACUGUGGUAGCACCUCAUUUGUAGUACCAGACCUCAUCUCUGAACAACAGUAUUUCUUCCGAGUGCGUGCUGAAAACCGCUUUGGUAUUGGUGCACCUGCAGAAACCAUCCAAAGGACCACUGCUAGAGAUCCAAUAUAUCCUCCUGAUCCCCCCAUUAAGCUCAAGAUUGGCCUUGUUACCAAGGACACAGUGAGUCUGACAUGGAAGCCUCCGAAAAACGAUGGUGGUGCCCCUGUCACACACUAUAUUGUUGAGUGCCUUGCCUGGGAUCCUACUGGGAAAAAGAAAGAAGCAUGGAAACAAUGUAAUAAGCGAGAUGUAGAAGAAACUAAGUUUACUGUAGAGGACCUCAUAGAAGGUGGAGAAUAUGAAUUCCGAGUCAAAGCUGUCAACGAAGCAGGAGUCAGCAAACCUUCAGCUACAGUUGGUCCCAUCAUUGUGAAAGAUCAGACCUGCCCACCAUCAAUCGAUCUAAAAGAAUUUAUGGAAGUUGAAGAAGGAACAGAUGUUAGUAUUGUGGCUAAAGUUAAGGGAGUGCCCUUCCCUACAUUAACAUGGUUUAAAGCUCCUCCUAAGAAACCUGCUGACAAAGCUCCUGUUCUGUAUGACCAACAUAUCAACAAGCUCGUGGUUGAUGAUACUUGCACCUUAGUAAUUCCACAGUCUCGCAGGAGUGAUACUGCCCUGUACACGCUCACAGCUGUAAAUAAUCUGGGAACAGCAUCAAAAGAGAUGAGACUGAAUGUUCUUGGUCGCCCUGGACCUCCAGUGGGACCCAUAAAAUUUGAAUCCAUUUCAGCUGAUCAGAUGACUUUAUCUUGGCUUCCACCUCUAGAUGAUGGUGGUUCCAAGAUUACAAAUUAUGUUGUUGAGAAAAGAGAAGCUAAUAGGAAAACAUGGGUACGUGUUUCCAGUGAACCUAAGGAGUGUACAUACACAGUCCCCAAAUUACUGGAGGGCCAUGAAUAUGUAUUCCGUAUAAUGGCACAAAAUAAAUAUGGUAUUGGGGAGCCUCUUGACAGUGAACCAGAAACAGCAAGAAAUCUGUUCUCUGUCCCUGGGGCCCCUGACAAGCCAACUGUGAGCAGUGUGAAGCGUGACUCCAUGACUGUCAACUGGGAGGAACCAGAAUAUGACGGAGGCUCUCCCGUGACAGGCUACUGGCUAGAAAUGAAAGACACCACAUCAAAGAGAUGGAAGAGAGUCAACCGGGAUCCUAUCAAAGCUAUGACAUUAGGUGUUUCUUAUAAAGUGACAGGCCUCAUUGAAGGUUCAGACUAUCAGUUCCGAGUAUAUGCUAUUAAUGCUGCUGGAGUUGGCCCUGCAAGCUUGCCAUCUGACCCAGUAACAGCUAGAGAUCCAAUUGCCCCACCAGGUCCUCCCUUCCCCAAAGUGACCGACUGGACCAAGUCAUCUGUAGAUUUGGAAUGGACUCCCCCAUUAAAAGAUGGAGGGUCUAAAAUUACUGGAUAUAUAGUUGAAUACAAAGAAGAAGGAAAAGAAGAAUGGGAAAAGGGUAAAGAUAAAGAAGUGAGAGGAACAAAACUUGUAGUACCUGGAUUAAAAGAAGGCGCAUUCUACAAAUUUAGAGUUAGAGCAGUCAACAUUGCUGGCAUUGGAGAACCUGGAGAAGCUACUGACAUCAUUGAAAUGAAGGACAGAAUUGUUGCUCCUGAUCUUCAGCUGGAUGCUAGUGUCAGAGACAGAAUUGUGGUCCAUGCUGGUGGGGUGAUUCGUAUUAUAGCAUAUGUCUCUGGAAAGCCACCUCCCACAGUCACCUGGAGCAUGAAUGAAAGAGCAUUACCAGAAGAAGCAAACAUUGAAACCACAGCUAUUAGCUCCUCUAUGGUCAUCAAGAACUGCAAGAGGAGUCAUCAGGGUGUCUACUCCCUUCUUGCUAAAAAUGCAGGCGGAGAAAGAAAGAAGACGAUCAUUGUUGAUGUGUUAGAUGUUCCAGGUCCAGUUGGAAUUCCAUUCCUUUCAGACAAUCUAACCAAUGACUCCUGCAAACUGACAUGGUUUUCUCCAGAAGAUGAUGGUGGGUCACCUAUCACCAACUAUGUCAUUGAAAAACGGGAAGCUGACCGCAGAGCUUGGACCCCAGUAACUUAUACAGUCACAAGGCAGAAUGCUACAGUGCAAGGAUUGAUUGAAGGAAAAGCCUACUUUUUCCGCAUUGCUGCUGAAAAUAGCAUUGGCAUGGGUCCAUUUGUUGAAACACAAAAUGAACUUGUCAUCAGGGACCCAAUGACUGUCCCAGAACGUCCUGAAGACCUUGAAGUCAAAGAAGUUACUAAAGACUCUGUAACUCUGACUUGGAAUCCCCCUAAGUAUGAUGGAGGAUCAGAAAUAAUUAACUACAUAUUAGAAAGCCGUCUCAUUGGAACUGAAAAAUUCCACAAAGUUACACAAAACAACUUACUUAGUAGAAAAUUCACAGUUAAAGGCUUGAAAGAAGGUGAUACUUAUGAGUACCGUGUAAGUGCGGUCAAUAUUAUUGGGCAAGGCAAGCCAUCGUUCUGCACAAAGCCAAUCACUUGCAAAGAUGAACUUGCUCCUCCAACACUUGACCUGGACUUUAGGGAUAAGCUCACUGUUCGGGUUGGUGAAGCUUUUGCCCUGAAGGGACGUUAUUCAGGCAAGCCAAAACCAAAGAUCACGUGGUUGAAAGAUGAAACUGAUGUCUUAGAAGAUGAUCGCACACAGCUCAAGACUACUCCAACAACACUUUCUCUAGAAAAGGUCAAAGCCAAACGUGCAGACUCUGGCAAAUACACCGUGAUUGUUGAGAAUAGUACGGGUUCAAGGAAAGGUUCCUGUCAAGUUGCUGUUGUUGACCGUCCUGGACCUCCAGUGGGACCUGUUAUUUUUGAUGAAGUACACAAAGAUCAUUUUAUUAUCUCUUGGAAGCCUCCUUUAGAUGAUGGAGGAAGUGAAAUUACUAAUUACAUCAUUGAGAAGAAGGAGCUAAGCAAAGAUGUUUGGAUUCCAGUAACAUCAGCAAAUGUUAAGACAACAUGUAAAGUCCCUAAAUUGCUUGAGGGCAAAGACUACCUUGUUCGCAUAUAUGCUGAAAAUCUUUAUGGCAUAAGUGAUCCAUUAGUAUCUGAUUCAAUGAAAGCCAAGGAUCGUUUCAGUGUUCCUGCUGCACCAGAUCAACCAAUUGUUACUGAAGUUACUAAAGAUUCUGCAUUAGUUACCUGGAACAAACCAUAUGAUGGAGGCAAGCCCAUCACAACAUACAUUGUAGAAAAGAAGGAAACCAGAUCUAAAAAAUGGGUCAGAGUUUCCAGAGAGCCUAUUCAUCCAUAUACCAAAUUUAGGGUUCCUGAUCUUGUGGAAGGAUGUCAAUAUGAAUUCCGAGUUUCAGCAGAAAAUGAAAUUGGUGUUGGUGAUCCAAGCCCACCCUCAAAACCAGUAUUUGCUAAAGAUCCAAUUGCUAAACCAAGUCCACCUAUUAACCCUGAAGCAGUAGACACAACAAAAAAUUCAGUUGAUUUGAUUUGGCAACCACCACGUCAUGAUGGUGGAAGCAAGAUUCUGGGCUAUAUUGUGGAAUACCAGAAAGUUGGAGAUGAAGAAUGGAAAAGAGCCAAUCAUACUCCAGAGGCAUGCCCUGAAACAAAAUAUAAAGUCACAGGUCUUAGGGAUGGUCAGACCUAUAAAUUCAGAGUAAUGGCAGUCAAUGAAGCAGGGGAAUCAGACCCAGCUCAUGUUCCUGAGCCAGUGUUAGUAAGAGAUAGACUUGAACCUCCUGAAUUGAUUCUAGAUGCUAACAUGGCAAGAGAACAACACAUAAUGGUUGGAGAUACCUUAAGACUUAGUGCUAUCAUCAAAGGAGUUCCAUUCCCAAAAGUAACAUGGAAAAAAGAAGAUAGAGAAGUUCCUAUAAAAGCACAAAUCGAAGUUACACCAGUUGGCAGUAAGCUUGAAAUUCGUAACUCUGCCCAUGAAGAUGGUGGAACUUAUUCUUUGACAGUGGAGAAUCCAGCAGGCUCAAAGACAGUUUCAGUAAAAGUUGUUGUACUAGAUAAACCUGGACCACCUAGAGAUCUAGAAGUUAGUGAGAUUAGGAAGGAUUCUUGUUACCUUACCUGGAAAGAACCACUGGAUGAUGGUGGUUCAGAUAUUACGAAUUACGUAGUGGAAAGAAGAGAUGUUGCCGCUGCCCAGUGGUCACCUCUUUCAACUACAUCCAAGAAGAAGAGUCAUCUUGCUAAACAUCUCAAUGAAGGCAAUCAGUAUCUCUUCCGUGUAGCUGCUGAGAAUCAGUAUGGACGUGGUCCUUUUGUUGAAACUCCUAAACCUAUCAAGGCCAUGGAUCCUCUCCAACCCCCAGGGCCACCCAAGAAUUUGCAUCAUGUGGAUGUUGACAAGAAUGAAGUCUCUCUGGUUUGGAAUAAACCAGAUCGUGAUGGUGGUUCUCCAAUUACUGGAUAUUUAGUAGAAUAUCAAGAAGAUGGUACAGAAGACUGGAUUAAAUUUAAGACUGUGACAGAUUUAGAGUGUGUUGUUACUGGCCUACAACUAGGGAAGAUCUAUAAAUUCCGUGUAAAAGCUCAGAAUAUCGUGGGCCUUAGUCUUCCUGACACAACUAUUCCAAUAGAGUGUCAAGAAAAACUAGUACCUCCAUCUGUGGAACUUGAUGUGAAAUUAAUUGAAGGCCUUGUGGUAAAGGCUGGAACCACUGUAAGAUUCCCCGCCAUUAUAAGAGGUGUACCUACUCCCUCUGUAAAGUGGUCAACUGAUGGGAUUGAAAUUAAACCAGAUGACCACUAUAACAUUGAAACUGACAGCUUCUCAUCAGUACUUACCAUUAAAAACUGUCUACGGAAAGACACUGGGGAAUACUUGAUCACUGUUUCCAAUGCAGCUGGUACCAAAACAGCAGCAGUUCAUCUUACUGUUCUUGAUGUUCCUGGGCCGCCAACAGGUCCUAUUGAUAUACUUGAAGUCACUCCUGAAUAUAUGGUUAUUGCAUGGCGACCACCCAAGGAUGAUGGUGGAAGCCCUGUAAUAAAUUAUAUUGUUGAGAAACAAGAUACUAGGAAAGAUACUUGGGGUGUUGUCUCUGCAGGAAGCAGUAAGACGAAGCUAAAGGUCCCCCAUCUACAAAAGGGAAAUGAAUACAUUUUCCGUGUUCGAGCAGAGAAUAAGAUGGGUGUUGGUCCACCUCUUGACUCUAUACCUACUGUAGCUAAACAUAAGUUUAAUCCCCCAUCUCCACCUGGCAAACCGGUGGUUACUGACAUUACUGAAAAUGCUGCAACAGUUUCUUGGACCUUACCAAAAUCUGAUGGUGGCAGUCCAAUAACUGGCUAUUACGUGGAACGUCGAGAAACGACUGGUAAAUGGGUGAGGGUCAACAAAACACCUGUACCUGACUUGAAGUUUAGAGUCACUGGACUCUAUGAAGGAAAUACAUAUGAGUUUAGAGUUUUUGCAGAAAAUCUUGCAGGCUUAAGCAAUCCAUCUCCAAGUUCUGAUCCAAUAAAAGCUUGUCGACCCAUCAAACCACCCGGACCUCCCAUUAAUCCAAAACUGAAGGACAAGACCAAAGAAACUGCUGAUUUAGUCUGGACAAAGCCACUUAGUGAUGGUGGCAGUCCUAUACUAGGCUAUGUCGUGGAAUGCCAGAAACCAGGCACUGCACAGUGGAAUAGGAUCAAUAAAGAUGAACUCAUUAGGCAGUGUGCCUACAGGGUACCUGGACUAAUUGAAGGAAAUGAAUAUAGAUUCCGUAUCAAGGCUGCUAACAUUGUGGGAGAAGGAGAGCCACGAGAACUAGCAGAAUCUGUUAUUGCAAAAGACAUUCUCCAUCCUCCAGAAGUAGAACUUGAUGUGACUUGUCGCGAUAUCAUUACUGUUAGAGUAGGCCAAACCAUCCGCAUUCUGGCUAGAGUGAAAGGCAGACCUGAACCAGAUAUAACUUGGUCCAAGGAGGGCAAAGUACUGGUCCGAGAAAAGCGGGUCGACCUAAUUCACGAUUUGCCUCGUGUUGAGUUACAAAUUAAAGAAGCAGUCAGAAGUGAUCAUGGCAAAUACAUCAUUUCAGCCAAGAACAGCAGUGGGCAUGCUCAAGGUUCGGCUAUUGUCAAUGUCCUUGACAGACCGGGACCCUGCCAGAAUUUGAGGAUAACUAGUGUCACCAAAGAGAAUUGCACAGUUUCCUGGGAAAACCCUCUAGACAAUGGAGGCUCAGAAAUUACUAAUUUUAUAGUAGAAUGUCGUAAGCCAAACCAGAAAGGAUGGUCAAUUGUUGCUUCAGAUGUUACAAGGCGAAUGGUUAAAGCCAACCUCUUGGCCAACAAUGAAUAUUACUUCCGUGUCUGUGCAGAAAAUAAAGUGGGUGUUGGGCCAACCAUUGAAACUAAAACUCCCAUUCUGGCUAUUAACCCCAUUGACAGGCCAGGUGAACCUGAAAACCUUCAUAUUGCAGAAAAGGGAAAGACAUUUGUCUACCUGAAGUGGAGAAGGCCAGAUUAUGAUGGUGGCAGUCCCAAUUUAUCCUAUCAUGUUGAGAGAAGACUGAAGGGCUCUGCUGAUUGGGAAAGAGUACAUAAGGGAAGCAUUAAGGACACACAUUAUAUGGUUGACAAAUGUGUUGAGAACCAGAUCUAUGAGUUCAGAGUUCAAACAAAGAAUGAGGGUGGUGAAAGUGACUGGGUGAAGACAGAGGAAGUUGUUGUGAAGGAAGAUUUGCAGAAGCCAGUGCUUGAGCUGAAACUGAGUGGAGUGCUUACUGUCAAAGCAGGGGACACUAUUAAGCUUGAGGCAGCGGUUAGAGGCAAACCAUUCCCAGAAGUUUCAUGGACCAAGGACAAAGAUGCUACGGAUCUAUCCAGAUCUCCAAGAGCCAAAAUUGAUACAAGUGCAGAGUCAUCUAAAUUUACCCUCACAAAAGCAAAGCGAAGUGAUGGCGGUAAAUAUGUGAUUACAGCAACAAACACAGCUGGCAGCUUUGUAGCCUAUGCAACUGUAAAUGUUUUAGACAAACCUGGUCCAGUAAGAAAUCUGAAGAUCUCUGAUGUGUCAAGUGAUAGGUGCACAAUUCGUUGGGACCCGCCAGAAGAUGAUGGUGGCUGUGAAAUACAAAAUUAUAUUUUAGAAAAAUGUGAGACCAAGCGUAUGGUGUGGUCUACAUAUUCUGCUAAUGUCCUCACUCCCGGUACAACAGUGACUCGUCUCAUUGAAGGAAAUGAAUACAUUUUUAGAGUCCGGGCCGAGAAUAAGAUAGGCACUGGUCCACCAACAGAGAGCAAACCAGUCAUUGCUAAAACUAAAUUUGAUAGACCUGGUCGCCCUGAUCCCCCCGAAGUCACUAAAGUCAGCAAAGAAGAAAUGACUGUAGUAUGGAAUCCACCAGAAUAUGAUGGUGGAAAGUCUAUCACAGGAUAUAUUCUGGAGAAAAAAGAAAAGCAUUCAGUUCGAUGGGUUCCUGUUACCAAGAGUGCUAUCCCUGAAAGACGUAUGAAAGUUCAAAAUCUCCUUCCAGGACAUGAAUAUCAGUUCCGUGUCAAGGCAGAAAAUGAAAUUGGAAUUGGAGAACCAAGCUUGCCAUCAAAACCAGUAGUGGCAAAAGACCCAAUAGAACCACCUGGUCCACCAACCAAUCUCAAGGUGGUUGAUACUACCAAGAGUUCCAUCACUCUUGGAUGGGGAAAGCCAGUCUAUGAUGGUGGUGCACCAAUAAUUGGAUAUGUUGUGGAAAUGAGACCUAAAAUCGCAGGUGCAUCUCCUGAUGAAGGCUGGAAAAGGUGCAAUGCAGCUGCACAACUUAUUCGUAAAGAAUUCACAGUUACCAGUCUGGAUGAGAACCAAGAAUAUGAGUUCAGAGUUUGUGCACAAAACCAAGUUGGCAUUGGACGCCCUGCCGAAUUAAAAGAUGCUAUUAAACCUAAAGAAAUACUUGAACCCCCUGAGAUUGAUUUGGAUGCCAGUAUGAGAAAGUUGGUUGUCGUCAGAGCAGGAUGCCCAAUUCGACUAUUUGCCAUUGUCAGAGGGCGGCCUGCCCCGAAAGUCACUUGGCGGAGAGUGGGUAUCGAUAACGUUGUCAGAAAAGGACAAGUUGAUUUGGUUGACACUAUGGCCUUCCUGGUCAUUCCUGAUUCUACACGAGAUGACUCAGGCAAAUAUUCCCUGACACUUGUUAAUCCUGCAGGAGAAAAGGCUGUAUUUGUGAAUGUCAGGGUCCUUGAUACUCCUGGGCCUGUAUCUGACUUAAAAGCAUCAGAUGCCACUAAAACAUCAUGCCAUCUUUCUUGGGCACCUCCUGAAAAUGAUGGUGGAAGCCAAGUAACACAUUAUAUUGUCGAGAAACGUGAAGCUGAAAGAAAGACAUGGGCAACAGUUACUCCAGAAGUUAAGAAAACUAGUUUCCAAGUAUCCAAUCUUGUCCCUGGAAAUGAAUAUUUCUUCAGAGUAACUGCUGUCAAUGAAUAUGGUCCUGGGGUCCCAACAGACAUUCCCAAGCCAGUGCUUGCAUCUGAUCCCCUAAGUGAACCUGAUCCACCAAGAAAGCUUGAGGUUACUGAAAUGAUGAAGAACAGUGCCACAUUAGCCUGGCUGCCUCCACUGCGAGAUGGGGGUGCUAAGAUCGAUGGAUAUAUUAUCAGCUACAGGGAAGAGGAACAACCUGCAGAUCGCUGGACAGAGUAUUCAGUUGUGAAAGAUCUCAGCCUUGUGGUCACUGGCCUGAAGGAAGGAAAGAAAUAUAAAUUUAGAGUAGUGGCCAGGAAUGCUGUUGGAGUGAGUUUGCCCAGAGAAGCUGAUGGUGUUUAUGAAGCCAAAGAACAGCUAUUGCCACCCAAGAUCCUUAUGCCAGAACAAGUUACUAUUAAAGCUGGAAAGAAACUCCGAAUUGAAGCCCACGUAUAUGGAAAGCCUCAACCAGUCUGUACCUGGAAAAAAGGAGAAGAACCUGUUGUCACAUCUAGCCGCCUGGCAGUCCACAAAGCAGACUCUUCUUCAGUUUUGAUCUUGAAAGAUGUUACUAGAAAAGACAGUGGUUACUAUAAUCUCACUGCAGAAAACAGUUCUGGAUCAGACACUCAGAAAAUCAAAGUUGUGGUCAUGGAUGCGCCAGGGCCACCUCAGCCUCCAUUUGACAUAUCUGAGAUAGAUGCUGAUGCCUGUUCCCUGUCAUGGCAUAUCCCUCUUGAGGAUGGUGGUAGUAACAUCACCAAUUAUGUGGUGGAGAAGUGUGAUGUAAGCCGAGGCGAUUGGGUCACAGCUCUGGCCUCUGUCACAAGAACUUCUUGCAGGGUUGGAAAACUUAUCCCUGGGCAAGAGUAUGUCUUCCGAGUCCGUGCUGAAAAUCGAUUUGGCAUUUCAGAGCCACUCCAAUCUCCUAAAAUGCUUGCUAAGUUCCCGUUUGAUGUUCCUAGUGAACCAAAGAAUGCAAGAGUUACAAAAGUCAACAAGGACUGUAUUUUUGUGAAAUGGGACAGGCCAGAUAGUGAUGGAGGCAGCCCCAUUACUGGUGAUGGAGGCAGCCCCAUUACUGGCUAUCUGAUUGAACGCAAAGAAAGGAACAGUCUGCUCUGGGUGAAGGCUAAUGAUACUCUUGUCCGUUCUACUGAAUAUCCUUGCGCUGGUCUUGUAGAGGGUCUAGAAUAUUCAUUCCGGAUCUAUGCUUUGAACAGAGCUGGAAGCAGCUUACCUAGCAAACCAACAGAAUAUGUAACAGCAAGAAUGCCAGUUGAUCCUCCUGGGAAACCCGAAGUUAUUGAUGUUUCCAAGAAUAGUGCAUCCCUUAUCUGGGCUCGACCAAAGCAUGAUGGGGGCAGCAAAAUUAUUGGAUAUUUUGUUGAAGCUUGCAAGCUUCCAGGAGAUAAGUGGGUACGAUGCAAUACUACACCACACCAGAUUCCUCAAGAAGAAUAUACAGCUACUGGUUUGGAAGAGAACGCUCAAUAUCAAUUUAGAGCCAUUGCCAAGACUGCUGUAAACAUCAGCAUGCCUUCUGAGCCUUCUGAUCCAGUGACCAUCCUAGCAGAAAAUAUUCCUCCAAGGAUUGAACUGAGUGUGGCAAUGAAAUCUUUACUUACUGUGAAAGCUGGAACCAAUGUUUGCCUGGAUGCUACUGUUUUUGGUAAACCCAUGCCAACAAUUUCAUGGAAGAAAGAUGGAACACCUGUAACACCAUCUGAUGUCAUAAAAAUGGCCACCAAGAGAAAUCUUUGCACCUUGGAAUUAUUCUGUGUAAAUAGAAAGGAUUCGGGAGACUAUACCAUUACUGCUGAAAACUCAAGUGGUUCCAAAUCAGCCACUAUUAAGCUGAAAGUAUUAGAUAAACCUGGUCCUCCAGCAUCUGUUAAAAUCAAUCGAAUGUAUUCAGAUCGUGCAAUGCUUUCUUGGGAGCCUCCUCUUGAAGAUGGAGGCUCAGAAAUUACUAACUACAUUGUUGACAAGCGUGAGACAAGCAGACCUAACUGGGCACAAGUCUCUCCCAAUGUUCCUAUCACCAGUUGCAGUGUGGAGAAACUAAUAGAAGGUCAUGAAUACCAGUUCCGUAUUUGUGCUGAAAAUAAAUAUGGUGUUGGAGAUCCAAUUUUCACUGAACCAGCAAUUGCUAAAAAUCCAUUUGACCCACCUGGACGUUGUGAUCCUCCUGUGAUUAGCAACAUAACAAAAGAUCACAUGACAGUAAGCUGGAAACCACCAGCAGAUGAUGGCGGUUCACCUAUCACUGGCUAUUUGCUAGAGAAGCGAGAAACCCUUGCAGUCAAUUGGACCAAGGUCAACAGGAAACCUGUUAUAGAAAGAACUAUAAAAGCAACAGGUCUCCAAGAAGGAACUGAGUAUGAAUUCCGUGUUACAGCUAUAAAUAAAGCUGGACCAGGCAAGCCCAGUGAUGCCUCUAAAGCAGUAUAUGCUCUUGAUCCUCUAUAUCCUCCUGGCCCACCAGCCUUCCCCAAAGUAGUUGAUACCACCCGAAGCUCUGUGAGUCUUUCUUGGGGUAAACCAGCAUACGAUGGUGGAAGUCCUAUUAUUGGCUAUUUAGUUGAGGUGAAGAGAGCUGGUUCUGAUAACUGGGUGAGGUGCAACUUGCCAGAGAAUCUAAAGAAAACACGCUUUGAUGUUACUGGCCUCAUGGAAAAUACUGAAUAUCAAUUCCGUGUGUACGCCAUCAAUAAGGUUGGCUACAGUGAUCCCAGUGAUGUACCUGACAAACAUGUACCCAAGGACAUCUUAAUUCCACCUGAGGGAGAGCUUGAUGCUGACUUGAGAAAAACACUCAUAUUACGUGCUGGAGUUACAAUGAGACUUUAUGUACCAGUAAGAGGACGUCCACCUCCAAAGAUAACCUGGUCUAAGCCAAAUGUCAACCUGCGAGAGAGGAUAGGAUUAGACAUCAAGUCAACAGACUUUGACACUUUCUUGCGUUGUGAAAAUGUGAAUAAGUAUGAUGCUGGAAAAUAUAUCUUGACACUUGAGAACAGCUGUGGUAAAAAGGAAUAUACUAUUGUCGUGAAAGUACUUGAUACUCCGGGACCACCAGUCAAUGUGACCGUUAAGGAAGUAUCCAGAGAUUCUGCUUAUGUUACUUGGGAUCCUCCCAUUAUUGAUGGCGGCAGUCCAAUCAUAAACUAUGUUGUUGAAAAACGUGAUGCAGAGAGAAAGUCAUGGUCCACAGUGACAACUGAGUGUCCCAAAACAAGCUUCCGAGUAUCUAAUUUGGAAGAAGGAAAAUCCUAUUUCUUCAGAAUUUUUGCUGAAAAUGAAUAUGGCAUUGGUGAUCCUGGAGAAACACGGGAUGCUGUCAAGGCCUCUGAAACCCCUGGACCAGUUGUGGACCUGAAAGUUACAUCUGUAACUAAGUCAUCAUGUAGUAUAGGCUGGAAAAAGCCUCACAGUGAUGGUGGAAGCCGAAUUACUGGAUAUAUAGUGGACUUCAUGACUGAAGAAAACAAAUGGCAAAGAGUCAUGAGAUCAUUGAACCUUAACUAUUCCACAAAAGAUCUGACAGAAGGAAAGGAAUAUACUUUCAGAGUAAGAGCUGAGAAUGAUAAUGGAGAGGGAACUCCAAGUGAAAUCAUUGUUGUGGCAAAAGAUGAUGUUGUGGCUCCUGAUCUUGAUUUGAAAGAGUUGCCUGAUUUGUGCUACUUAGCUAAAGAAAAUAGCAAUUUCCGUCUCAAGAUCCCCAUAAAAGGCAAGCCUACACCAUCAGUAACCUGGAAGAAAGGUGAAGACCCCUUACCAACUGACACAAGAGUUAGUGUUGAGUCUACUGCAGUUAAUACAACUCUUGUGGUAUAUGAUUGCCAAAAGUCUGAUGCUGGGACAUAUACAAUCACACUGAAGAACAUUGCUGGCACUAAGGAAGGAACUCUGUCCAUAAAAGUCGUUGGGAAGCCAGGCAUCCCCACCGGACCAAUCAAUUUUGAGGAAGUCACAGCAGAUGCCAUUACCUUAAAGUGGAAGCCUCCAAAGGAUGAUGGUGGUUCUGAAAUUACCAACUAUAUCCUAGAGAAAAGAGAUUCUGUAAAUAACAAAUGGAUCACAUGUGCCUCUGCUGUCCAGAAAACCACCUUCAGAGUUACAAGACUUCACGAGGGAGUAGAAUAUACUUUCCGAGUCAGUGCUGAAAAUAAAUAUGGCGUAGGCGAGGGCCUUAAAUCUGAGCCCAUUGUUGCCAAAUAUCCAUUUGAUGUACCAGAUGCUCCUCCACCCCCCAAUAUCGUGGAGGUCAGACAUGAUUCUGUUUCUUUAACUUGGACAGACCCUAAAAAAACUGGUGGCUCACCAAUCACAGGGUAUCAUAUUGAAUUCAAGGACAGGAACAGUCUUAUGUGGAAGAGAGCUAAUAAGACACCUAUUAGAAUGAGAGACUUCAAAGUAACAGGACUAACCGAAGGUCUUGAAUAUGAAUUUAGAGUUAUGGCGAUCAAUUUGGCUGGAGUUGGCAAACCAAGUCUGCCAUCUGAGCCCGUUGUAGCACUUGAUCCAAUUGAUCCCCCUGGAAAACCUGAGGUGAUUAAUGUCACGAGGAAUUCUGUGACUCUCAUUUGGACUGAACCUAAAUAUGAUGGUGGUCAUAAACUGACUGGAUACAUAGUGGAGAAACGGGAUCUGCCUUCAAAGUCUUGGAUGAAGGCAAACCACAUUAAUGUCCCAGACUGUGUCUAUACUGUAACUGAUCUUAUCGAGGGUGGAAAAUAUGAAUUCAGAAUUAGAGCCAAGAACACUGCAGGAGCUAUCAGUGCUCCAUCAGAAAGCACAGAAACCAUUAUUUGCAAGGAUGAAUAUGAGGCACCAUCCAUUGUCCUUGAUCCUACCAUAAAAGAUGGCUUAACAGUCAAAGCAGGAGAUACCAUUGUUUUGAACGCCAUCAGCAUCCUUGGCAAACCACUACCAAAAUCAAGCUGGUCCAAGGCAGGAAAAGACUUUAGGCCAUCAGACAUUGUCCAGAUCAGUUCAACGCCAACGUCUUCCAUGCUCAGUGUUAAAUAUGCCUCCAGAAAAGAUGCAGGAGAAUAUACAAUCACUGCCACUAAUCCUUUUGGAACAAAGGAGGAGCAUGUACGUGUAACAGUUCUGGAUGUUCCUGGCCCACCAGGACCUAUUGAAAUCAGCAAUGUCUCAGCUGAAAAAGCUACCCUUACAUGGACACCUCCCCUAGAAGAUGGAGGUUCUCCAAUUAAGUCUUACAUUCUUGAAAAGAGAGAAACUAGCCGGCUUUUGUGGACAGCUGUUUCUGAAGAUAUUCAAUCUUGUCGCCACGUGGUGACUAAGCUGAUCCAAGGAAAUGAAUACCUCUUCCGUGUCUCAGCUGUGAAUCAGUAUGGUAAGGGCGAACCCGUACAAUCAGAACCAGUCAAAAUGGUGGACAGAUUUGGCCCUCCUGGCCCUCCUGGAAAGCCAGAAGUAUCAAAUGUGACCAAGAAUACUGCUACUGUCAGUUGGAAAAGACCAACUGAUGAUGGCGGUAGUGAAAUCACAGGAUACCAUGUGGAAAGGAGAGAAAAGAAAGGUCUACGAUGGGUGCGAGCAACAAAGACCCCUGUGUCUGACCUCAGAUGCAAAGUGACAGGACUUCAGGAAGGAAACACAUAUGAAUUCCGUGUCAGUGCAGAAAAUAAAGCAGGAAUUGGCCCACCAAGUGAUGUUUCAAAUUCAGUACUAAUGAAGGAUGCAGCAUAUCCACCAGGACCACCUUCAAAUGUACGAGUGACUGAUACUACAAAGAAAUCUGCUUCUUUAGCUUGGGGCAAACCCCAUUACGAUGGUGGACUUGAAAUCACAGGCUAUAUAGUAGAGCAUCAGAAAGAAGGAGAUGAGGCCUGGAUAAAAGAUACAACAGGAACUGCCCUCAGGAUCACAGAAUUUGUUGUGCCUGAUCUUCAAACAAAAGAAAAAUACAAUUUCAGAAUCAGUGCCAUCAAUGAUGCAGGUGUUGGAGAGCCAGCAGUGAUUCCAAAUGUUGAAAUCAUAGAACGUGAAUUGGCUCCUGAUUUUGAAUUAGAUGCAGAGCUUCGAAGAACACUUGUUGUUAGAGCAGGGCUAAGCAUUAGAAUAUUUGUACCAAUUAAAGGUCGUCCAACUCCUGAAGUCACUUGGACAAAAGAUGGUGUAAACCUUAAAACCCGUGCCAACAUUGAAAACACAGAAUCCUUUACUCUUCUGAUUAUUCCAGAAUGUAAUAGAUAUGACACUGGCAAAUUUGUGAUGACUAUAGAAAAUGCUGCCGGUAAGAAAAGUGGAUUUGUCAAUGUUAGAGUCUUGGAUACACCUGGGCCUGUGCUCAAUCUGAGGCCUACUGAGAUCACGAGGGAGAGUGCCACCCUGCACUGGGACCUGCCUCUGAUAGAUGGGGGCUCUCGCAUAACAAACUACAUUGUAGAAAAACGUGAAGCCACACGGAAAUCGUAUUCUACGGCCACAACCAAGUGCCAUAAAUGUACUUAUAAAGUGACUGGCUUAUCUGAAGGGUGUGAAUAUUUCUUCAGAGUGAUGGCAGAAAAUGAAUAUGGAAUUGGUGAACCAACAGAGACCACAGAGCCCGUAAGGGCCUCAGAGGCACCAUCACCACCAGACAGCCUUAAUAUCAUGGAUAUAACUAAGAACACAGUCAGCCUGGCAUGGCCUAAACCAAAGCAUGAUGGAGGCAGUAAGAUCACUGGCUAUGUGAUUGAAGCCCAGAGAAAAGGCUCUGACCAGUGGACACACAUCACAACCGUAAAGGGAUUAGAAUGUGUUGUAAAGAACUUAACUGAAGGGGAAGAAUAUACUUUCCAAGUUAUGGCAGUGAACAGCGCUGGGAGAAGUGCCCCAAGAGAAAGCAGGCCAGUCAUUGUAAAGGAGCAGACGAUGCUUCCAGAAUUGGACCUUCGUGGCAUUUACCAGAAACUGGUCAUUGCCAGAGCUGGCGAGAAUAUCAAAGUGGAGAUUCCAGUGCUUGGUCGGCCUAAACCAACCGUCACAUGGAAAAAAGGAGAUCAAGUUCUGAAACAAACCCAAAGAGUUAAUUUUGAGAAUACUGCCACUUCAACCAUUCUAAAUAUCCAUGAAUGUACAAGAAGUGAUAGUGGACCUUACCCACUAUCAGCAAAGAAUAUUGUAGGAGAAGUUGGAGAUGUCAUCACCAUCCAGGUGCAUGACAUCCCAGGCCCACCGACUGGUCCAAUCAAGUUUGAUGAAGUUUCAUCUGAUUUUGUUACCUUUUCUUGGGAACCUCCAGAGAAUGAUGGAGGAGUACCCAUCAGCAACUAUGUUGUUGAAAUGCGUCAAACUGACAGUACCACAUGGGUUGAACUGGCAACCACUGUAAUACGUACUACCUAUAAAGCAACUCGCCUUACUACUGGGGUGGAGUAUCAAUUCCGGGUAAAAGCUCAAAACAGAUAUGGAGUUGGACCAGGUAUCACCUCAGCAUCUGUCGUUGCCAACUAUCCAUUUAAAGUUCCUGGGCCUCCUGGUACUCCACAAGUGACUGCAGUCACCAAAGAAUCAAUAACCAUCAGCUGGCAUGAGCCUCUAACUGAUGGUGGAAGUCCCAUUUUAGGAUAUCAUGUUGAAAGAAAAGAAAGAAAUGGUAUUCUCUGGCAGACUGUGAGUAAAGCAUUAGUGCCAGGGAACAUUUUUAAAUCAAGUGGCCUAACAGACGGCAUUGCUUAUGAGUUCCGAGUGAUUGCAGAAAAUAUGGCUGGCAAAAGCAAGCCAAGCAAGCCAUCUGAACCUACACUUGCCUUGGACCCCAUUGAUCCACCCGGGAAACCAAUUCCUCUCCAUAUUACUAGGCAUACAGUAACACUUAAAUGGGCUAAGCCUGAGUAUACUGGAGGAUUCAAGAUCACUAGCUACAUUGUUGAAAAGAGAGACCUUCCCAAUGGUCGUUGGCUGAAGGCCAACUUCAGCAAUAUUUUGGAGAAUGAAUUCACAGUCAGUGGCUUAACUGAGGAUGCUGCAUAUGAAUUCCGUGUGAUUGCCAAAAAUGCUGCUGGUGCUGUAAGUCCGCCCUCCGAGCCUUCAGAUGCCAUAACAUGCAGAGAUGACAUCGAAGCACCAAGGAUCAUGGUGGAUGUUAAAUACAAAGACACGCUCGUAUUAAAAGCAGGCGAAGUUUUUAAGCUUGAAGCAGAUGUUUCUGGUCGGCCACCACCAACAAUGGAAUGGACCAAAGAUGGAAAGGAGCUUGAAGGCACAGCAAAAUUAGAAAUAAAAACAGCAGAUUUCUCUACAAAUCUAGUUAACAAAGAUUCAUCAAGAAAGGACAGUGGGGCAUAUGUACUUACAGCUACUAAUCCUGGUGGUUUUGCCAAACACAUUUUCAAUGUUAAAGUUCUUGAUAGACCAGGUCCACCUGAAGGACCUUUGGCUGUGACUGAAGUUACUGCAGAAAAGUGUGUAUUAUCAUGGUUACCUCCACUAGAUGAUGGAGGUGCCAGCAUUGACCACUAUGUAGUACAAAAACGUGAAACCAGCAGAUUGGCAUGGACAAAUGUAGCCUCUGAAGUACAGCUAACAAAACUAAAGGUCACCAAAUUACUGAAAGGCAAUGAAUAUGUGUUCCGUGUUAUGGCUGUUAAUAAAUAUGGGGUAGGAGAGCCCCUUGAAUCAGAACCUAUCCUUGCAGUAAAUCCAUACAGACCCCCAGAUCCUCCCAAAAAUCCUGAAGUUACAGCUAUUACUAAGGACUCUAUGGUUGUCUGUUGGGGACAUCCUGAUUCUGAUGGAGGAAGUGAAAUUAUCAAUUACAUUGUGGAACGCCGAGAUAAAACUGGCCAACGAUGGGUGAAAUGUAAUAAAAAAGCUGUCACUGACUUAAGGUACAAGGUAUCUGGACUGACAGAAGGACAUGAAUAUGAGUACAGGAUCAUGGCUGAAAAUGCUGCUGGAAUUAGUGCACCAAGUGCUACGAGUCCAUUUUAUAAAGCUUGUGACACUGUCUUUAAGCCUGGCCCACCAGGAAAUCCACGUGUUCUAGACACAAGCAGAUCAUCAAUUUCAAUUGCUUGGAAUAAACCAAUCUAUGAUGGUGGCUCAGAAAUCACAGGGUAUAUGGUUGAGAUAGCACUGCCUGAAGAAGAUGAGUGGAAGAUUGUCACACCUCCAGCAGGACUCAAGGCAACCUCUUAUACUAUCACCAACCUCAAAGAAAAUCAAGAAUACAAAAUCCGUAUCUAUGCCAUGAAUUCUGAAGGAAUUGGUGAACCUGCACUUGUUCCUGGAACUCCAAAGGCUGAGGAAAGGAUGCUGCCUCCAGAGAUUGAAUUGGAUGCUGACCUACGUAAAGUUGUCACCAUAAGGGCUUGCUGUACCCUAAGACUAUUUGUUCCGAUCAAAGGAAGACCAGCACCAGAAGUGAAAUGGACAAGAGAACAUGGAGAAUCUUUAGAUAAAGCUAGCAUUGAAUCAACAAGCUCUUAUACGUUGCUUAUUGUUGGAAAUGUCAACAGAUUUGAUAGUGGCAAGUAUAUACUAACUAUAGAAAACAGUUCAGGUAGCAAAUCGGCAUUUGUCAAUGUCAGGGUUCUUGAUACACCGGGACCACCCCAGGAUUUGAAAAUCAAAGAAGUCACUAAAUCAUCUGUCACACUGACUUGGGAACCUCCUCUCCUAGAUGGAGGCUCCAAGAUAAAGAACUACAUUGUUGAAAAGCGUGAAUCCACAAGAAAAGCUUACUCAACUGUUGCAACAAAUUGCCAUAAGACUUCCUGGAAAGUAGACCAACUACAAGAAGGUUGCAAUUAUUAUUUUAGAGUUCUGGCAGAAAAUGAGUAUGGAAUUGGCCUCCCAGCUGAAACUGCAGAGUCUGUUAAAGUAUCAGAAAGACCACUUCCUCCAGGAAAGAUAACUCUACUAGAUGUCACAAGAAAUAGUGUGUCACUCUCUUGGGAGAAACCAGAACAUGAUGGAGGAAGUAGAAUUCUAGGCUACAUCGUGGAGAUGCAGAGCAAAGGCAGUGAUAAGUGGGCAACAUGUGCCACAGUCAAAGUCACCGAAGCCACAAUUACUGGAUUGAUUCAGGGUGAAGAGUAUUCAUUCCGUGUUUCAGCCCAGAAUGAAAAAGGAAUCAGCGAUCCUCGACAGCUUAGCGUACCAGUCAUUGCCAAAGACCUUGUCAUUCCACCAGCCUUCAAACUGUUAUUUAACACUUUCACAGUGCUAGCAGGUGAAGAUCUAAAAGUUGAUGUCCCAUUUAUUGGACGUCCAACUCCAACCGUGACCUGGCACAAAGAUGAUGUGCCUCUGAAACAGACUACUAGAAUAAAUGCAGAAAGCACAGAAAAUAACACACUGUUGACAAUAAAGGAAGCAUGCCGGGAAGAUGUUGGCCACUAUGUAGUUAAACUUGUAAACUCAGUAGGUGAAGCCACUGAAACCCUUAAUAUUAUUGUUCUUGACAAACCAGGGCCUCCUACUGGACCCGUUAAAAUGGAUGAAGUGACUGCAGAUAGUAUUACUCUGUCCUGGGAACCACCAAAAUAUGAUGGUGGAAGUUCUAUCAAUAAUUAUAUUGUGGAGAAAAGGGACACUUCUACAACUACCUGGCAUAUUGUGUCAGCUACUGUUGCAAGAACAACAAUAAAAGCCUGCCGACUGAAGACUGGAUGUGAAUAUCAGUUCAGAAUUGCAGCUGAAAAUAGAUAUGGAAAAAGUACUUAUCUCACAUCAGAGCCUAUUGUAGCCCAAUAUCCAUUCAAAGUUCCUGGACCUCCAGGAACACCUUUCGUGACAGCUUCGUCCAAAGACAGUAUGGAGGUCCAAUGGAAUGAGCCAGUCAAUGAUGGUGGUAGCAGAGUUAUUGGUUAUCAUUUAGAACGUAAAGAGAGAAAUAGCAUCCUCUGGGUAAAAUUGAACAAAACACCUAUUCCACAAACCAAAUUUAAAACAACUGGCCUUGAAGAAGGAAUUGAGUAUGAAUUUAGAGUCUGUGCAGAAAACAUUGUGGGCAUUGGCAAGCCUAGUAAAGUGUCUGAAUGUUACGUAGCUCGUGACCCAUGUGAUCCACCAGGUCGACCAGAAGCAAUAAUUGUCACAAGGAACUCUGUGACUCUUCAGUGGAAGAAACCCACCUACGAUGGUGGAAGCAAGAUCACUGGCUAUAUUGUUGAGAAGAAAGAAUUACCAGAUGGCCGCUGGAUGAAAGCCAGCUUUACUAAUGUCAUUGAAACUCAAUUUGAAGUAACCGGCCUAGUUGAAAAUCAGAGAUAUGAGUUCCGGGUUAUAGCACGAAAUGCUGCAGGAGUAUUUAGUGAGCCAUCUGAAAGCACAGGAGCAAUCACAGCAAGAGAUGAAGUAGACCCUCCACGGAUAAGUAUGGAUCCAAAGUAUAAAGACACAAUUGUAGUCCACGCUGGUGAGUCAUUCAAGAUUGAAGCUGAUGUUUAUGGCAAACCCAUACCAACCAUACAGUGGACAAAAGGUGAUCAAGAACUUUCAAACACAGCUCAUUUAGAAAUAAAAAGUACUGAUUUUGCCACCUGCCUCAAUGUAAAGGAAGCAGGUCGUGGUGAUAGUGGUAAUUAUGUACUGAAAGCAAAAAAUGUUGCUGGAGAGAGAUCAGUUACUGUAAAUGUCAAAGUUCUUGAUAGGCCAGGACCACCUGAAGGACCUAUUGCUGUGUCUGGAGUUACUGCUGAAAAAUGUACAUUAGCAUGGAAACCCCCACUCCAAGAUGGUGGUAGUGAUAUCAUAAACUACAUUGUGGAAAGAAGAGAAACCAGCCGUUUAGUCUGGACUGUGGUUGAUGCCAAUGUGCAAACACUUAGUUGCAAGGUUACCAAACUCCUAGAAGGAAAUGAAUAUACCUUCCGCAUAAUGGCUGUAAACAAAUAUGGUGUUGGUGAACCUCUUGAAUCUGAGCCAGUCAUUGCCAAGAACCCAUUUGUUGUGCCAGAUGCACCAAAGGCACCAGAAGUUACUACAGUGACCAAAGACUCAAUGACUGUUGUAUGGGAAAGACCAGCAUCUGAUGGUGGCAGCGAAAUUCUUGGUUAUGUCCUUGAAAAACGGGAUAAGGAAGGCAUCCGAUGGACAAGAUGCCACAAGGGUUUGGUUGGGGAAUUGCGUUUAAGAGCAACUGGACUCAUAGAAAACCAUCAUUAUGAAUUUAGAGUCUCAGCUGAAAAUGCUGCUGGUCUCAGUGAACCAAGUCUUCCUUCUACUUACCAAAAAGCUUGUGAUCCUAUUUAUAAGCCAGGACCACCAAAUAACCCCAAAGUCACAGAUAUUACAAGGUCUUCAGUUUUCCUCUCAUGGAGCAAACCCGUUUAUGAUGGUGGCAGUGAAAUCCAGGGAUACAUAGUUGAAAAAUGUGAUGUCAGUGUUGGGGAAUGGACAAUGUGUACUCCACCAACCGGAAUCAAGAAAACAAAUAUAGAAGUAGAAAAGUUGUUGGAAAAGCAUGAAUACAAUUUCCGUAUCUGUGCUGUUAAUAAAGCUGGAGUUGGAGAACAUGCUGAUGUACCUGGGCCUAUUAUAGUUGAAGAAAAAUUGGAAGCUCCAGACAUUGAGCUUGAUCUAGAAUUAAGGAAAGUAAUAAAUAUAAGAGCAGGUGGUUCCUUGAGGUUGUUUGUUCCCAUUAGAGGUCGCCCUACACCAGAAGUUAAGUGGGGAAAGAUGGAUGGUGAAAUCCGGGAUGCAGCUCUAAUUGAUGUCACAUCCAGCUUUACGUCUCUUGUCCUUGAAAAUGUGAACAGAUAUGACAGUGGAAAAUAUACUCUCACCUUAGAAAACAGUAGUGGAACAAAGUCUGCCUUUGUUACUGUGAGAGUCUUGGAUACACCAAGUCCACCUGUUAACCUUAAAAUAACAGAAAUCACCAAAGACUCAGUAUCAAUCACAUGGGAACCACCUCUGUUGGAUGGAGGAUCCAAAAUAAAAAAUUAUAUUGUUGAGAAACGUGAAGCUACAAGAAAAUCUUAUGCUGCUGUUGUAACAAACUGCCAUAAGCACUCAUGGAAAAUAGAUCAACUUCAAGAGGGCUGCAGUUACUACUUUAGAGUUACAGCUGAAAAUGAAUAUGGUAUUGGCCUUCCUGCCCACACUGCUGACCCAAUUAAGGUUGCUGAAGUUCCACAACCACCAGGAAAAAUAACAGUGGAUGAUGUCACGAGAAACAGUGUUUCCCUAAGCUGGACAAAGCCAGAACAUGAUGGUGGCAGCAAAAUUAUACAAUAUAUUGUUGAAAUGCAAGCUAAGCACAGUGACAAAUGGUCAGAGUGUGCCCGUGUUAAGAACUUGGAAGCAGUAAUUACGAACUUAACCCAAGGAGAAGAAUAUCUAUUUAGAGUUGUUGCUGUAAAUGAAAAGGGAAAGAGUGAUCCUAGGUCCCUUGCUGUUCCAGUAAUUGCCAAAGAUCUAGUUAUUGAGCCAGAUGUAAGACCUGCAUUCAACAGUUAUAGCAUCCAAGUUGGUCAGGAUUUAAAAAUAGAAGUUCCAAUUUCUGGACGUCCUAAGCCUACCAUUACCUGGACAAAAGAUGGCCAACCACUAAAACAGACAACAAGAUUCAAUGUUACUGAUCUGCCUGACCUUACUGUGCUUACCAUUAAAGAAACCCACAAGGAAGAUGGUGGAACGUAUGGAAUCACAGUUGCCAAUAUUGUUGGACAAAAAUCUGCUUCCAUUGAAAUUAUAACUCUAGACAAGCCUGAUCCACCAAAAGGCCCUGUGAAAUUUGAUGAGGUCAGUGCUGAGAGUAUUACAUUAUCUUGGAAUCCUCCACUAUAUACAGGUGGUUGCCAAAUCACUAACUACAUUGUUCAAAAGAGAGAUACGACCACUACCGUAUGGGAAGUUGUUUCUGGUACUGUUGCAAGAACAACCUUAAAAGUGACUAAGCUGAAAACUGGCACAGAAUACCAAUUCAGAAUAUUUGCUGAAAACAGAUAUGGACAAAGUUUUGCCUUAGAAUCUGAUCCUGUUGUAGCCCAAUAUCCCUACAAAGAACCAGGCCCUCCUGGCACACCAUUUGUUAAUACCAUUUCUAAAGAUUCUAUGGUUGUACUGUGGCAUGAACCAAUUAAUAAUGGUGGAAGUCCAGUCAUUGGUUACCACCUUGAGAGAAAGGAAAGAAACAGUAUUUUGUGGACAAAGGUCAACAAAACUAUUAUCCAUGACACCCAGUUUAAAGUACUUAACCUUGAAGAAGGUAUUGAAUAUGAAUUCAGAGUUUAUGCUGAAAAUAUUGUUGGCAUAGGCAAAGCAAGCAAAACUUCAGAAUGUUAUGUGGCCCGUGAUCCCUGUGACCCGCCAGGAACUCCAGAAGCAAUCAUGGUCAAGAGAAGUGAAAUUACUCUACAAUGGACCAAGCCUGUAUAUGAUGGUGGAAGCAUGAUCACUGGCUAUAUUGUUGAGAAACGGGAUUUGCCUGAGGGCCGCUGGAUGAAAGCCAGUUUCACAAAUGUCAUUGAAACACAAUUCACUGUCACUGGCCUUACUGAAAAUGAAAGGUAUGAAUUCAGAGUGAUUGCAAAGAAUGCUGCAGGUGCAGUAAGUAAACCCUCUGACAGUACUGGACCUAUAACAGCCAAGGAUGAAGUUGAACUUCCAAGAAUCUCAAUGGAUCCAAAAUACAGAGACACAAUUGUGGUCAAUGCUGGAGAAACAUUCAGACUUGAGGCUGAUGUCUAUGGAAAGCCCCUACCUACCAUUGAGUGGUUAAAAGGAGAUAAAGAAGUUGAAGAAUCUGCUAGAUGUGAAAUAAAGAAUACAGAUUUCAAAGCACUGAUCAUUGUAAAAGAUGCCAUAAGAAUUGAUGGUGGACAAUAUAUUUUAAGAGCUUCUAAUGUUGCAGGUUCUAAGUCAUUCCCAGUAAAUGUAAAAGUGUUAGACAGACCAGGGCCUCCAGAAGGUCCUAUUCAGGUAACUGGAGUCACUUCUGAAAAAUGCUCAUUAACUUGGUCUCCACCCCUUCAAGAUGGUGGCAGUAACAUUUCCCACUAUGUUGUUGAAAAAAGAGAAACCAGCCGACUUGCAUGGACUGUUGUUGCUCCAGAAGUUGUAACCAAUACAUUGAAAGUAACCAAACUUUUAGAAGGAAACGAAUAUAUUUUCCGUGUAAUGGCUGUUAACAAAUAUGGAGUUGGUGAGCCUUUGGAAUCUGCACCAGUACUAAUGAAAAAUCCAUUUGUGCUUCCUGGUCCACCAAAGAACUUAGAAGUAACAAAUAUUGCCAAGGACUCCAUGACAGUCUGCUGGAAUCGUCCAGACAGUGAUGGUGGAAGCGAGAUUAUUGGCUAUAUUGUAGAAAAGAGGGACAGAAGUGGCAUUAGAUGGAUCAAGUGCAAUAAGCGGCGAAUUACAGAUUUGCGAUUAAGAGUUACAGGAUUGACAGAAGAUCAUGAAUAUGAAUUUAGAGUAUCUGCAGAAAAUGCUGCUGGAGUUGGAGAACCAAGUCAGGCUACAGUUUAUUAUAAGGCUUGUGACCCUGUAUUCAAACCUGGCCCACCCACCAAUGCCCACCUUGUAGACACCACCAAAAAUUCAAUUACACUUGCAUGGAGCAAGCCCAUUUAUGACGGUGGCAGUGAAAUCCUGGGAUACUUAGUAGAGAUCUGUAAAGCAGAUGAAGAUGACUGGAAAGUAGUGACACCACAGACUGGCUUGAAAGUCACUCGAUUUGAGAUUUCAAAGCUUAUCGAACAUCAGGAAUAUAAGAUACGGGUUUGUGCUCUCAAUAAAGUUGGUUUAGGUGAGCCUGCAUCAGUACCUGGUACUGUGAAACCAGAAGAUAAACUUGAACCUCCUGAACUUGACCUUGAUUCAGAAUUAAGGAAAGGAAUAGUAGUCAGAGCUGGUGGAUCUGCCAGAAUUCACAUUCCAUUCAAAGGCCGACCAACACCUGAUAUUAUUUGGUCUCGAGAGGAAGGUGAAUUUACUGAUAAAGUUCAAAUUGAAAAAGGCUUAAACUAUACCCAAUUAUCAAUAGAAAACUGUGAUAGAAAUGACGCUGGAAAAUACAUCCUCAAACUGGAAAAUAGCAGCGGCUCCAAAUCUGCAUUUGUUACUGUGAAAGUCCUAGAUACUCCAGGACCUCCACAAAACUUGGCAGUUAAAGAAGUGAGGAAAGAUUCUGUCACACUGGUCUGGGAACCACCUAUCAUUGAUGGUGGUGCAAAGAUUAAGAACUAUGUAAUUGACAAGCGAGAAUCCACCCGAAAGGCAUAUGCUAAUGUGAGUGCCAAAUGCAACAAAACAAGUUUCAAAGUUGAAAAUCUUACUGAAGGAGCCAUUUAUUACUUCAGAGUUAUGGCAGAAAAUGAAUUUGGAGUUGGGGCUCCAGUGGAAACUCUUGAUGCAGUGAAAGCAGCUGAGCCUCCUUCACCACCUGGGAAGGUUACACUAACUGACGUGUCUCAAACCAGUGCCUCACUUAUGUGGGAGAAACCUGAACAUGAUGGAGGUAGCAGAGUUUUGGGCUAUGUGGUUGAAAUGCAACCGAAAGGAACGGAAAAAUGGAGUGUUGUUGCUGAAUCCAAAGUUUGCAAUGCAGUUAUUUCUGGUCUAAGUUCUGGGCAGGAAUAUCAGUUCCGAGUCAAGGCUUACAAUGAAAAAGGAAAAAGUGAUCCAAGAGUCCUUGGUGUUCCAGUCAUAGCUAGAGAUUUGACUAUUCAACCAAGUUUCAAGUUGCCAUUUAACACAUAUAGUGUCCAGGCUGGAGAAGAUCUCAAGAUAGAAAUACCAGUUAUAGGUCGACCUAGGCCUAAAAUUUCUUGGGUAAAAGAUGGUGAGGCUCUUAAACAGACAACCAGAGUCAAUGUUGAAGAAACAGCCACAUCAACUAUUUUACACAUUAAAGAAAGCAACAAAGAUGACUUUGGAAAAUAUAAAAUAACAGCGACAAACACUGCAGGCACGGCAACAGAAGAUCUUAGCAUAAUAGUUUUGGAAAAACCUGGGCCACCAGCUGGACCGGUUCGCUUCGAUGAAGUUAGUGCAGACUUUGUGGUCAUAUCCUGGGAACCACCAAUAUACACUGGUGGCUGUCAAAUAAGCAAUUAUAUUGUAGAGAAACGUGAUACAACCACUACCACCUGGCAAAUGGUAUCAGCAACAGUAGCAAGGACAACAAUUAAAAUAACCAAACUUAAAACAGGCAGUGAAUACCAAUUCAGGAUUUUUGCUGAAAACAGAUAUGGAAUGAGUCCCUCACUAGAUUCCAAACCAGUUGUUGUACAAUAUCCAUUUAAAGAACCUGGGCCACCUGGAACUCCUUUUGUGACAUCCAUAUCAAAAGAUCAAAUGCUUGUAGAGUGGCAUGAGCCUGUCAAUGAUGGCGGGAGCAAAGUUAUUGGUUACCAUCUUGAACAGAAAGAAAAGAAUAGCAUUCUUUGGAUGAAGUUAAACAAAAUCCCCAUUCAAGACACCAAGUUUAAAACUACUGGACUUGAUGAAGGCCUUGAGUAUGAAUUCAAAGUUUCUGCUGAAAAUAUUGUUGGCAUUGGAAAACCUAGCAAAGUAUCUGAGUGCUUUGUUGCUCGUGAUCCAUGUGACCCACCUGGCCGCCCCGAAGCCAUUGUUAUAACAAGAAACUAUGUCACGUUGAAAUGGAAAAAACCUGCCUAUGAUGGUGGUAGCAAAAUAACAGGCUAUACUGUAGAAAAGAAAGAUCUACCUGAUGGUCGUUGGAUGAAAGCCAGCUUUACCAAUGUGCUAGAAACAGAAUUUACAGUGAGUGGGCUUGUAGAAGACCAAAGAUAUGAAUUCAGAGUAAUAGCAAGAAAUGCAGCUGGAAACGUUAGUGAGCCAUCAGAAAGCACUGGUGCAAUUACUGCUAGAGAUGAAAUUGAUGCACCCAAUGCUUCCUUGGACCCAAAAUACAAAGACAUGAUUGUUGUUCAUGCAGGAGAGACCUUUGUUCUGGAAGCUGACAUCCGUGGUAAGCCUAUACCUGACAUCGUGUGGAUAAAAGAUGGGAAAGAGCUUGAGGAAACAGCAGCCAGAAUGGAAAUUAAAUCUACUAUACAAAAAACAACUCUUGUUGUCAAAGACUGCAUAAGAACUGAUGGGGGACAGUAUAUCUUGAAGCUCAGCAACGUUGGUGGUACAAAGUCUAUACCAAUAACUGUAAAAGUUCUUGAUAGGCCAGGACCUCCUGGACCACCUCUGAAAGUUUCAGGAGUUACUGCAGAAAAAUGUUACUUGGCAUGGAACCCACCUCUGCAAGAUGGUGGUGCUGGUAUUUCUCAUUACAUCAUUGAGAAGAGAGAAACAAGCAGACUCUCGUGGACCCAGGUUUCAACUGAAGUACAGGCACUGAACUACAAAGUUACUAAACUUCUUCCAGGCAAUGAGUAUAUAUUCCGUGUCAUGGCUGUGAACAAAUAUGGAAUUGGAGAGCCACUGGAAUCUGAGCCUGUCAUAGCCUGUAAUCCAUAUAAGCCACCAGGUCCUCCUUCAACACCUGAAGCCUCAGCAAUCACUAAAGAUUCAAUGGUAGUAACAUGGGCACGUCCGGUAGACGAUGGUGGAGCUGAAAUUGAGGGCUAUAUACUUGAAAAGCAUGAUAAAGAUGGCAUCAGAUGGACUAAAUGCAAUAAGAAAACACUAACAGAUCUACGACUCAGAGUGACUGGACUUACAGAAGGCCACUCCUAUGAAUUCAGAGUUGCAGCCGAGAAUGCAGCCGGCAUGGGUGAAUUUAGUGAGCCUUCUGUUUUCUAUCGUGCGUGUGAUGCUUUGUAUCCACCAGGCCCCCCAAGCAAUCCUAAAGUAACAGACACGUCUAGAUCUUCAGUAUCUCUGGCAUGGAAUAAGCCCAUCUACGAUGGUGGUGCUCCUGUUAAAGGCUAUGUUGUGGAAUUCAAAGAGGCUGCUGCUGAUGAAUGGACAACCUGUACACCACCAACAGGUCUACAAGGAAAGCAGUUCACUGUUACUAAACUUAAAGAAAAUGGUGAAUAUAACUUCCGCAUAUGUGCCAUCAACUCAGAAGGUGUUGGUGAACCUGCAACCAUACCUGGAUCAGUUGUUGCUGCUGAAAGGAUUGAGCCUCCUGAAAUUGAACUUGAUGCUGAUCUAAGGAAGGUUGUCAUUCUUCGUGCAAGUGCCACCUUGAGAUUAUUUGUUACCAUCAAAGGUAGACCAGAACCCGAAGUCAAAUGGGAAAAAGCAGAAGGCACUCUCACUGAGAGAGCCCAGAUUGAGGUAACCAGCUCAUAUACGAUGUUGGUUAUUGAUAAUGUUACCAGAUUUGACAGUGGUAGAUAUAACCUGACUCUAGAAAAUAACAGUGGCUCUAAAACAGCUUUUGUUAAUGUCAGAGUUCUUGAUUCACCAAGUGCACCUGUGAAUUUGAUUGUGAAAGAAGUGAAGAAAGAUUCAGUAACAUUGUCUUGGGAACCACCACUUAUUGAUGGUGGAGCUAAAAUUACAAAUUACAUUGUUGAAAAACGAGAAUCUACAAGAAAAGCAUAUGCCACUAUUACAAACAAUUGCACUAAGACCACUUUCAAAAUCGACAAUCUCCAAGAAGGGUGUACUUACUUCUUCCGUGUCUUGGCUUCAAAUGAAUAUGGGAUUGGUUUGCCAGCUGAAACAACAGAACCAGUUAAAGUGUCUGAACCACCCCUGCCACCUGGAAGAGUUACUCUUGUGGAUGUGACACGUAACACUGCCACCAUUAAAUGGGAGAAACCAGAAAGUGAUGGUGGCAGUAAAAUUACUGGUUAUGUAGUAGAAAUGCAGACUAAAGGAAGUGAGAAAUGGAGCACUUGCACACAUGUAAAGACACUAGAAGCCACUGUGUCUGGUCUGACUACUGGAGAAGAGUAUACCUUUAGGGUAUCUGCAGUUAAUGAAAAAGGGAAAAGUGACCCUAGACAACUUGGAGUACCAGUAGUUGCAAAAGAUAUUGAAAUUAAACCCUCAGUUGAGCUUCCUUUCAACACUUUCAAUGUUAAAGCUGGAGACCAACUCAAGAUUGAUGUGCCAUUUAGUGGGAGACCCGUGCCUACCGUAAGCUGGAAAAAAGAUGGACAAACCUUAAAAGAGACAACUAGAGUAAAUGUUCAGUCAUCAAAGACAGUAACAUCGUUAAUUAUCAAGGAAGCUUCAAGAGAAGAUGUUGGAAAGUAUGAAUUAUCCAUUUCAAACAGUGCUGGAGUUACAACCGUUUCCAUUACCGUAAUUGUCCUUGACAGACCAGGACCUCCAGGACCUAUACAUAUUGACGAAGUUAGCUCUGACAAUGUAACAAUAUCUUGGAAUCCUCCAGAAUAUGACGGUGGCUGCCAAAUUAGCAAUUAUAUUGUUGAGAAAAGAGAUACUACUACUACAACAUGGCAAGUAGUAUCACAAGCAGUUGCAAGGACAUCCAUUAAGAUAGUUCGCCUGACAACAGGAAGUGAAUAUCAGUUCCGUGUUUGUGCAGAGAACCGUUACGGUAGGAGUACUUACAGUGAAUCAUCAGCUGUCGUUGCAGAAUACCCGUUCAGUCCGCCAGGUCCUCCUGGAACACCUAAAGUUGUACAUGCCACAAAAUCCACCAUGAUCGUAAGUUGGCAAGUACCAGUUAAUGAUGGAGGAAGUCAAGUAAUUGGCUAUCACCUUGAGCAUAAAGAAAGAAGUAGUAUUCUUUGGACAAAAGUAAACAAAACUCUCAUUACUGAUACACAAAUGAAAGUUUCUGGCCUUGAUGAAGGACUGAUGUAUGAAUACCGUGUAUAUGCUGAGAAUAUUGCAGGAAUUGGUAAAUGCAGCAAGGCAUGUGAGCCAGUUGCUGCAAGAGACCCUUGUGAUCCUCCUGGUCAACCAGAAGUUACAAAUAUUACCAGAAAGUCAGUUUCACUUAAAUGGGCUAAACCCCGAUAUGAUGGUGGGGCUAAAAUCACAGGUUACCUUAUUGAGCGCAGAGAACUGCCAGAUGGCCGGUGGUUGAAGUGUAACUUUACCAAUGUACAAGAAACUUAUUUUGAGGUAACUGAACUUACAGAAGAUCAACGUUAUGAAUUCCGUGUUUUUGCAAGGAAUGCUGCUGACUCCAUUAGUGAGCCAUCUGAAUCAACUGGACCCAUUACAGUAAAAGACGAUGUUGAGGCCCCAAGAAUUAUGAUGGAUGUCAAAUUUCGUGACAUUAUCGUGGUCAAAGCUGGGGAAGUCCUUAAAAUCAAUGCAGACAUUUCAGGACGACCUCUACCUAUAAUAUCCUGGUCAAAGGAUGGCAAGGAGAUUGAAGAAAGAGCAAAGACUGAAAUUGUUUCAACAGACUGCACAACUUCAUUAACAGUUAAGGACUGUGUGAGACGAGACACUGGUCAGUAUGUGUUAACUCUCAAAAAUGUUGCAGGAACUCGGUCUACGGCUGUUAACUGCAAAGUCCUUGAUAGACCUGGGCCACCAGCAGGACCUCUAGAAAUAAAUGGCCUAACUGCUGAGAAAUGUUCACUUUCCUGGGGACCUCCACAAGAAGAUGGUGGUGCAAAUAUUGACUAUUAUAUUGUAGAAAAACGUGAGACAAGCCGACUUGCAUGGACAAUUUGUGAAGAAGAAUUAAAAACAACAUCUUGUAAAGUAACCAAAUUACUUAGAGGUAACGAAUAUAUAUUUAGAGUCAUUGGUGUUAAUAAAUAUGGUGCAGGUGAGCCCCUGGAGAGUGUGGCUGUAAAGGCACUUGACCCCUUUACGGUGCCCAGUCCACCCACAUCUUUGGAGAUCACAUCUGUGACCAAAGAUUUCAUGACCUUAUGCUGGUCAAGACCCGAGAACGAUGGGGGUAAUGAUAUCUCUGGAUACAUAAUUGAACGUCGGGAGAAAAACAGCUUACGAUGGGUACGUGUAAACAAAAAACCAGUUUAUGAUCUGAGAGUAAAAUCAGCAGGACUUCGGGAAGGAUGUGAAUAUGAAUAUCGGGUCUAUGCAGAAAAUGCUGCUGGUCUGAGCCUUCCAAGUGAAACAUCACCCUUGGUUCGAGCAGAAGAUCCAGUCUUCUUACCCUCUCCUCCGUCUAAACCUAAAAUCGUGGACUCAGGAAAAACAAAUAUAACUAUUAGCUGGGUUAAGCCUUUGUUUGAUGGAGGGGCCCCAGUUACUGGAUACACAGUAGAAUAUAAGAAAUCUGAUGAAACUGAGUGGUUAGUUGCCAUCCAGAGCUUACGAGGCACUGAAUAUACAGUAAGUGGUUUAACAACAGGGACUGAAUAUGUCUUUAGAGUAAGAUCAAUAAAUAAGGUUGGUGCUAGUGAUCCAAGUGACAGCUCAGAUCCUCAGGUAGCAAAGGAAAGAGAAGAGGAACCUAUAUUUGACCUUGACAGUGAAAUGAAGAAGACUUUGAUCGUCAAGGCUGGUGCCUCAUUUACCAUGACUGUGCCUUUCCGAGGAAGACCAGUACCUAGUGUAAUAUGGACUAAGCCAGAUACUGAUCUCCAUAAUAGAGCUUGUAUUGAUUCUACAGACACCCGCACAUCGCUUAGUAUUGAAAAUGCCAACAGAAAUGACUCUGGAAAAUACACGUUAACAAUUCAGAAUACUUUGAAUGCUGCUUCAUUGACCUUAGCCGUCAAAGUUCUUGAUACCCCCGGGCCACCAACUAACAUUAAUGUUAAAGAUGUAACCAAGGAAUCCGCAGUGUUAUCAUGGGAUGUUCCUGAAAAUGAUGGUGGUGCCCCUGUGAAAAAUUACCAUAUAGAAAAACGAGAGGCCAGUAAGAAAUCAUGGGUCACCGUGACUAACAACUGCAAUCGACUUUCCUAUAAAGUGUCCAACCUACAAGAGGGAGCCGUUUACUACUUCAGAGUCUCUGGAGAAAAUGAGUUUGGUGUUGGCGUACCCUCUGAGACCAAGGAAGGAGUAAAAAUCACAGAAAAACCAAGCCCACCUGAAAAACUUGGAGUGGCAAGUGUUUCUAAAGACAGUGUUUCCCUGAUAUGGCUUAAGCCAGAGCAUGAUGGUGGAAGCAGAAUUGUACACUAUAUUGUUGAAGCUUUAGAAAAAGGACAGAAGAAUUGGAUUAAAUGUGCAAUUGUAAAAACCACUCAUCACACUGUUUCCAGUCUGAGAGAAAACUCAGAAUACUUCUUCAGAGUGUUUGCUGAAAAUCAAGCUGGUAGAAGUGAUCCAAGAGAGCUUCUACUUCCUGUUCUUGUAAAAGACCAACUAGAACCACCUGAGGUUGAUAUGACUAACUUCCCAAGUCAUACUGUCUAUGUCAGGGCAGGUUCCAACCUUAAGGUUGACAUUCCAAUUUCUGGAAAACCACUUCCCAAAGUGACAUUAUCCAAAGAUGGUGUCCCACUAAAAGCAACCAUGAGAUUUAAUACUGAAAUUACUGCUGAAAACCUCACCAUUAAUCUCAAAGAAAGUGUUGCUGCUGAUGCUGGAAGGUAUGAGAUCACUGCUUCCAAUGCCAGUGGAACAACAAAAGCAUUUAUUAACAUAAUUGUGCUGGACAGACCUGGCCCUCCAUCAGGCCCUGUUGUUAUCAGUGAUGUAACCGAAGAUAGUGUGGUUCUCAAGUGGGAGCCACCAAAGUAUGACGGUGGAAGUCAAGUGACCAACUAUAUUGUCCUUAAGAGAGAAACAAAUACCGCAGUAUGGACUGAAGUUUCUACAACUGUGGCAAGAACCAUGAUGAAAAUCAUGAAACUGACAACAGGAGAAGAGUAUCAGUUCCGCAUCAAAGCUGAAAACCGCUUUGGCAUCAGUGAUCACACAGAUUCAGCUUAUGUGACUGUCAAACUCCCAUACACAACACCUGGACCACCUUCUACACCGUGGGUCACAAAUGUCACCCAAGAGAGCAUCACUGUUGGUUGGCAUGAGCCAGUGUCCAAUGGAGGCAGUGCAGUAAUUGGAUACCAUCUAGAAAUGAAGGACAGAAACAGUAUUUUAUGGCAGAAGGUUAAUAAGAUGGUCAUUCGCACAACUCACUUCAAAGUCAGUACAAUCAGUGCUGGACUUAUUUAUGAAUUCAGGGUAUAUGCAGAAAACGCUGCUGGCAUUGGCAAAGCAAGUCAUCCUUCUGACCCAGUUCUUGCCAUUGAUGCCUGUGAACCUCCAAGAAAUGUCCGUGUCACAGAUAUUUCAAAAACUUCUGUCAACCUUUUGUGGCAGAAACCAGCUUUUGAUGGUGGAAGCAAGAUAACAGGCUACAUUGUUGAGAAACGUGAUCUUCCAGAUGGCCGGUGGACCAAAGCCAGCUUCACCAAUGUCAUUGAGACUCACUUCGUUGUAUCUGGCUUAACUCAGAAUGCUCAGUAUGAAUUCCGUGUUUUUGCUAAGAAUGCUGUCGGCUCCAUUAGCAAUCCCUCUGAAAUUGUAGGUCCCAUUACAUGCGUUGACACUUAUGGUGGACCUGCAAUUGACUUGCCUUUAGAAUAUACAGAAGUUGUCAAAUAUAGAGCUGGAACAUCUGUGAAGCUCAGAGCUGGAAUCUCUGGCAAACCUGAGCCUACUAUUGAAUGGUACAAAGAUGACAAAGAGUUACAAACAAAUGCACUAUUAUCUAUUGAAAACACAACAGACCUUGCAUCUAUCCUCAUCAGAGAUGCCAGUCGAAUCAAUAGUGGACACUAUGAAUUAAAGCUAAGGAAUGCCAUGGGUUCUGCAUCAGCCAGCAUCAGAGUGCAGAUACUAGACAAACCAGGGCCUCCAGGUGGACCAAUUGAAUUUAAGACUGUCACUGCUGAAAAGAUCACCCUCCUUUGGCGGCCUCCAGAAGAUAAUGGUGGUGCCAAAAUAACUCAUUACGUUGUAGAGAAACGUGAAACAAGCCGGGUGGUAUGGUCUGUAGUGUCUGAAAAUCUGGAAGAGUGCAUUAUUACCACUACCAAACUCAUCAAAGGAAAUGAAUAUAUCUUUCGGGUCCGAGGUGUGAACAAGUAUGGAAUUGGUGAUCCUCUGGAGUCUGAGCCAGUUGUAGCUAAGAAUGCAUUUGUUACACCUGGGCCACCCAGUGUACCAGAAGUGACUAAGAUUACCAAGAAUUCAAUGACCGUUGUCUGGAAUCGACCAGUUGUGGAUGGUGGUAGUGAAGUAAGUGGCUACUUCCUUGAAAAACGUGAUAAGAAGAGUCUAGGCUGGUUCAAAGUACUUAAAGAAACUAUCCGGGACACCAGACAGAAAGUGACAGGACUUACUGAAAAUACCGAAUAUCACUUCCGAGUUUGUGCUGUAAAUGCAGCUGGUCAAGGUCCAUUCUCUGAACCAUCUGAUUUCUACAAAGCUGCAGAUCCUGUUGAUCCACCAGGUCCACCAGCCAAGCUGAGAGUAGUAGAUUCAACAAAAUCCUCAAUUACUCUUAGCUGGAGUAAACCUGUUUAUGAUGGAGGCAGUGCUGUUACCGGGUAUAUUGUGGAGAUGAGAGAAGGUGACAGUGAAGAAUGGACUAUUGUCAGUACUAAGGGAGAAGUAAGAACAACAGAGUAUGUUGUACCUCUUCUGAAACCUGGAGUCAAUUACUAUUUCCGUGUAUCUGCCCUAAACUGUGCUGGACAAGGAGAACCUAUUGAAAUGACAGAGCCUGUACAACCCAAAGACAUACUUGAGGAACCAGAGAUUGACUUAGAUGUGGCUCUUAGAACUUCUAUCAUUGCAAAAGCUGGUGAAGAUGUACAAAUCUUGAUUCCAUUUAAAGGGAGACCUCCACCCACUGUCACUUGGAGAAAAGAAGAAAAGAAUCUUGGCAGUGAUGCCAGGUACAACAUUCAGAACACUGACUCCUCUUCAUUACUCAUCAUCCCUCAAGUUACAAGAAAUGAUACAGGAAAAUAUGUCCUAACAAUAGAAAAUGGAAUUGGGGAGCCAAAGUCUUCAACUGUGAGUGUUAAAGUACUUGACACACCAGCUGCCUGCCAGAAAUUACAAGUGAAACAUGUUUCCCGGGGCACUGUCACCCUGUUUUGGGACCCUCCUCUCAUCGAUGGUGGCUCUCCCAUAAUAAAUUAUGUCAUUGAAAAGAGAGAUGCCACCAAAAGAACUUGGUCCGUUGUUUCACACAAAUGCUCCCAUACAUCCUUUAAGGUAACAGACUUGUCAGAGAAGACUCCCUAUUUCUUCAGAGUCCUUGCAGAAAAUGAAAAUGGACUAGGGGAGCCCUGUGAAACUACAGAGCCAGUGAAAGCUGCUGAAGUGCCAGCUCCCAUACGGGAUCUUUCAAUGAAGGAUUCAACAAAGACAUCAGUUACCUUGCAGUGGUCCAAACCUGAUUUUGAUGGUGGAAGUGUCAUCACAGAAUAUGUUGUUGAGAGGAAAGGCAAAGGUGAACAAACAUGGUCACGUGCCGGCAUAAGUAAGACAUGUGAAAUUGUAGUGGACAACCUUAAAGAACUAUCAGUCCUAGAAUUCAGAGUUUCUGCAAAGAAUGAGAAAGGACUGAGUGAUAGUGUUGUAAUUGGACCAAUUACUGUGAAAGAACUUGUCAUUCCACCUGAAGUUGACCUCUCAGAAAUCCCUGGAGCGCAAAUCAGAGUAAGAAUUGGUCAUAAUGUACACCUUGAAUUGCCCUACAAAGGAAAACCAAAACCAUCUAUCAGUUGGCUGAAGGACAGUAUGCCACUAAAGGAAAGCGAACAGGUCCGUUUCAGUAAAACAGAAAACAAAAUAACUUUGAACAUCAAAAAUGUGCAAAAAGUGCAUGGUGGGAAAUAUACCAUCAUUCUAGAUAAUGCAGUAUGCAGAAACUCAUUUCCCAUUACGAUCAUCACACUUGGCCCCCCAUCAAAGCCCAAAGGACCCAUUCGAUUUGACGAGAUUAAAGCUGACAGUGUUAUCAUGUCAUGGGAUGUUCCUGAAGAUGAUGGAGGAGGAGAAAUCACUUGUUACAGCAUUGAGAAACGAGAAGCUUCACAAACUAACUGGAAAAUGGUGUGUUCUAGUGUUGCUAGGACAACUUUUAAAGUUCCUAACUUAGUUAAAGAUGCUGAAUACCAGUUCAGAGUUAGAGCAGAAAAUCGUUACGGAGUAAGCCUGCCACUCGUCUCAACAAUUAUUGUGGCAAAACAUCAGUUCAGGGUACCUGGCCCACCAGGAAAGCCUGUUGUAUACAACAUAACCUCUGAUGGCAUGUCAAUCACUUGGGAUGCACCACCAUACGAUGGUGGGUCAGAAGUUACUGGAUUCUAUGUUGAGAAGAAAGAAAGAAAUAGCAUCCUGUGGCAGAGAGUUAACACAACUUCAAUCUCUGGAAGAGAAUACAGAGUUACUGGACUUCUUGAGGGCCUAGAUUACCAGUUCCGUGUGUAUGCUGAAAAUUCUGCUGGUCUAAGCCCACCUAGUGACCCAAGCAAAUUUACCCUAGCAGUAUCUCCAGUAGACCCACCUGGCACACCUGACAGCAUUGACGUCACCCGGGAAACUAUCACACUUAAGUGGAAUCCACCAUUGCGUGAUGGAGGCAGUAAGAUCGUCGCCUACAGUAUCGAGAAACGCCAAGGAAACGAUCAUUGGCUUAGAUGCAACUUUACUGAUGUCAGUGAAUGUCAGUACACAGUCACAGGACUUAGUCCAGGAGACCGACAUGAGUUCAGAAUAAUUGCAAGAAAUGCUGUUGGGACAAUCAGCCCCCCUUCACAAUCUUCAGGCUACAUUAUGACAAGAGAUGAGAAUGUUCCUCCAACAAUAGAAUUUGGUCCUGAGUACUUCAGCGGCCUUGUUAUCAAGGCUGGAGAGAGCCUAAGAAUCAAGGCUUUAAUACAGGGUCGGCCAGUGCCUCGGGUAACUUGGUUUAAAGAUGGAGAAGAGAUUGAAAAGAAAAUGCAUGUGGAAAUAACUGAUGUCCUCGGGUCCAGCAGUCUCUUUGUCAGGGAUGCCAAUCGCGAACAUCGUGGUGUAUACACUGUUGAAGCCAAAAACAUAUCAGGCUCCACAAAAGAAAACCUUACUGUGAAAGUACAAGAUACACCAGGAAAAGUAGUUGGGCCAAUAAGAUUCACUAAUAUAACUGGAGAGAAGAUGACACUCUGGUGGGAUGCUCCCCUGAAUGACGGAUGUUCUCCUGUAACUCACUACAUGAUUGAAAAACGAGAAACCAGCAGGCUUGCAUGGGCACUCAUCGAGGAUAAGUGUGAAGCCCAAAGUUACACUGCAGUUAAAUUAAUAAAUGGCAAUGAAUAUCAAUUCCGUGUUUCUGCUGUCAAUAAAAUUGGUGUUGGCAGGCCACUUGAUUCUGACCCGGUGGUGGCCCAAAUACAAUACACUGUUCCAGAUGCACCUGGUAUUCCAGAGCCUAGCAACAUAACUGGCAACAGCAUUACACUCACGUGGGCCAGGCCAGAAUCAGAUGGUGGUAAUGAUAUACAGCACUACAUUCUUGAAAGGCGAGAAAAGAAGAGCAUGCGUUGGGUAAAAGUUAUCAGCAAACGCCCGAUUACUGAAACCAGACACAAAGUUACCGGACUGACUGAAGGCAAUGAAUAUGAAUUCCAUGUCAUGGCUGAAAAUGCUGCAGGGGUAGGACCUUCUAGUGGCAUUUCAAGAUUGAUUAAAUGCAGAGAGCCAGUGAGCCCACCAGGGCCUCCCACAGUGGUCAAAGUGACAGACACAUCAAAGACAACUGUAAGCUUAGAAUGGGGCAAACCAGUUUUUGAUGGUGGGAUGGAAAUAAUCGGCUACAUCAUUGAAAUGUGCAAAGCAGACUUAGGAGACUGGCAGAAGGUCAAUGCUGAAGCAUGUGUCAAAACUAGAUAUACUGUCACCGAUUUGCAAGCAGGUGAAAAUUACAAAUUCCGAGUUAGUGCUGUUAAUGGCGCUGGCAAAGGAGAAAGCUGUGAGGUGUCUGGUACAAUUCAAGCAGUUGACAGACUAACCCCACCUGAACUUGAUAUUGAUGCAAACUUCAAGCAAACUCAUAUUGUUAGAGCAGGGGCCAGUAUUCGUCUGUUCAUUGCCUACAGUGGCCGACCUACUCCUACCGCAGUAUGGAGUAAACCAGAUUCUAACCUUAGUAUUCGAGCUGACAUUCAUACAACAGACUCCUUCAGCACCCUCACUGUGGAGAACUGCAAUAGAAAUGAUGCUGGUAAAUAUACCUUCUCUUUGGAAAACAACAGCGGAAGUAAGUCUAUAACAUUCACUGUCAAGGUACUAGACUCUCCUGGGCCACCUGGUCCUAUUACCUUCAAGGAUGUAACCAGAGGGUCUGUUACAUUAAUGUGGGAUGCACCCAUCCUUGAUGGUGGGGCCCGAAUCCAUCAUUAUGUGGUGGAGAAACGAGAAGCAAGUCGUCGUAGCUGGCAAGUAGUCAGUGAAAAAUGCACUCGCCAGAUCUUCAAGGUCACUGACCUCUUAGAAGGAGUCCCCCACUACUUCCGCGUUUCUGCAGAAAAUGAGUAUGGCAUUGGUGAACCAUAUGAAACGCCAGAACCAAUUGUCGCCACAGAAGAACCUGCUCCACCUAAGAGACUUGAUAUCGUUGAUACAAGCAAAUCCUCAGCAGUGUUAGCUUGGCUUAAACCUGAUCAUGACGGAGGAAGCCGGAUCACCAGUUACCUUCUUGAAAUGAGACAGAAGGGCUCUGAUUUCUGGGUUGAAGCUGGUCACACAAAGCAGCUUACAUUUACAGUGGAACACCUGGUAGAAAACACUGAAUAUGAAUUCCGUGUGAAAGCCAAGAACGAUGCAGGCUACAGUGAACCCCGGGAAGCCUUCUGUUCUGUCAUCAUCAAGGAGCCUCAGAUUGAACCAACUGCUGAUCUCAGUGGAAUUACUAAUCAGAUCAUAACUUGCAAAGCUGGAAGCUCUUUUACCAUUGACAUACCAAUCAGUGGUCGCCCAGCCCCCAAAGUAACAUGGAAACUUGAAGAGAUGAGACUUAAGGAGACUGACAGAAUGAGUAUCAAGACAACAAAAGACAGAACCACACUUAGUGUUAAAGAGAGCAUGAGAGGUGACUCUGGACGUUACUAUUUGACUCUUGAGAAUACCGCAGGGGUAAAAACCUUUACAGUUACCGUCAUUGUCAUUGGAAGGCCAGGUCCAGUUACUGGCCCAAUUGAAGUCUCCUCUGUCUCUGCUGAGUCAUGCAUCCUGUCAUGGACUGAACCUAAGGAUGAUGGUGGCACUGAAAUCACUAAUUACAUAGUUGAAAAACGUGAGUCUGGGACAACAGCUUGGCAGCUUGUAAAUUCCAGUGUCAAACGUACCCAGAUUAAAGUAACCCACCUCACAAAAUACAAGGAAUACUCUUUCCGUGUCAGUUCAGAAAACAGAUUUGGUGUCAGCAAACCUCUGGAAUCAGCACCAAUAGUUGCUGAACAUCCAUUUGUCCCUCCAAGUGCACCUACCAGGCCUGAGGUCUACUUUGUGUCUGCAAAUGCCAUGUCUAUCCGUUGGGAAGAACCAUACCAUGAUGGUGGCAGCAAAAUCAUUGGAUACUGGGUUGAAAAGAAAGAACGUAACACCAUUCUUUGGGUGAAGGAAAACAAAGUACCUUGCUUAGAAUGCAACUUCAAAGUAACUGGCUUGGUGGAAGGUCUGGAAUAUCAGUUCAGAACUUAUGCACUAAAUGCAGCAGGUGUUAGCAAAGCUAGUGAAGCUUCAAGACCCAUGGUAGCUCAAAACCCAGUUGAUCCACCAGGAAGACCAGAGGUAACAGAUGUCACUAGGUCUACAGUGUCACUCAUCUGGUCUGCACCAGUUUACGAUGGAGGAAGCAAGGUUAUAGGCUACAUUGUUGAACGGAAGCCAGUUAGUGAAGUAGGAGAUGGUCGCUGGCUAAAGUGCAACUACACCAUUGUAUCUGAGAAUUUCUUCACUGUGACAGCUCUAAGUGAAGGCGACACCUACGAAUUCCGCGUAUUAGCCAAGAAUGCAGCUGGCGUCAUUAGUAAAGGGUCAGAAUCCACGGGUCCUGUCACUUGCAGAGAUGAAUAUUCACCACCCAAAGCUGAACUGGAUGCUAGAUUGCAGGGAGAUAUUGUAACUAUCAGAGCUGGAUCUGAUCUUGUUCUCGAUGCAGCAGUUGGUGGCAAACCUGAGCCCAAAAUUAUCUGGACCAAAGGAGACAAAGAAUUAGAUCUCUGUGAAAAGGUCUCUUUGCAGUAUACCAGAAAACGAGCCACUGCUAUCAUCAAAUUCUGUGAUCGAAGUGAUAGUGGAAAAUAUGCAUUAACUGUGAAGAAUGCCAGCGGAACCAAAACUGUGUCUGUCAUGGUCAAAGUACUUGAUUCUCCUGGUCCAUGUGGAAACCUCACGGUCAGCAGAGUAACGGAAGAGAAAUGCACUCUAGCUUGGACCCUCCCUCAAGAAGAUGGAGGUGCAGAAAUAACUCACUACAUUGUGGAAAGACGUGAAACAAGCAGACUCAACUGGGUUAUCGUUGAGGGAGAAUGUCCAACUUUAUCACAUGUGGUCACCAGACUCAUCAAGAACAACGAAUACAUAUUCCGUGUGAGGGCAGUCAACAAAUAUGGCCCAGGUGUACCUGCUGAAACAGAACCCAUUGUUGCUAGAAAGUCAUUCACUAUUCCAUCACCACCUGGUAUGCCUGAAGAAAUGGGUGCUGGCAAAGAACAUGUCAUCAUUCAGUGGCAAAAGCCAGAAUCUGACGGUGGCAAUGAGAUCAACAACUACCUCGUUGAUAAGCGUGAAAAGAAGAGUCUGCGCUGGACACGGGUCAAUAAAGAUUAUACUGUUUACGACACCAGACUUAAAGUGACUGGCUUAAUGGAAGGCUGUGAAUACCAGUUCCGGGUCACAGCAGUAAAUGCUGCUGGCAACAGUGAACCUAGUGAAGCUUCCAACUUCAUCUUAUGCAAGGAACCUUCAUAUACUCCUGGACCACCUUCUGCUCCGAGAGUUGUAGACACAACCAAAUUCAGCAUUAGCCUGGCAUGGACGAAACCAAUGUAUGACGGUGGUGCUGACAUCAUAGGCUAUGUCCUUGAAAUGAAAGAAAAAGAAACUGAUCAGUGGUACAGAGUGCAUACAAAUGCCACUCUAAGAAAUCCUGAAUUCACCGUCCCAGAUCUUAAAACUGGCCAGAAAUAUUGCUUCAGAGUUGCUGCUGUAAAUGCAAAUGGCAUGAGUGAAUACAGUGAAUCAACUGCUGAAAUUGAACCUGUAGAAAGACUAGAAAUUCCAGAUCUUGAGCUUGCUGCUGAUCUGAAGAAAACUGUUACUGUGAGAGCUGGGGCUUCUUUGUGGCUCAUGGUAUCUGUAUCAGGAAGGCCAUCUCCUGUUAUUACAUGGAGCAAAAAGGGCAUUGAUCUUGCAAGCCGAGCAAUUAUUGACACCACUGAAAGCUACACUUUGCUUAUUGUUGACAAAGUUAACCGGUACGAUGCUGGAAAAUAUACCAUUGAAGCAGAAAAUCAAUCUGGCAAAAAAUCAGCAACAGUCCUUGUUAAAGUGUAUGAUACACCUGGCCCAUGUCCUUCUGUGAAAGUUAAGGAAGUGUCAAGAGAUUCUGUGACCAUUACUUGGGAGAUCCCCACUAUUGAUGGUGGUGCUCCAGUAACCAACUAUAUUAUUGAGAAACGCCAGGCUGCCAUGAGAGCAUUCAAAACAGUAACUACCAAAUGCAGCAAGACACUUUACAGAAUUUCUGGACUUGUAGAAGGAACCAUGUACUACUUCAGAGUACUUCCAGAGAAUAUUUAUGGCAUUGGCGAGCCCUGUGAAACAUCUGAUGCUGUCCUGGUCUCAGAAGUCCCCUUGGUGCCUCAAAAGCUGGAAGUGGUGGAUGUCACCAAGUCCAGUGUUUCUCUUGCCUGGGAGAAACCCCUCUAUGAUGGUGGUAGCAGGCUUACUGGAUAUGUUCUUGAGGCCUGUAAAGCUGGUACCGAAAGAUGGAUGAAAGUUGUAACCUUGAAACCCACUGUCUUAGAGCACACUGUUAUCUCACUCAAUGAAGGUGAACAGUACUUAUUUAGAGUGAGGGCACAGAAUGAGAAAGGUGUGUCAGAACCGAGAGAGAUUGUCACCGCAGUAACUGUUCAAGACCUACGAGUAUUGCCUACAAUUGAUCUUUCUACAAUGCCUCAAAAGACUAUUCAUGUCCCAGCUGGCAGACCUGUAGAGCUGGUUAUACCAAUUGCUGGUCGUCCACCUCCAGCUGUAUCCUGGUUCUUGGCUGGCUCCAAAGUGAAAGAAUCAGAGCGCGUCACUGUUGAAACCCAUAGUAAAGUAGCCAAGUUAACAAUCCGUGAGACCACUAUAAAGGACACUGGAGAAUACACACUUGAACUGAAGAAUGUGACUGGAACUACUUCAGAAACCAUUAAAGUUAUCAUUCUUGACAAACCUGGACCACCAACUGGGCCAAUCAAAAUUGAUGAAAUUGAUGCUACUUCGGUCACCAUUUCCUGGGAGCCACCUGAAUUGGAUGGUGGUGCUCCACUGAGUGGUUAUGUGGUAGAACAGCGGGAUGCCCAUCGACCAGGCUGGCUGCCAGUUUCUGAAUCCGUGACUAGAACAACUUUUAAGUUUACCAGACUCACUGAAGGAAAUGAAUAUGUGUUCCGUGUAGCUGCUACAAACCGAUUUGGAAUUGGCUCUUACCUACAGUCUGAGGUCAUAGAAUGCUGUAGCAGCAUCAGGAUUCCAGGACCUCCAGAAACAUUACAGAUUUUUGAUGUCUCUCGUGAUGGCAUGACACUAACUUGGUACCCACCUGAGGAUGAUGGUGGUUCCCAGGUGACCGGUUAUAUUGUAGAACGUAAAGAAGUCAGAGCAGAUCGAUGGGUCCGUGUCAAUAAAGUAGCAGUGACUAUGACACGUUAUCGUUCCACUGGCCUCAUUGAAGGACUAGAAUAUGAACACCGUAUUACUGCUGUUAAUGCCAGAGGCACUGGGAAACCAAGUCGUCCUUCCAAACCUGUUGUUGCCAUGGAUCCAAUUGCUCCUCCAGGAAAACCCCAGAACCCAAGAGUUACUGACACCACAAGAACAUCAGUCUCCCUUGCCUGGAGUGUUCCUGAAGAUGAAGGAGGAUCUAAAGUCACUGGCUACUUGAUUGAAAUGCAGAAGGUCGAUCAGCACGAAUGGACCAAAUGUAAUACCACCCCAACAAAGAUCCGGGAAUAUACACUAACACAUCUACCUCAGGGUGCAGAAUACAGAUUCCGUGUCUUGGCCUGUAAUGCUGGUGGACCUGGAGAGCCUGCUGAAGUACCAGGAACAGUGAAAGUCACUGAAAUGCUCGAAUAUCCUGAUUACGAACUUGAUGAAAGAUACCAGGAAGGUGUCUUUGUAAGACAAGGUGGAGUCAUCAGGCUCACCAUACCAAUAAAAGGAAAACCAUUCCCAAUAUGCAAGUGGACUAAGGAGGGCCAAGACAUUAGUAAGAGGGCUAUGAUUGCAACCUCCGACACACACACUGAACUUGUGAUUAAAGAAGCAGACAGGGAUGAUUCUGGAAACUACGACUUGGUUCUAGAAAACAAGUGUGGCAAGAAGGCAGUUUACAUCAAGGUCAGGGUGAUUGGAAGUCCAAAUACUCCGGAAGGUCCACUUGAAUAUGAUGACAUACAAGCUCGUUCUGUAAGAGUAAGCUGGAGACCUCCAGCUGAUGAUGGCGGUGCUGAUGUCCUCGGGUACAUUGUUGAGAGGCGAGAAGUACCUAAAGCUGCCUGGUAUACCAUUGAUUCCAGAGUUAGAGGCACAUCUCUUGUGGUAAAAGGCCUAAAAGAAAAUGUAGAGUAUCACUUCCGUGUGUCAGCAGAAAACCAGUUUGGUAUCAGCAAGCCCCUGAAAUCUGAAGAACCAGUCACACCAAAAACACCACUGAACCCUCCAGAACCUCCCAGCAAUCCUCCAGAAGUGCUGGAUGUAACUAAGAGUUCCAUUAGCUUGUCCUGGUCACGACCCAAAGAUGAUGGUGGCUCUCGGGUCACCGGGUACUAUAUUGAACGGAAAGAAACCUCUACUGACAAGUGGGUUCGGCAUAACAAGACUCAGAUCACUACCACGAUGUACACAGUCACAGGCCUGGUUCCUGAUGCCGAAUAUCAAUUCCGUAUCAUUGCACAGAAUGAUGUUGGCUUAAGUGAAACCAGUCCUGCUUCUGAACCAGUUAUUUGCAAAGAUCCUUUCGAUAAACCAAGCCAACCUGGAGAGAUUGAGAUCCUAUCUCUAUCCAAAGACAGUGUUACUCUUCAGUGGGAGAAACCUGAAUGUGAUGGUGGUAAAGAAAUCCUUGGAUACUGGGUAGAAUACCGGCAAUCUGGAGACAGUGCAUGGAAGAAGAGCAACAAGGACCGCAUUAAGGACAGGCAGUUCACAAUUGGUGGCUUAUUGGAAGCCACUGAAUAUGAAUUCCGGGUUUUUGCUGAAAAUGAGACUGGAAUCAGCAGACCUCGACGAACUGCCAUGUCUGUGAAGACUAAACUGACAUCUGGAGAGGCACCAGGAGUACGAAAAGAAAUGGCAGAUGUCACCACUAAAUUGGGUGAAGCAGCUCAGCUAUCCUGCCAGAUUGUUGGAAGGCCCCUUCCAGAUAUUAAAUGGUAUCGCUUUGGCAAAGAGCUAGUACAAAGCCGAAAAUACAAAAUGUCAUCCGACGGGCGCACUCAUACUCUCACUGUAAUGACAGAGGAACAAGAGGAUGAAGGUGUCUACACCUGCACAGCUACCAAUGAAGUCGGAGAGGUAGAAACCAGCAGCAAGCUACUCUUGCAAGCAACUCCUCAGUUCCACCCUGGUUACCCCCUGAAGGAGAAAUACUAUGCAGCGGUAGGGUCUACUCUCCGUCUGCAUGUUAUGUACAUUGGUCGCCCUGUACCUGCCAUUACUUGGUUCCAUGACAAGAAACCUUUGAAAAAUUCAGAGACCGUUACCAUUGAGAAUACUGAGCACUAUACUCAUCUAAUCAUCAAGAAUGUCCAGCGUAAGACCCAUGCUGGGAAGUACAAAGUACAGCUGAGCAACAUUUUUGGAACAGUUGAUGCUAUCCUUGAUGUGGAAAUACAAGAUAAGCCAGACAAGCCUACAGGGCCAAUUGUGAUUGAAGCACUACUUAAGAACUCUGCAGUAAUCAGCUGGAAACCUCCUACAGAUGAUGGAGGGUCAUGGAUAACCAAUUAUGUGGUUGAGAAAUGUGAGGCAAAGGAGGGUGCUGAGUGGCAGCUGGUAUCUUCAGCCAUUUCAGUAACGAGCUGCAGAAUUGUUAACCUCACAGAAAAUGCUGGCUAUUAUUUCCGAGUAUCUGCUCAGAACACCUAUGGCAUUAGUGAACCUCUAGAGGUCUCAUCAAUUGUUGUUAUUAAGACUCCAUUUGAAAAGCCUGGUGCUCCUGGCAAACCAACUAUAACUGCUCUUACAAAAGAUUCCUGUGUUGUGGCUUGGAAGCCACCUUCAAGUGAUGGUGGGGCAAAGAUUAGAAAUUACUACCUUGAGAAGCGUGAGAAGAAACAAAAUAAAUGGAUUGCCGUGACAACAGAUGAAAUUCGAGAAACUGUCUUUUCUGUACAAAACCUUAUUGAAGGUCUUGAAUAUGAGUUCCGUGUGAAAUGUGAAAACCUAGGUGGUGAAAGUGAAUGGAGUGAAACAUCAGAACCCAUCACUCCUAAAUCUGAUGUUCCAAUACAGGCACCACACUUUAAGGAUGAACUGAGAAAUCUGAAUGUCAGAUAUAAGAGCAAUGCAACAUUGGUCUGCAAAGUCACUGGUCAUCCUAAGCCUGUCGUCAAAUGGUAUCGCCAAGGCAAAGAAAUCCUUGCUGAUGGAGAAAAGUAUAGAAUUCAAGAAUUUAAGGGUGGAUACCACCAACUCAUCAUAACAAAUGUAACAGACGAUGAUGCCACUGUCUACCAAGUCAGAGCUACUAACCAAGGGGGAUCUGUGUCAGGCACAGCCUCCUUAGAUGUUGAAGUUCCCGCAAAGAUACACUUGCCUAAAAAUCUUGAAGGCAUGGGAGCUGUUCAUGCUCUCCGGGGAGAGGUCAUCAGCAUUAAGAUUCCCUUCAGUGGCAAACCAGACCCAGUGAUCACCUGGCAGAAAGGACAGGAUCUCAUUGACAACAAUGGCCAUUACCAAGUUAUUGUCACCAGAUCAUUCACAUCCCUUGUCUUCUCCAAUGGAGUGGAGAGAAAAGAUGCUGGCUUCUAUGUCGUCUGUGCUAAAAACCGAUUUGGAAUUGAUCAGAAGACAGUCGAACUGGAUGUGGCCGAUGUUCCUGAUCCCCCUAGGGGAGUCAAAGUGAGUGAUGUCUCAAGAGACUCAGUCAACUUAACUUGGACUGAACCAGCUUCUGAUGGUGGUAGCAAAAUCACCAACUACAUCAUUGAAAAAUGUGCCACUACAGCAGAGAGAUGGCUCCGUGUGGGUCAAGCUCGGGAAACACGGUAUACUGUGAUUAACUUAUUUGGUAAGACUAGCUACCAGUUCCGUGUAAUAGCUGAAAAUAAAUUUGGUCUCAGCAAACCUUCAGAACCUACAGAACCAACCAUAACCAAGGAAGAUAAGACUAGAGUAAUGAACUAUGAUGAAGAGGUGGAUGAAACCCGAGAAGUUAGCAAAACUAAGGCUUCUCACUCCUCAACCAAGGAACUGUAUGACAGAUACAUGAUUGCUGAAGAUCUGGGGCGUGGACAGUUUGGAAUUGUCCACCGCUGUGUUGAAACUUCUUCUAAGAAGACAUACAUGGCCAAGUUUGUCAAAGUUAAAGGAACUGACCAGGUUUUGGUAAAGAAAGAAAUUUCUAUUCUGAACAUUGCUAGGCACAGGAAUAUUUUAUAUCUCCACGAAUCAUUUGAAAGCAUGGAAGAAUUGGUUAUGAUCUUUGAAUUUAUUUCAGGGCUUGAUAUCUUUGAAAGAAUUAACACCAGUGCUUUUGAACUCAAUGAAAGAGAAGUUGUAAGUUAUGUUCGCCAGGUCUGUGAAGCCCUUGAAUUCCUACACCGUCACAAUAUUGGGCACUUUGACAUUAGGCCAGACAAUAUCAUUUACCAAACAAGAAGAAGCUCUGUCAUUAAAAUCAUUGAAUUUGGUCAAGCCAGGCAGUUAAAGCCAGGGGACAACUUUAGGCUUAUGUUCACUGCUCCUGAAUAUUAUGCACCUGAAGUACAUCAACAUGAUGUUGUCAGUACAGCCACGGAUAUGUGGUCCCUGGGAACUCUGGUGUAUGUUCUGUUGAGUGGUAUGAAUCCUUUCCUAGCUGAAACCAACCAACAGAUGAUUGAAAAUAUCAUGAAUGCCGAGUAUAGCUUUGAUGAAGAAGCCUUCAAGGACAUCAGCAUUGAAGCCAUGGACUUUGUCGAUCGGCUCUUGGUGAAAGAAAGAAAAUCUCGCAUGACAGCUUCUGAGGCACUCCAGCAUCCAUGGCUAAAGCAGAGGAUAGAAAACGUGAGCACUAAAGUCAUCAGAACACUAAAACACAGGCGUUACUACCACACCUUGAUAAAGAAAGACCUGAACAUGGUUGUAUCAGCAGCCCGAAUCUCCUGUGGUGGGGCAAUUAGAUCUCAGAAAGGAGUGAGUGUUGCUAAAGUUAAAGUUGCAUCAAUUGAAAUUGGCCCUAUUUCUGGGCAAAUAAUGCAUGCUGCUGGAGAAGAAGGUGGGUAUGUAAAAUAUCAAUGCAGCAUCGAAAAUUACGAUGCAUCCACUCAAGUGACCUGGUACUUUGGCAUCAGACAGCUGGAGAACAGUGAAAAAUAUGAAAUUACCUACCAAGAUGGACAAGCCACCCUGUAUGUCAAAGACAUUACUAAAGCAGAUGAUGGUACCUACAGAUGCAAGGUGGUCAAUGACUAUGGAGAAGACAGUUCCUAUGCAGAGCUCUUUGUCAAGGGUGUGAGAGAAUCUUAUGACUAUUACUGUCGUAGAACUGUAAAGAGAAUUAAAAGGAGGACAGAUGCUAUGAGACUCCUGGAGAGGCCGCCAGAAUUUACUCUGCCUCUCUACAACCGGACUGCCUACAUUGGUGAAAAUGUCAGAUUUGGUGUGACCAUAACAGUUCAUCCAGAACCCCGGGUGACAUGGUAUAAAUCAGGACAGAAAAUCAAACCAGAUGAUGAUGACAAGAAGUACACAUUUGAGACUGAUAAGGGUCUUUACCAACUAACAAUCAACAAUGUAACUAUAGAUGAUGAUGCUGAAUAUUCUGUGGUAGCACGGAACAAGUAUGGUGAAGACAGCUGUAAAGCUAAGCUGACAGUGACUCCACACCCACCAGCGGCAGAUACUACCCUAAGACCAAUGUUCAAACGAUUAUUGGCAAAUGCAGAAUGUCAAGAAGGCCAGAGUGUCUGCUUUGAAAUUAGAGUUUCUGGAAUCCCACCACCAACUUUAAAAUGGGAGAAAGAUGGUCAGCCUCUGUCCCUCGGUCCCAACAUUGAAAUUGUCCAUGAAGGCUUGGACUAUUAUGCUUUGCAUAUCCGAGAUACACUGCCAGAUGACACAGGUUAUUAUAGAGUCACUGCCACCAACUCUGCUGGCUCUACAAGCUGCCAGGCUCACCUACAAGUAGAACGCCUGAAGUACGUCAAGAAAGAAUAUAAGACUGAAGAAGAACGUGAAAGACACGUACAAAAACAAAUUGAUAAGACGCUAAGAAUGGCUGAAAUCCUCUCUGGUACUGAUUCUGUGCCACUGACCCAAGUAGCACAGGAGGCACUACGGGAAGCUGCCAUCCUCUACAAACCCGCUGUCAGCACCAAGACCGUAAAAGGUGAAUUUGAACUCCAGACAGAAGAAAAGAAGGAAGAAAAACGACUCCGUAUGCCUUACGAAGUACCAGAGCCACGCAGGUAUAAACGCACCACCGUCGAGGAAGACCAACACAUUAAGCAGUUUGUGCCAAUGUCUGACAUGAAAUGGUACAAGAAACUACGUGACCAGUUUGAGAUGCCUGGGAAGAUGGAUAGAAUUUCACAGAAAAGGCCCAAACGUAUCCGCCUCUCAAGAUGGGAACAGUUCUACGUGAUGCCUCUUCCACGCAUUACAGACCAAUACAGACCUAAAUGGCGUAUACCCAAACUAUCCCAAGAUGAUCUUGAGAUAGUGAGACCAGCCCGCCGUCGGACACCAUCUCCUGAUUAUGACUAUUAUUAUCGACCCAGAAGGAGGUCUCUUGGUGACCUUUCAGAUGAGGAACUACUCCUUCCAAUUGAUGAUUACUUAGCCAUGAAAAGGACUGAAGAAGAAAGGCUGCGUCUUGAAGAAGAACUUGAACUUGGCUUCUCUGCUUCCCCACCAAGUCGGAGUCCUCCCCAGUUUGAGCUAUCUAGUCUACGUUAUUCUUCACCAACUGCUCAUGUCAAGGUAGAUGAAACAAGAAAAGAUUUCAGAUAUUCAACUUAUCACAUCCCGUCUAAAGUGGAAACUGGCACAAGUUACAUGGAAUUACGUGAACGCCAUGCCAGAGCUGCAUACAGACCUUCUAGGCAGCGGCAAAGAAUCAUGGCUGAGAAAGAGGAUGAGGAAUUGCUCCGUCCAGUUACGACAACCCAGCGGCUCUCAGAAUAUAAAAGUGAACUUGACCACAUGGCCAAGGAAGAAAAAUCUAGAAAGAAAAGCAGAAGAGAAAGAGAAAUAACUGAAAUAACAGAAAUUGAAGAAGAAAUUGAAAUUUCAAAACAUGCGCAAAGAGAGGCAUCUUCAUCUGUCUCUAGGCUACUAGGAAGACGACGAUCUCUUUCUCCAACUUAUAUCGAAUUAAUGAGGCCAGUAUCUGAAUUAAUCCGGCCACGUACACAACCAGCUGAAGAAUAUGAAACUGAAAGAAGAUCCCCAACACCAGAGAGGACUCGGCCACGUUCUCCCAGCCCAGUGUCAAGUGAAAGAUCACUCUCAAGAUUUGAGAGAACUGCUAGAUUUGACAUAUUUUCCAGGUAUGAGUCUAUGAAGGCUGCAUUAAAGACUCAGAAGACAUCAGAACGAAAGUAUGAAGUUCUGAGCCAACAGCCUUUCACUCUGGACCAUGCUCCUCGAAUCACACUGAGAAUGCGUUCACAUCGUGUACCAUGUGGGCAAAAUACCCGCUUCAUCUUAAAUGUUCAGUCUAAGCCAACUGCUGAAAUUAAAUGGUACCAUAAUGGUGUAGAACUCCAGGAGAGCAACAAGAUUCACUAUACCAAUACAAGUGGGGUUCUGACCUUGGAAAUUCUGGACUGCCAUAUUGAUGACAGUGGGACAUAUCGUGCUGUGUGCACUAAUUACAAAGGAGAAGCUUCUGACUAUGCAACAUUAGAUGUUACUGGAGGGGAUUAUACCACCUAUACUUCCCGACGCAAAGAUGAGGAAGUACCAAGAUCAGUUUUUCCUGAACUGACCAGAACAGAGGCAUAUGCUGUUUCAUCAUUUAAGAAGAAAUCUGAGAUGGAAGCUUCCUCAUCUGUUAGGGAAGUCAAAUCACAAAUGACAGAGACCAGGGAAACUCUCACAUCACAUGAACAUUAUGCUUUGGCUGAAAUGAAAGCCACCGCAUCUGAAGAAAGGUCAGUGGAGGAGAAAACUACACAUAGAAAGAUUAAGACAACUUUGGCAGCAAGGAUUCUAACCAAACCACGGUCCAUAACUGUACAUGAGGGUGAAUCUGUGAGAUUUUCUUGUGACACUGACGGUGAACCAGUACCAACAGUUACAUGGCUCCGUGCAGGUCAGGUAAUCAGUUCCUCUGGCCGUCACCACGUCACAACCACAAAGUACCAUUCUACCUUUGAGAUUUCUUUGGUCCAGGCUUCAGAUGAAGGCAGCUACACUGUGGUGGUAGAAAACACUGAAGGAAAACAGGAAGCACAAUUUACUCUGACUAUUCAAAAGGCCAGGGUCCCUGAAAAGACAGUUACAUCACCACCAAGAGUCAAGUCCCCCGAGCCUCAUGCAAAAUCUCCAGAAGCAGUGAAGUCACCCAAGAGAGUGAAAUCUCCAGAGCCAGUUACUUCUCACCCAAAAACCACAGCACCGACAGAAACCAAACCCACACCAAUUGAGAAAGUACAGCUAGCAGUCACUGCUCCUCCCAAGAUAGUUCAACCACUCAAAGUGGAAGCUUCUAAAGACAUUGCAAAGCUCACAUGUGCAGUUGAAAGCAGUGUUUUAAGUGCCAAAGAGGUAGCAUGGUACAAAGAUGGCAAGAAAUUAAAGGAAAAUGGCCAUUUCCAAUUUCAUUAUUCAGCAGAUGGCACUUAUGAACUCAAAAUCCAAAACCUCACUGAAGCUGAUCAAGGAGACUAUGUCUGUGAAAUUUCUGGUGAAGGUGGGGCUUCUAAGACUAGUUUCCAGUUUGGUGGCCAAGACUUUAAGAGUAUUCAUGACCAGCUGUCCAGAACUCUUGAGACCAAGACAUCAGUUGAAAAAACUGCUGAACUGACAGAGACCAAGAAAUCAAUCCAAAAAACUGCAGAGUCUACAGAGACCAAGAAAUCAGUUGAGAAAACUGCUGAGUUGACAGAAAUUAAGAAAUCGGCUCAGAAAUUGUCUGAGCCAACAGAAACCAAGAAAACUGAAAAGAAAGCUGCUGAACCAGUUCCUUCAAAGCCAGUAAUUGUUACUGGGCUGCAAGAUAUGGCCAUAUCUUCAAAUACUGUUGCCAAGUUUUCAAUUAAAGCCACAGGAGAGCCUUGGCCCUCUGUUACCUGGACUAAGGAUGGAAAGGCUCUUGUACAGGGAGGAAAAUACAAACUAUUUGAAGACAAAGGAGGAUUCUACUUAGAAAUACGUGAGACCAGUACUUCAGACAGUGGACUCUUUACGUGUACAAUAACAAAUUCAGCUGGAUCUGUUUCCUCUAGCUGCAAAUUAAUAAUAAAGGAUACUAAAGAUGAGGAAAAGAAAACUUCAAUACAAAAGACCUCAGAAAUGACUUCUCAGAAAAAAGCAGUUGCCCAAGAAGAAGUAGCCAAAAAGGCCAUGGUUUCUGAAGAAAUCCAAAAAUCAGAAACAAUAUCUCAUGAGAAGUCAUCCCUCAAGGAGGAAUUUUCAAAAGCACUCAUUUCUGAAGAUAUCAAGAAAUCAGCUGCAGUCUCGCUGGAAAAAUCAGUUGUCCAUGAGGAAAUUGUGAAAAAGACCCAGGCAUCAGAAGAAAUCAAAGGUCAUGCUGAAAUUAAAGCAUUUUCCACUCAGAUGAGCAUAUCUGAAGGUCAGAAAACCACUCUAAAAGCUAAUAUUGCUGAUGCCUCUGAAGUCAAGUGGGUAUUGAAUGGAGUGGAGCUUACUAACUCAGAAGAUUACAGAUAUGGGGUGUCUGGCAACGAUCACACCUUAACCAUCAAGAAAGCCAGCCACAGAGAUGAAGGAAUACUUACCUGUAUAGGUAAAACCAGCCAAGGGAUCAUCAAAUGCCAGUUUGAUAUGACACUGUGUCAAGAGCGCUUAGAUGCCCCUGCCUUCAUCACACAGCCCAAGUCGCAAAAUGUGAAUGAAGGACAAAAUGUCCUCUUUUCUUGUGAAAUCAGUGGAGAUCCAACACCUGAAAUCGAAUGGUUUAAAAACAACAUGCCAAUUUCUAUAUCUUCAAAUGUCAGAGUAAGCCGCUCCAAAAAUGCAUAUUCUCUUGAAAUUCGAAAUGCAGCAAUAACUGACAGUGGAAAAUACACAGUCAAAGCCAAAAAUUUCCAUGGACAAUGUUCUGCCACAGCAUCCUUAACAGUGCUCCCUCUAGUUGAAGAACCUCCAAAAGAGGUAGUAUUGAGGACAAGUGAUGAUACAAGCAUGCAAGGAAUUUUCUCUUCACAAUCAGUUCAAAUGUCUGCCUCUAAGCAAGAGGCAUCCUUCAGCAGUUUCAGCAGUAGCAGCACUAGCAGCAUGACUGAAAUGAAAUUUGCAAGCAUGUCUGCCCAAAGCAUGUCUUCCAUGAAAGAGUCUUUUGUAGAGAUGAGUUCCAGCAGUUCUAUGGGAAAAUCUAGUAUGACACAACUGGAAAGUUCAACUAGUAGAAUGCUUAAAGCAGGUAUAAGAGGAAGUCCACCUAAAAUCGAAGCUCUUCCAUCUGACAUCAGCAUUGAUGAGGGCAAGGUUUUAACACUAGCCUGUGCUUUUACGGGAGAACCCACUCCUGAAAUAACAUGGUCCUAUGGUGGAAGAAGAAUUCAAAAUCAGGAACAACAAGGCAGGUUCCAUAUUGAAACUACUGAGGACCUGACAACUCUGAUUAUCAUGGAUGUGCAAAAGAAGGAUGGUGGACUUUAUACCCUAAGAUUAGGGAAUGAAUUUGGAUCUGACUCUGCUACUGUGAAUAUAAAUAUUCGAUCAAUUUAGAGAGCCUAGGCUCUUCUAUUUACACCUGACUUUUUGCAAGUAAUUCACACAUGGACUAAGUAUAACUGCUUCACAUGGACUAAACUUUCUGAUCUGUAAAUAUAAAAAGUAUUUUUUUAUCGAUCUAAAUGAGACAAAGGCCAAAGCUAUAGAUGACUUGCUGUCAUUAUUAUUGACUUAAGAACGGUAUACAUUUCUAAUUGACAUGUACAUACUGUAUAUAGCCGAAGUAACGGUUAUCAAGUUUUGUACCAUUUAUUUAGUGACAUUUUACAAUGCAACUUAUGGAACUAACUGUUGGUAGGAGAAAGUUUCUCAUGAAACGAAUACCCUGCUCAACAUUUAACUAAUCUUUGUGCCUCAACAAAGUGUUGAUGUCUAAGAAUGCCUCAGUGGGUAGAGAGAUUCCCCACUGAAGAUGCCCUUAUACCUAAGAGAUAAUGCUGUUCAUGUAACCUAAUACAUGCAUAAAUAUUUACUGAAUCAGAAAUGUAAGGCAUUGGUGAUGUUUGCAAAUACCCUCCUGUAAACUUCAUCUGAAUGUCUCACAUUCCUUCUGAUUAUGUCACAUUCAGAAUUUUCAUUUGACUUACCUAUUGGUCAGAACAAAGUGUAAGCGGCCAACACUUUGUUCACCCCUCUGCACUGCUUCUAGCGUGAGGACUGCCUGGAUAGCUUGAAAAAGUAACAUCUCCUGGCCAUUCCCUCAUUUAAACAAGAUGUUCAGGUUUUCCAAUGCAGAAGCAGUGUCCACUCCUGGAGGUUCCUAGAGUGCAAUAAUUGUGUUCGUGUGGUAGUAUUAGAAUUAUCUUACAUCUAAAAUUUGGGCAACUAAGCAAUGAACCACAGCAAAGAAAACAAAAUACCAACACAGCAAGCUGUUGUUAAACCAAUAAGCAAUGCCCUCAACUUCAAUUUGAUAUAGUUCUUAUCAAUUAGAAAUAAAUGAUCGUUAAUUGUAAUUGAACCUCCUGGAGCUUUAAAGUAGCAUUGAAAUAAAAGCAUGUUAUCUGCACCUCA
Molecule: messenger RNA, 99994 nt
Organism: Phascolarctos cinereus (koala)
Lineage: Eukaryota; Metazoa; Chordata; Mammalia; Diprotodontia; Phascolarctidae
Source: RefSeq, a predicted model, not a curated record